CCAGGGGAGUGAUUAUGUAGCCCCCCCCCAGUAUAAGAAGGUGGCACCCCGUGUGGCCCCCCCUGAGCUGUUGGAGCAUUCCCAGCCUCACCUUGGCUGGAGGGAAGACAGAACUACACGGGGUGUAGUUUUGUUAGUUGGGGGGGCUUCCUUGGGGGUCUGUGUGGACAAACAUAGAGGAUAAGGAAGUGCCUUUGCUUCAUCGGGGGCUCCGUCCCAACACCGCCAGGCGGCCUUUCACGCUGCCGAGUAACAUGUCGACACAGGCGCCAACAUUCACGCAGCCGCUUCAGAGCGUCGUGGCACUUGAGGGUAGUGCCGCCACGUUCCAGGCUCAAGUUAAUGGUUGCCCAGUUCCUGAGGUGAGCUGGUUCCGUGAUGGCCAGGUUCUUUCCGCUGCCGCUUUACCCGGCGUUCAGAUCUCGUUCAGCGACGGCCACGCUGUUCUGAAGAUCCCCGCCGUGACCGCCGCGCACAGCGGAAGAUUUUCUGUACGAGCUACCAAUGGAGCCGGACAAGCCACCAGCACCGCCGAACUUCUUGUCACAGCGGAGACGGCACCUCCGAGUUUCCUUCAGAGACUUCAGAGCUCCACCGUGAGACAAGGCAGUCAAGUGAGACUCAACGUCCGAGUCACUGGCAUCCCGGCACCGACGGUCAAGUUCUAUCGGGAAGGAGCUGAGAUCCAGAGCUCGGCUGACUUCCAGAUCCUCCAGGAAGGAGACCAGUACAGUCUGAUGAUUGCUGAGGUUUUCCCAGAGGAUUCCGGGACCUAUUCUGUGACCGCCAGCAACAGCAGCGGUCGAGCCACGUCGUCUGCAGAGCUGCUGGUUCAGGGUGAGGAGGCUGUGCCGGCCAAGAAAACCAAGACGGUGGUUUCCAGCUCACAGACACAUCAGACCAGAGUGGAGAAGAGGACAGAGGCCAGUUUUCAGACCACAGCCAUGAUGGAGAUGCAGAUGGAAGGUGCCGAGCUGAUGCACAAAACCCCACCCAGAGUUGCCCCCAAACCUGCAUCCAUGUCGCCGACCCAGUCGUCGUUGGUCACGAAGGUGACCGGAGCGCGGCAGCAGUCGCCGUCGCCUGUGAGACACGUGAAGGCGCCGACGUCCACACCAGUCAGGCCCAUCAUGUCCCCGAUCAGCGCACACAAGCAGAUCGGUUCCGGUUCGGAUGUCCUGCCCCCCUGGAAGCAAACGGGCUACGUGAGCGAGGUCGGCUUCAGCAGCAGCGCUACGCUGAUGGAGGAGUCGAGGCAGGUCAUCGGCAUCACACAGGCCGGGGGAGGGAAAAGGUCCGGGGCGGUGGCCACAGUGGUGGCCGCCGUAGAUCUGGCACGUGUCUGUGAACCUGUGCAUGAUGAGGGUGGUCCAGGGCAGGGCGACGUUUGGGCUUUCGAGGCAAAGUUGAGGUCACAGGUGGAGACCGGCUGGACAACCGCUCAAGACGUUCUUCGUGAUGACUCCACGACGUCUCAGGUGGUGGAGGAAGAGGCUGCAACUCCGUACGGCAACAGCGUGGUCCCGCCCACUUUGCUUUCCCAUCUGAAGAACACAAAUGUAACCGAAGGCGAGUCGGUGACCCUGGAGUGCCAGAUCGGCGGUCAGCCCCUCCCUGUCAUCCUGUGGUUCCGAGAGGACUACAAGAUCGAGAGCUCCAUCGAUUUCCAAAUCACCUACCACGACGGAUUUGCCCGCUUGAUGAUCCGCGAGGCCUUUGCCGAGGACAGCGGGCGAUUCACUUGCACCGCCACUAACGAAGCCGGAACCAUCAGCACUUCCUGCUACCUUCUUGUCCAGGUGUCUGAAGACAUCGAGAGCAGAGAGGAGGUCGCUGAGGAACGUGAAGACAAACUAGUAACUGAAGAAGAAACCAUGUCCCAAGUGAGCGGAGUUGAGUCCGAGUCCUCCGCUGUCGCCGCCCCGUUCUUUGUCAGCACUCCCGGCUCCCAGAAGCUGGUGGAGGGAGGAAGCGUUAUCUUUGAAUGCCAAGUGGGAGGAAGCCCCAAACCACACAUUAUAUGGAAGAAGAACGGCAUCCCGCUCACGACCGGUUACAGAUACAAAGUUGCCUACAAGAAGGAGACCGGCGAGUGCCGAUUGGAGAUCUCCAUGACUUUUGCCGACGAUGCUGGAGAAUAUUCCAUCUUUGCCAAGAACCAGCUUGGAGAAGUAUCGGCCACCACCAACCUGCUUGAGGAAGAUGAAUACGAAGCCUACUUGAAGACACAGGAGUUGACGUUGAAGACGGAAGUACAAGCCACAGUGCAGGAGCCCAAAGUUGGAGACAUUCCUCCCACCAUGAUGAUAUCAGAGAAGAUGACCACCACUAUUAUCUCCUCACAGGACUUCCACCUGUCCGUCAUGGAGCAGAGAAUCAUCCAGGAGAUUGAACUUCCCAUCAUGCGGAUGAGCUACAGAGAACUGGUGACAGAAGACGGAGAACUGAUGGUGACCGCCGCCGAUGAUGAAGCGAUGCAGCCGACCUUUGACACACCAGUUAAAAACUACCGCAUCAUGGAAGGAAUGGGCGUCACGUUCCACUGCAAGAUGGCUGGAACGCCUCUGCCAAAGAUCGCUUGGUACAAAGAUGGCCAGCGUAUCCAGUCCGGUGGACGAUACCAGAUGGAGGUUCUUCAGGACGGACGUUCUAGCCUGCGUCUGCCGGUGGUUCUCCCAGAAGACGAGGGUGUGUACACUGCCUUGGCUUCCAAUAUGAAAGGGAAUGCCGUCAGCUCCGGGAAGCUCUACGUCGAGUCUUCCGGCGCAGCGUCGCCUCAGAGAUACACCCCACAGCCAGCCAUGCAGAGGAUCCGGUCCACAUCCCCGCGCUCUCUGAGCCGCUCACCGGGCCGUUCUCCCAGCCGUUCUCCCGGACGUUCUCCUGCCCGUCGGCUUGACGACACAGAUGAAGCUCAACUGGAGAGACUCUAUAAGCCCGUCUUUGUUGUGAAGCCGAGCUCGUGUAAAUGCUCCGAGGGGCAAACCGCCAGAUUUGACCUGAAGGUUGUGGGCAGACCCAUGCCUGACACAUACUGGUUCCACAACGGACAACAAGUGGUCAGCGACUACACUCACAAGAUUGUCAUUAAGGAGGAUGGUACUCAGUCGUUGAUCAUCGUCCCAGCCACGCCACACGACUCCGGCGAGUGGACGGUCGUGGCUCAGAACAGAGCUGGACGUUCUUCGAUCUCUGUCACGCUCGCUGUCGAUGCCAAAGAAACCUUGGUGCGUCCACAGUUCACGGAUAAGCUGAGGAACAUCAGUGUCAAGCAGGGGACUCUGGUGGAACUGGCGGUCAAAGCCAUUGGGAACCCGUUGCCUGAUAUCGUCUGGCUUAAAAACAGUGACAUCAUCACACCUCACAAGCACCCGCAUAUCAAGAUUGAAGGAACCAAAGGAGAAGCAACAUUCCAGAUCCCAUCUGUGUCAGGUUCAGACAGCGCUUGGUACACCGCCACAGCCAUCAACAAGGCCGGCAGGGACACCACCCGCUGCAGAGUCAAUGUGGAGUUGGACUACGCCGAGCCGGAACCAGAGCGGAAGCUCAUUAUUCCCAAAGGAACCUACAAAGCCAAAGAGAUCGCCGCUCCCGAGCUGGAGCCUCUUCAUCUCCGCUAUGGCCAAGAGCAGUGGGAGGAAGGAGACCUUUACGAUAAGGAGAUGCAACAGAAACCGCAAUUCAAGAAGAAACUGACCUCCGUUCGAAUGAAGAAGUUUGGCCCUGCUCAUUUCGAGUGCAGACUGACUCCGAUCGGUGACCCCACCAUGGUGGUGGAGUGGCUCCAUGACGGAAAACCCCUGGCGGCCGCUAACCGGCUCCGCAUGGUCAACGAAUUCGGCUACUGCAGCCUGGACUAUGAAGCCGCUUACGCCAGAGACAGCGGCGUCAUCACGUGCAGAGCCACCAACAAGUUCGGCGUGGACCAGACCUCGGCCACCCUCAUUGUCAAGGAUGAAAAAGGCCUUGUGGAGGAAAGUCAGCUCCCCGAAGGAAGAAAGGGAGCUCACCGAAUCGACGAGAUGGAACGCAUGGCUCACGAGGGAGGACCCGCCGGAGUGACUGCCGACGAGGAGACUGACAAAAUGAAACCGGAGAUCGUACUUUUGCCCGAACCCGUCCGGGUCUUGGAGGGUGACACGGCCAGAUUCCGCUGCAGAGUGACCGGCUACCCUUCCCCCAAGGUCAACUGGUACCUGAAUGGGCAACUUAUCCGCAAGAGCAAGCGAUACAGACUUCGUUACGAUGGAAUUUACUACUUGGAGAUCGUAGACAUCAAGUCCUACGAUUCAGGGGAGGUCCGAGUCGUUGCCGACAACAACCUGGGCUCCGCCGAGCAUACCGUUAAGCUGGAGAUUCAGCAGAAGGAGGACUUCAGGAUGCACCUUCGCAGGGUUCCUGAGACCAAAGCGGCCGAGACUGCGCCGGAACCUGGAAAGACUCCCUUUGAGGUGGUGAAGGUGGAGAAACCCUCAGAAGACAGUCAGCUGAAGGAGGUGAUCAAGCUGAAGAAAGCUCAGAGGAUCGUUCACGAAAAAUCCACCGAGGAAUCGGAGGAACUGAGGAGCAAAUUCAAGCGCAGAACCGAGGAGGGCUAUUAUGAGUCUAUCACCGCUGUGGAACUCAAGUCUCGGAAGAGGGAUGAGUCCUAUGAGGAUCUGCUGAAGAAGACCAAGGAAGAGCUCCUCCAUCAUGCCAAGGAGAAGGAGGAGGCAGAGAAGAAAAAAGAGGAAGAGCGACGAGCGACUGCCAAAGCGCUCAAACCGGAGAGGGUGAAGCUAUCGGCUAGCAUGGAAGCUCCCAAAAUCCUGGAUCGUAUCUCGAGUCAGACGGUAGCGCAAGGAGAUGAAGUGAAGUUCAGGGUUCGGGUUGUUGGCAGACCGAAACCCGAGUGCCAGUGGUUCAAGAACGGGGUUCAGAUGGAAGAGACUGAACGGGUUUACUGGUUCUGGCCGGAAGACCAUGUUUGUGAGUUGGUCAUCAAAGACGUCAGAGCUGAGGAUUCUGCUAGCAUCAUGGUCAAAGCCAUCAACUCCGCUGGAGAGACCUCAAGUCACGCCUUUCUUCUGGUGCAAGCAAAGCAAGUCAUCACCUUCACGCAGACGCUGGAGGACAUCAGCGCCAAAGAGAAGGACACCAUGGCCACCUUUGAGUGUGAAACCAACGAACCCUUCGUCAAGGUCAAGUGGUUGAAGGACAACAUGGACAUCUUCUCCGGUGACAAGUUCAGGAUGCACUCGGACAGGAAAGUUCACUUCCUGUCUGUGCUGAUGCUCGAAAUGAGAGACGAUGCCGAAUAUUCCUGCGUGGUCGUAGACGACGAUCACAUCCGCACGAGCGCCAGGCUGAACGUCGAAGGAGCACCGCUGGAGAUCCUGAAACAUCUGGAGAGUACCGAGGUGCCAGAGACCUACUCUGGAGAGUUUGAGGUGGAGCUGUCUCGUGAAGAUGCUGAGGGCGUGUGGUUCUUCGGAGACAAGCAGUUGUCCCCCAGCAGCAAGCAUGUCAUCUCUUCACGGCGCGGACGACACAGCCUGUCCAUCAAGGACGUCAAGAAGGAAGACCAGGGCCAGUACUCCUUCACCGUGGGCCAAAUGAAGACCACCGCGUCCCUCAAGAUGAAAUUCCGCCCGGUGACGCUGAUGCAGCCUUUAGCCGAUCUCGCCCUCUGUGAGGGUGACAUUGCUCAGAUGGAGGUCAAGUUCUCGCAGGAGAACGUGGAAGGAACCUGGAUGAAAGACGGAAAAGUGGUAACCGUCUCGGACCGGGUGCACAUCGUCAUCGACAAACAGAUCCACAAACUCCUGAUUGAGGACACCAGGAAGGACGACGUCGGCGUUUAUUCAUUCGUGGUUCCCGAUCAGGAGAUCUCCACCGCCGCCAAGCUGAAUAUUCGAACUAUCGGCAUCAUGAGCCCGUUGAAGGACACGAGCACCAUUGAAGGCACCAAGACCGUCCUGGAGGCCAAGAUUUCCGCUCAAGACAUCAGCUCGGUCAAGUGGUACCACGACGAUAAAGCCAUGACCCCCAGCGACAGAGUCCAAAUGGUCGCCAAGGGAGCCAAGCAGCGCCUGGUCUUCAACAGGACCUUCGCCUCAGAUGAAGGACGCUACAAACUGGUGGUUGGACGAGCCGACACCGAGUGUACUUUGUCCGUGCAGACCAUCCAGAUCAUGACUCCGAUGAUGGACAAAGAGUGCGCCGAGUCGGAGAACGUUAUUUUUGAAGUGGAAGUCUCCCACCCAGGCAUCGAUGCCUUUUGGACUUUUAAGAGACAGCCGCUCAAAGCCGGAGGAAAAUACAAGAUGGAGUCGAAAAACAAGCGCCACAGUCUGACCAUUUUGAAUGCCAUGAAGGACGAAGAAGGCGAAUACGUGUUUGCCGCCGGCGAAAAGACAUGCAGCGCUUCGCUCACCGUCUCGGGCGGCGCCAUCAAGAAACCGCUUCAGGACUUGGUGGUGGCAGACUCGCAGACCGCCGAGCUGGAGUGCGAGGUUGCUAACCCGUCCGUGGAAGGCAAGUGGCUGAAGGACGGCCAGCCCGUGGACUUCAGCGACAACGUGCUGAGCGAGGUGAAUGGCGCCGUCAGACGCCUCGUUAUCGUCAUCACUAAGGGCGCCGACAUUGGAGAGUACACCUACCAGAUCGCCAGCUCCAAGACCACGGCCGGUCUGAAAGUUGAAGCCGUGAAGGUGAAGAAGACGAUGAAGAAUGCCAACGUGGUCCAGACGCAAGACGCCGUGUUCAGCCUGGAGCUGACUCACCAGAACGUGAGGGGCGCCCAGUGGAUCAAGAACGGGAUCGAGAUCAAGCAAAGCGACAAAUACGAAGUGACGGUCAGCGGCACCGUGCAUACCUUGAAGAUCAGGAACUGCAACACCCAAGAUGAAUCCGUGUAUUCCUUCAAGCUGGGGAAACUGUCGGCCAACGCCCGCUUGAACGUUGAAACCAUCAAGAUCCUGAAGAAACCCAAGGACGUCACCUCGCUGCUGGGAGCGACCGCCGUGUUCGAGUUGGGCAUCUCGGAAGACGACGUACCCGUGAAGUGGAUGUUCAACAGCACGGAGCUGAAGGCCAACGAGCACUACAGGAUGACCUCAGAGAAGAAGACGCAUAAGCUGGUGGUGCAGGACGUCAACGCCAGCAAAGAGGGGGAGUACACGGCCGUGGUGGGACAUCUACGCUGCAGCGCCCACCUCACCGUCGAGUCUCUUCGUGUGACCAGACCCUUGAGCAACGUGGAAGUGGCUGAGACCCAGGCGGCCAACUUCGAGUGUGAAGUGUCGCACUUCAACGUCCCCUCCACCUGGUUGAAGGACGGCAUGGAGAUGGAGAUGAGCGAGAAGUUCAGGAUGGUGGUCCAAGGAAAGGUCCACCAACUGAAGAUCAUGAACACCUGCAUGGAGGACUCCGCCGAGUACACCUUUGUGUGCGGUAAAGACCGAGUCUCUGCCACGCUCACCAUCAACCCCAUCGUCAUCUCAACCAUGCUGGAAGACGUCAACGCUCAGGAGAAGGACACGGUCACACUGGAGGUUAACGUGAACUACGAGGGAAUUUCCUACAAAUGGAUGAAGAACGGCGUCGCCAUCCGCUCGACGGAUCGAUGCCAAGCGCGAUGCAAACAGCUCACUCACACGCUGAGCAUCAGGAACGUUCAUUUUGGCGACAGCGCCGAAUACGCCUUCAUGGCCGGGUCUUCUGGAACCAGCGCCAAGGUUUACGUGGAAGCUCGUGUUGUUGAAUUCACCAAACACUUGAAGGACUUAAAGAUCACCGAAAAGAAGAGAGCAACCUUCGAGUGUGAAGUUUCGGAACCAAACAUCCAGGUGAUGUGGAUGAAGGACGGUCAGGAGCUGGAGACGUCGGACAGAUACAAGAUGACCUCCGAGAAGUUUGUGCACCGCCUGAUUUUGCCCUCUGUCCGACUGUCGGACGUGGGAGAAUACACCGCUGUGGCCGGGUCCAGCAUGUCCAAGGGGAACCUUGCCGUGGAGGGACGGGACAUCAAGAUCUCGGAGCCCACCAACAAGAACAUUGCUGUCGUCGAGAGACAAAGAGCGACUUUUGAGUUUGAAGUGAGUGAGGACGAUGUGGAAGGCCGUUGGAUGAGGAACGACGUGGAGAUCCAAUUCUCCUCAGAGGAGCGUUUCAGCUAUGUCACCAUCAGGAAGCUCCACCGUCUUACCAUCGCUGAGACGUACAGAAGCGACGGCGGAGAGUACACCUUUGUCGCCGGAAAGAACAAAAGCUCCAUGAACCUUCACGUGACACUUCCCGAACCUCCCCAGGUGGUCCGCCCCAUGCAGCCCCAGACCGUGAUGUCGGGCAAAUCGGUUCGCUUCUCGGUGCAAGUGAGCGGUCUCCCGCAGCCGCAGGUGACCUGGUACAAGGACUCGCAGGCUCUCUGUACCAGCUACAUGUGCAAGUUCCUUCAUGACGACGACGAGCACACGUUGCUGCUGCUGGAGGUCUUUCCCGAGGAUGCCGCUGUCUACAGCUGUGAGGUCAAGAACGACUACGGCGAGGCGGCGAGCUCCGCCCCUCUCACCGUGGAAGUUGCUGAAGAAGUUACGGUCCAGGUCUCUGCUCCAGUCCUUGUUUCUCCCAUGCGAGACAUCCUGGUUUCAUCGGGCCAUUCCGCACAGCUGGAGUGUACCGUUUCCGGGGACGAUCUGCAGAUAUGCUGGUUCUGGAACGACCGAGAGAUCAGGCAGUCGGACAUCUUCAAGAUGUCUCGUUUUGGCAACAUCUGCCAGUUGAACAUUUCCCGAGCGUCCUUCGACCAUGAAGGAGAGUACUCAUGUGUUGCCAGGAACUCGGCAGGAAUGGUCACAUGUGCUGCCACUCUCAAUAUCGACGAUGGUAAAACCUUAGCUAGCAUGGCAAGCACUGGGGCUGAGGCUCGGCUAAGUCAGACACUCGAGACUCGGACACUUACCGAGUUUACCGAGUGCUUCUCUGAGAGCUCCUCCACAUCUUGGCGGAGAGUAGAAGUUGAAAUGGAGAGCACAGACAAUCACAUUGAAAUCGAAUUGUACCCGAGGCCCAAACUGCUGAUGGAACUGCGGGACGUCCGGGUCAAAAGCGGUGAGAUGGCCGAGUUCUGCUGCUCCUUUGACGGACAGCCCUUUGUCGGGGUGGCGUGGGAUCACGACGGCCGGAACGCGGUCACGGAGCGGGUGAGGAGCUCUCAGAGCGGCGGACUCUUAUCCCUGGUGAUCCAGGGCGUCGGCGUGUCCGACCAGGGCAUGUACCGCUGUACCGCCACCAACCGACACGGCCAGAACAGCUCCUCUGCUCGGCUCACUGUGGAAGCUAAAGAGGCAAAUGUCAAAUCCGAGUGCGCCAUCGCGACCGAUUCCGUGCAUGCGGCGUCACAGGCCGACGUGGAGAACACGCAGGAUUCUCCCGAGAUCCCAGACCAGGAAAAGAUGGGGGAGAAGCCGGGAUCGGUGCCUCCCUGCUCCCAGAGACCUUACGGCCUCGUCAGCCAACUUUAUUUCCUGGACACGUUCCCCAAUGCUGAUCUCGGCGCCCGCCCCGACUUCCUGAUCCCGCUCCCCCGAGAGCUGUUGGUCCAGAACUGCAGCCCCGGGCUGUGUUGUGUUAUGAAGGGGCUUCCCCGAAUGUCUGCCAUUUGGCUUUACGGCUGCUUGAGUGUUGUGGACUCUGUGUCGUACUCUCCGAAACGGGACGGCCCCCUGUGCUGUAUGGGUGUUAAGAAAUGGGGACCUGGACACGGGGGCGCUUUCUCUUGCAAAACCUCAGCCGGGGAUGCUGAGCGCAGCUUGGUGACCAAAGUCACCGGAGAGCAGAGGGCGCCUGGAUUCCAGGUCCAGGAGGAAGUGGCAGCCUUCUCUAGCUCCACCAUCACCGUGGAAGAGGAAAGCCGACAUUCCUACUACUCUGAUCUUAAAUUUCCACACAAAACACAAACAUCUGAACUCCAGCCAGAGUCCAAACUGUACUCCAGUACUUUGGAGAAGACCAAACAAAAGCCGGUUUUCCUCAGCAAACUUUCUCCGGCAGUUGUGGCUUUGGGAGAAAAGGCUUUUCUUACCGUCACAGUAUCUGGUUUUCCUGAACCCAGUCUUCGGUGGGCCCACAAUGGGCAGACCAUAAGCACAUCGUCGAGGUAUACUUUUGUCCGUAAGGAAAACGAGUACACUUUGAUCAUUAACAGAGUUGCAGUAGAAUUAGAAGGCGAGUACUCUUGUACUGUCAGCAAUCGAUUUGGACAGGAAACGUGUUCUUCUUAUCUUCAUAUUCAUCUGAAGGAACCACAGACGGAGAGCCUUGAGAAGGUCUUUGUGCCGAUGGGCAACCCUCCGGUGUUCUCUAAAACUAUCGAGUCCGUUCAGCUGCGUGAAGGAGGUCAUGCGUCCUUCCGGUACGUCGUGACCGGGGAUCCUCGACCUGAGGUCCGGUGGCUGAAAGGCAGCCUUCAGAUUCAACCCAGCAGCUUAAGCGUCAUUGUGAACAGCUCAGACGGAUCAGGAUUCCUCACGCUUAAGAACGUCCGGCAGGAGGACGUAGCCGUCUAUACCUGUAAGGCUUCCAACCAGUCUGGAGAAGCCGCUUGUUCUGCUGAGCUCUUGGUGUUGAGUGAGAAGGUCGAAGAGGACUUGCUAAGGAAAACGAAUGCUUUGACCUUGUCCAUAACCGAGGAGAGUACCGAAUCCAGAUUGAACCAGAAAAGCAGUCGUUCUGAUCAGAUGAUUUACACCAUUAGUACUGAAAACCGGAAGGUUAUUCCCAGCGAGGAAGUGGGAUCCCUCGGAGAACCGUAUAUUUCUGUAGCCACCCGCCAUCGCGAGCAGGUCACCCGCAAGGCAGCAGUACUACAGUCUCACGAGAUCCAGGAAAGCCUUUCUGUGGUUCCGAGCCAUCCACCUCAUGUUUCUACGGUUCCUGUGAAAGCUCUCCACAUGACGGCGUUCUUAUCGUCAGUUCAGGAGAAACAAAAGAUCACAGAGCAGCACUUUGAACGCAUUCUCAGCCCGCAGAUGGUUGAAGUGGACUUUGCGAGAGAACAUAGCAUCAAUCUCCAGUCAAGUACGACUGAUGAACUCCUCACACUUAGCACAGUCACAUCCCAGACGAUUGUAGACCGCAUUCCAGAGCAUGUGGAGGUUCUGGAGGAGCCCCGGCAGCUUUUCAGCAGCCACUCAGUUGAACCUGCCGUACUGGCCAUGGAUGGAACGUUAUCUGUCCAUCACAGACCACAGGAAGAGAAAGGUUUUAAUGUCCCUGAGGGGCUUAAAAUGUUCUACAGUGCUCAGUCAACCGGGCAGCUCCCAGUCACCGAAAGACACUGUGUACCUCUGCCGGUUUUAGAUGCAGAAACCGAACCACUGAUCGGUAAAGAGCCACAUCAGGCAUCGGUUGCGCCAAUCAAUGAGUCGAUGCUGACUUUGAGCAAAGAGCAUCCAAUUAAAAAUAAUCUACCAGCGCAGGAGACAAUCAGUCCACGCAAAGACCGGGUCUACAAGUCAGCUCCUACCACUGAAGAGAAGUAUUUACUCCAGAGUGAUCAGUUAGGACACAUAUCAGGUGUAGUACCGUCUCAGAGUCUUCAUCCUCUGACGCAGGGAGAGGUACUCCUGAACCUGAACCUUAUCGACAAUCAGGCCGUUUUGCAGUCAGAAGGUCGAUUCAACAGUCGGACACCUUCAACCGAUCAGGCAAACGUGGGCAUGAGUCCCACUUUGCUACACACCGUAACCCAGGAAGAGCAGAGGUCUGUCGUUUGUGACGUCACCUCAGAAGUCUCCACCAAGGUUGACGUUGAGUCUCUGAAGCCCGCUAUGGAGCUUCCGCCGACACGGUACCUACAAUCAAUCGAUUCUUUAUCACCGCUACCGAAAGAAGAUACACUUAGCGUUAGCAAACCGACACAGCAGAUGGCGACGCAAAAACGGGAAAAGACUCGAAAGUACGCAGCGCUUUCCCAGGAAAGUCAGGAGCUCACAGCUGACUUCCACAAAGAUUUGAAGGUGUCCUUUGCGGGCAUGGAGUCCCAAUCUGGUACGGAACCAAAGAUUCCAAACACCCUAGCAGUUUCAUCCCGGUCUGGACAGCUUCCGAAGGAGAAACCUUUCCCAGCAGAUUUGAAACACCAAAGAGCUUUAGUCCAAAAAGAGGAUUGCUGGAAUAUUGUACAUUCCGUAAACGUUACAGACACCCAUGCCAUGGAAGAGGGUCAUACCACUUAUCUUCAAACCGGGAAAAAAAUCCAUAAUGAGAUGAAAUAUGAAGCCAAGAUUCCGAGAAAAACGGUUUGCGUAGAAGAGAAUCCAGUUGCGAAUGAAACCUGUACGGUCCUCAAAUCAGCUGACCGGGAGUUUGCAGUCCCAAUCCAGGAAGGUCAAUCGGUGCGGCAGUCAUUGUUGCUCCGAGAAAAACGGAUUCUUACUCAGGACUCGUCAAGUGAGAUUCAAACAUGUCAAGGCUCAACCGCUAGCGUCUUGACCCAACCUAAAAGAGUUGCGUUUGUCUCCGAGAGCCAAGAAUCCCGAACUCUUCCCAAAGAACUUAACUUUAUGAUUCGGAUGCCCAACAAAAGCUGUUUGACGAUUCAACAUCAGCUCCGAGAUGCUCUUAGGUCCGCUGUAGCCAAUCAGCAGCCGGUGUUGCUAGCUGAUGUCGUUAGCCACUUCAAGGCGCUGGACAUUCAAGAGCUAAACGUUCAAAAGGAGCCCAAAGGCAGAGUUCACACGUACGUGAUUACAUCACCCGGUGCUCUCAUGGAGCUCACGCUCAUUUUUGAGUGUGAAUACCCCCGCAGAGCUGACCUGAAAUCAGAACUGGAACUCGCUCUUCAUGCUCUGGUUUUGCAGGAGCAGCAAAGUCUGGUAUCCGAGCAAACGGGUUUGAUGCAGAUCAACAAGCCUGAGAAGGCGCUGAUUUGCUCGCAACCUGUCAAAGAGCAGUUCUCGUUGGUGGUUGACGUAGCCAUGGUGGCGGAGAGUGCCGCUGGGGUUCCUCCCAUUGUUCCUCAGUCUGCUGCCUUAAACACGGAAACAGUUCAGAGUCAGACAGAAGUCCACAAGUCAAACCAGGACACUGAUCGUGUGUCCGUCCAUGGGACCGACUUGUUUGUCCACCAGGAGGCCAAGAAAGAAUCAAUGUCAGAGUCCAUGAUCAGAGUAGAGUCCUCAGAUAUCUUGGCUGGUUUCCCACUUGUCAUUGCUUCUCUGGACGAGGUUUCUGCUGAGGAAAACAACAACGUUGUGAUUACGUCCACCAUCAAGUAUGCCACUACUAUUAAUUGGUUUGUCAAUGGACACUUAGUCAAAUCUGGCAAAGAGUUCCAAUGUUCUGGAGAUCAGGACACAUACACACUCACCAUCAACCGAGUCCAGAAGGAGAAACACGAAGGCGAAUAUGCCUGUGUAGCGGAGAAUCAAGCUGGGAAGACCACAACACGGACAAGACUCAAAGUUGUCUCACGAGUGAGACCCGUGUUCAAGCACACGGCGGCCCCUCUGGAGAUCAACGCUGGCAACACUGCCAGGUUUGAGUGCGAAACCGAGGACGCUCCUGAGGUGAACUUCAAGUGGUUCAAAGAUGGACAGCGCAUCAAAGAAGGCGACAGGUUCAGGAUUAUCAGCCGUGUUACCACUUCCUUCCUGGAGCUCCUGAGCGCCACCAAGGACGAUGGCGGUGAAUACAGCUGCAAGGCGUCCAACAAGCACGGCAGUGACGAAUGCUCGGCGACGCUCCACGUGACAGACAAACAAAUCCCUCCCAGCUUUAUAACUACACUCAACUCUUGUACCGUUUAUGUCGGGAAGAGUAUGAUGACUGAGUGUAUCAUAUCAGGAUCAGCUCCUGUCAAUGUGAUGUGGUUUAAGGACCAGCAGGCUCUUCUCCAAAUGCCCGGCCAUUACAGAACCUUCAGCGAUAAAAAUAAGGUCGGGCUGGAGAUCUCCACAGUUGAGCCAAGCGACCAGGGCUUCUACCUGUGUCAGGUGUCUAACGACGUUGGUUCGGCUGAGUGCAGCUUCCAGCUGAACGUUGUUGAUAAGCCCAGCUUUGUGAAGCUCCUGGGUCAAGUGGCCGCCGUGGUCGGCACCCCGUUGCACCUGGAGUGCCAGGUGGAUGAAGAUACCGGAGUAAGUGUGAGCUGGACCAGAGACGGUCGAAAGGUCCAUCAGUCUCCCGACUGUAAACUGUCCUUUGAGGACAAAAUACUCGCUCUUGACAUCCCGAAGACCAUGCUGAAAGAUUGCGGCUCUUAUGUGUGCACGGUGACAAAUGACGCCGGUAGCGCGACUUGCGCCACCUUAGUGAAGGUUCAAGAGCCGCCGGUCUUUGCAAAGAGACUGGAAACGACGGCGCUCUGGAGGAAAGGUGUCACUGCCCGCCUGCAGUGCACCGUCAAAGGAUCUCCUGAACUUCACACCGUGUGGUUUUUUAAUAACGUUGAGCUGCUCCCUGGCAGCAGAUACAACAUGACUUUGAAGGAGAACGUGGCUUCUCUUGAGAUUCACGACGUCACGUUGAGUGACAGCGGCAGCUACACCUGCGAAGUUCUCAACGAGAGCGGGUGUGAAAGCUGCAGCACCAAAGUCAAAGUUAAAGAGCCACCAUCUUUCAGAAGGGCACUGCCCUCUGUGGAGGUGCUAAGAGGUGCUGUUGCCGUACUGGACUGUGACAUUGAGGGUUCGGCGCCUUUUGAGGUGUCCUGGAAAAAGAAUAAGAAACCUGUGAGCACAGAUAAGAAGUACAGAAUCAUGUCACAUGGUUCCUCCACUUCUCUGGAGAUUCACUCUUUUGAGAGUGCCGACGCCGGAGAAUACGAAUGUGUUGUAUCCAACGAAGUGGGCUCUGUUACUUCAAAGUCCAUGGCUAGAGUCAAAGAGUCUCCGACGUUCACAAAGAGGAUCGAGAGUGCCGCUGCAGUGCUGGGCAGCAGCGUUAAAAUGCAGGGAAUGCUAAAAGGCUCAUCUCCCAUCACGGUCAAAUGGAUGAAAGACUCUGAGUUGCUCAGAGACGAAGAUCCGAAUGUGAAAUUUGUGUUUGAGAACAACAUUGCCAGCAUCUCCUUCGCCUCUGUUGAAAUCAAACAUGGUGGCAAGUAUACUUGCCUGGUGGAAAACGAGGCCGGGCAGCAAAAAUGCGAAGCCAGCUUAACCGUUCAAGAACCCGCGAGGAUCUUAGAGAAAACAGAGUCCCUCAGUGUCACUGCAGGGGAUUCCGCCACGCUGGAGUAUACCAUCUCUGGAAGCCCAGAACUGAAAGUGAAGUGGUUUAGGGAUGGCAAGGAGAUGAUGAGUGGACGCAAAUACCGAAUGAGCGUGAAGGACAACACUGCCACCUUAAAGAUUCUUACGGCAGAGAAGGGCGACACCUCAGAGUACAAGAUCGAGGUGUCCAAUAAAGUCGGACGUGACCAUUGCACAUGCUCAGUGACCGUUAUCGACCGGACAGUUCCCCCGUCCUUCACCAAACCGCUAAAGAAAGUGAACGCAAGCAUAGGCGGCAGCGUUACCCUAGAGUGCAAAGUUGCCGGAUCACAACCGAUGGUGGUUUCUUGGUACAAAGACAAUAAGGAACUCCACACUGAUGCUAAUUAUACGAUUGAUUGGAGUGACAACAAAGCGUCUGUGCUGAUCAGCAACGUUUGGCAGACCCAUGCCGGCGUUUAUACUUGCCGUGCCUCGAAUGACGCCGGCGAGCGAGAGACCAGCGGUACUUUGUCCAUCAAAGAACCUCCAGCUUUCACAGAGGAACCGAAGGCUCAGGACUCCUUACCGGGAUCCAACGUUGUCUUGAAAGCAGCCUUCACCGGAUCGGCACCUCUGGUUGUGAAAUGGUUCAGAGAGGAGAAAGAAAUGUUCACUGGUGGGAGAUGUUUCAUUAAGAAGGGAAGUUCUUCAAGCUCCUUGGAGCUUCACUCGGUCAAUCCCGGUGAUUCGGCUCAGUACACGUGCCAAGUGUGCAACAAUGCCGGGAAAGUGGCUUGCACUGCGGUCCUCUUUGUUAAAGAAGCGCCAACAUUUGCUACUAAGCUUGAGCCUUCACGGCUGCUGAAAACCAAGCAGCCGCUCAAGUUGUCCUGCAAAGUGCACGGCACGCCUGCGAUCACGGUGACGUGGUUUAAGAACGGCAAGGACAUAAGUUCUGACGACAGAUGCAAAGCGUCCUUCGAUGGCGCCUUAGCGAACUUGCAGGUGGACGGGUGUUCCGUCGACGAUAGCGGAGAAUAUGUCUGUGUGGCGUCCAGCCAAGCCGGCAGAGACGAGUGCGGCUGCUCGGUUAAAGUCAAAGAACCCCCCUCCUUUCUGAGACCUUUUGAAUCGGUUGAGCUGGUAAAAGGAUCUGACGUAGUCAUGGAAGGAACCAUUCGAGGGUCUCCUCCAUUUGACAUGUCUUUCUUCCACAAUGAUAAGUUGCUUAGAAACACUAAAAGACAUACGAUCGGUCUUGAGAAUGAGACGGUGUCUCUUCAAAUCUCGAACUGUGAUGACGGAGACUCGGGCACGUACCAGUGCACCGUGGCUAACGAUGUUGGAGAGAUGUCCUGCUCCUUUGACAUCUCCUUGACAGAGCCGCCAUCAUUUGUUCAGAAACUGGAAGACAUGUCGUGUGUGGUGCACUCAAACGUGUCCAUGAGAUGCACCGUCUCUGGAUCGCUUCCCGUGACACUGUCCUGGUUCAAGGACGAUCAGGAGCUCACGGAAAACGAGCAUGUCAAGAUGUCGUUCGAAGCGAACCGUGCGGUGCUGACCGUGGAGAACACGCACGUGUAUCACGGCGGGAAGUACAUAUGUCAGGCUCAGAACGCAGCCGGUCGUAAACGAUGCACCGCCAUCCUCACCGUGUCAGAACCGCCGAGUAUUCUAGAACAUUCAAAGUCCAUCAGUGUGACCGAGGGUGAUCCGGCUACACUCGAAUGCCGGUUCUCCGGCACAAAGCCACUCAAGUCAAGAUGGAUGAAGGCCGGAAAAGAAGUGAAAUCGGGUCUGAGAUACAAAGUGCUGAGUGCAGACUCGACGUCUGCGCUUACGAUCUUAAAAACCGAGCAAAGCGAUGGCGGCGACUACACAUGCCAAGUUGAAAACAACGCCGGCACAGCUUUUUGUGACGCCGCCGUCACAGUCUUAGAUGAGAUUAUUAAACCAACUUUUACAAGGAAGCUGAAGGAAACGGAGGCCAUCAAAGGAUCUUCUGCUCGUCUGGAAGCUCUUGUAUCAGGUUCUCUGCCGAUGACCAUUCAGUGGUUGAAGGACAACAACAACAUCCAGACCGAUGAAAAAUACACAUGCUCCUUCGCUGACAAUGUCGCAUUCCUGGAAGUCAAUCUUGUGGACACUCAGGAUCGCGGAUGCUACGCCUGCGUGGCUAACAACAAAGCUGGAUCUUCUAAAUGUUCGGCUGUCUUGCACGUCCAAGAACCACCGACUAUCACCGAAAGACCCGAGUCGAUGAACGUUUUACCUGGGUCAAAGGUGAAGUUUAACGCUAGCGUGUCUGGCACGCCGCCGCUCACCAUGAGAUGGUAUAAAAACACCACAGAGAUCCACUCCAGUGCCGAUUGUUCGGUAAUCAGACACAACGGUUCAACUUCUCUGGAGUUUUUCUCCGUGACAACAUCUGAUUCUGGACUUUACGUCUGCAAAAUCCAUAACAAUAUCGGCGAAACUUUCUGCAAAGCCACCCUCUUCGUUCAAGAACCUCCUGUUUUUGUGGAGAAACCAGAUAGUUUUUCCGUAGUGAAAGCAGGAGCUAAACAUGUCCUAGAGUGCAAGGUUUCCGGCACUCCGGAAAUCACUGUACGAUGGUUCAAAGGCGGCGUUCCGGUUGAACCGAGUACAAAACACAAGAUGUGUUUCCUCAACUCUGUGGCAACGUUAGCGAUCCAGCAGGCCGCUGAAAGCGACAUCGGGAAAUACGUCUGCGAAGCGCGCAAUGACGCAGGCACAGAGAGUUGCAGCGUCCAAGUGGAAGUGAAAGAACCUCCUGCGUUUGUUGAUGAGCUGCCGUCACUUGAAGUCAUUAAAGGUUGCACUGCGACGUUUGCCCUGAAAGUGACAGGAAGUGCUCCCUUUAAGGUCACAUGGUUCAAAGAUAAAAAGCCCAUCGAAUCCAGCCACAAGUAUUUCAUGGAUGAGCCCAUGACCUUGAAAGUCUUUGACUGCCAAGUACGAGAUGUUGGUUCUUAUGAGUGUGUGGUUGCCAACGAGGUGGGAAGUUGUUCUUGCGUGGCAACUCUAUCCAUGAAAGUACCUCCAAGAUUUGUCCAAAGGAUCCAAAAUAUGUCGGCAAUUUUGGGAGAUGCCGCCACCUUUUCUUGCACCGUUGAAGGUUCUCCGCCUCUUUGCAUAAACUGGCAAAAAGACGACAAAUGGAUCCCGGAAGAUCCCAAAGUCAAGAGAAUGUUUGACAACUCGGUGGCGACUCUCCAGAUCCCUUCAUGUGAGACGAGUCACGGUGGCAAAUACGCCUGCCAGGUUGUAAACGAAGCCGGACAGGAAACCUGCUUUGCGGCGUUGACCGUUGAAGAACCUCCUUCCAUCCAAGACAAACCAGGAACGCUCAAAGUCACUUGUGGGGAUCCGGUUAAACUGGAGUGCAGAGUAGUCGGAAGUCCUGAAAUCGUUGUAAGUUGGAGCAAAGAUGGCCGAGAGCUCCACUCUAGUCGGAAAUAUCAUCUGUUCCACGAAAAGGACCUCGGCAUUUUAAAUAUACAGUCUUGCGAUCUGCAAGAUGGCGGAGAUUAUCUUAUGGAGGCCAGGAAUUCUGUGGGAAAAUGCCGCUGUAAAAUCACGCUGAUGGUUUUAGAGGAAGAAAUCCCGCCCGCUUUCACAAAGACGCUAACAAAUAUCCAAGCAGUUCUGGGUUCAGUGGUCACCAUGGAGUGCAAAGUGGUCGGUUCUCUUCCGAUAUCGGUUGCCUGGACCAAAGGCAAGGAACCCAUCAGUGAGGGUUCCAAGUAUGAAAUGUGUCAGGAUGGCAACACAUUCAGGCUGCAGUUUGUUUUGACUGACAGCCGGGACACGGGCGAGUACUCGUGUCACCUUAGCAACAAAGCGGGCCGCUGCUUGUGCAGCGCCGUUGUCACCGCUAAAGCGCCACCGCGGUUCACGGUGGAACCUGAGUCUCAAGCCGUGGUUCCAAAAACCACGGUGGUUUUCCAAAGCGUCUUUGAAGGAACGCCACCUUUCACGGUGAAAUGGGUGAAAGACGACGUGGAACUGAUGGCUGGUCCAUCAUGUCGCAUCACACAGGAUGAAUACUCUUCUUCCCUGCAACUGGACUCAGUCGGGAACCUGCAGAGUGGGAAUUAUUCUUGCCACGUUAGCAAUGAAGCGGGCGCUAUAAGAAGUGCGGCUCAAUUAUCGGUCAAAGAACCACCACAGUUUGUCCAGAAACUUCUUCCCAAAACCUUUGUGAAGCUGAGCGAGGCGCUCCGCUUGGAAUGUAAACUGUCCACCGCCCAGCCGCUCGGUGUGUGCUGGUUCAAAAACGAUGAACAGAUCACGGACGGAGACAACUUUAAAACCGCGUUGGUGGACUCCACGGCGCAUCUCCAGCUUUGCUCCGCGGGGCUCGAUGACAAUGGCGUUUACACGUGCGAGGCUCAGAACGAUGCCGGCAGCGUGAGCUGCAGCACCGUGCUCACGGUGCAAGAGGCACCCUCCUUUACCAAAGUCCCUUCCCCAGUGGAGGCCGUUAAAGGCAAAGAUGCAAGCCUGCACUGUGAGAUAUACGGAACGCCGCGUUUGCAGGUGAGCUGGUACAAAGACAAACGUCCGCUGAAGGAGAGCAGGAAGUACAAGAUGAUCAGCGAGGGCAGCUCGGCCACGCUUCACGUCAUGAGACUGGAGCAAGCCGACGUCGGCGUCUACGAGUGCAGGGUCUCAAACAGUGUAGGAAGUGAAUCCUGCAGUGCUAGCAUUAGCUUAAAAGAACCUCCGGCCUUCACCACCAAGAUGGUCGACCAGUCUGUGAAAACAGGCGAGCGGCUGACUCUGACGGCGGCGGUCAAAGGCUCCGAGCCCAUGACCGUGUCUUGGAUUCAGGACCAAGAUCACAUUCUGAGAGAUGGAGAUAACAGGAAGAUUACCUUUGAGCACAACGUGGUGACGCUUGUGGUUCCCACGGUAGAUUCCACCACCGCGGGGAAGUACACCUGCCAGCUUAGGAAUGAUUCCGGAACUGUGGAAUGUAUCUCCCAUGUGACGGUUUUAGAACCCGCAGCCAUCGUGGAAAGUCCAGAGUCCUUGAACAUGCAGGCAGGGGAAAAUGCAGUUUUUGAAGUCACUGUGUCAGGUUCCCCUGAGUUGAAAAUCAGGUGGUUCAAGGACAACAAAGAACUUUCUUCCGGGGCUAAGUACCAAAUGUCCUUCUCAAAGAAAGUCGCCCACCUGAAGCUCCGUUCUGCCGAUAAAGCUGAUGCCGGAGAGUACAGGCUGGAGGUUGCAAACCACGUUGGUUCAGCCUCCUGCAAAAUCAAACUCUCUGUCUCAGAAAAGAUGAUUCCUCCUAGUUUCAUUAGAAAGCUGAGAGACACCCACCUUGUGGUGGGAAAACCCGGUGAGAUGGAAUGUAAGGUGACGGGUUCAGCUCCUUUAACAACUUCCUGGUUCCACAACGGCCAGGAGAUCACAAGUGGAUCCGACUGCGAUAUUAGCAGCUCCGAUAAUAACUGUAAACUCAGAAUUCCAACCAUUAAGGUGUCGGAUUCCGGGAAAUAUACUUGCAAAGCCGUGAACGCUAUGGGAACCAGUGAGACCAGUGCUUCCAUGCACGUGACAGAACCUCCGUCUUUUGUGGAAACGCCCGAAGCUCAAGAGACACUGCUCGGGAAAAGUGUGUCGUUCUCGGCGAAGGUGAAAGGCAGUUCCCCGCUCAGAGUCAAAUGGUUCCGGGGAACAAAGGAAAUGCAGCACGGGAGGGGGUGUGAGAUCUCCCUGAAUGAAGAUGUCGCUAGUUUGAUUCUUCACAGAGUGGAACUAUCCCACGCGGGGGAGUACACCUGCCAGGUUAUUAACGAUGCAGGGAAGGAAAGUAGCACGGUGUACCUGUGCGUCAAAGAGCCGGUUCACUUUGUAAAAAAGCUGAAGGAUCUUUUCUCCGAGAAGGGUAAGCCUCUAAGACUCGAGGUGACGUUUGCCGGAACCCCCAGAGUCAAUGUGACAUGGAAGAAGGAUGGCGUCUUCGUCUGGGCUUCGUACCAGUACAACGUCAUCACGACGUCCACUUCCUGCAUUCUUGAGGUUCUUAACUCCGACAAGGUCGAAGCAGCAGGACGAUACUCUUGCGAAAUCGACAACGGAGUCGGAAAAGACAGAUGCGAUGCCCAAGUGUCCAUUCUAGAGAAACCGUAUUUUCUUGAAAAGAUGGAACCGGUCGAGGUUGCUCUGGGUGAUCCGGUCACCUUGCGGUGCCAGAUUGCAGGAACUCCUGAAAUCUCCGUAGCUUGGUUCAAAGCGGACGGGAAGCUGCGGCGUUCCGAGAACUGUUUGAUGGACUUCGCCAACGGUUUCGCCACUUUGAAACUGCUUAAGACUACCAAGUCUGAUCGCAGCCAGUUCAUCUGCAAGGCUGAGAACCGGGUGGGCUCGGCGUCCGCCAGCUGUGACGUGAACGUGACAGAACCCGUUCGCUUCAUCAGAAAGUUGGAAGACACGACAUUUACAAUCGGUCAACCGCUCAAGCUAGCCUGCAAAUACGUCGGAAGCCAAAGAGUCUUUGUCACGUGGAAAAAGGACGGCAAAUUCAUUUGGGCGUCCUAUCAGUACAAUGUCACAACCACAGACUCAACCUGCGUCCUGGAGGUCCUCAACAGCGACAGGCCGGAAGCAGCCGGGGUGUACUCUUGCGAAAUUGCUAACGGAGCCGGAAGUGACGUCUGCCAGGCUCGUGUCGGUUUAGAACGCACACUUCCUCCCAGCUUCAGCAAGCGUCUCCCAGAGUCCAUGAUGGAUUCGGUGGGUAAGACGGUCACCAUGGAGACUCGGCUUUGUGGCUCCCAGCCGCUGAGCAUCACCUGGUACAGGGACAACACAGAACUCAGUGCGUCAGACAAAUAUGAUGUCACCUUUAAGAACAACGUGGCCGUGUUGAGUGUGCGGGACUCCAGCACCUCUGACUGCGGCACCUACACCUGCGAGGCCUCCAACCAGGCCGGGAAAGCUUCCUGUCAGGUUUCUCUCACCAUCUCAGAAAGCAGCAAGCCUCCUAAAUUUGAUGUUCCUCUGCAACCGGUGACGCUUUGCGAAGGAGAGAAUCUGAGCCUGAAAUGUCACGUUGCCGGCUCUUCUCCACUCACCGUCCACUGGAUGAAGGACAGGAGGGAAAUCAAGUCUAGUUCAAGCACCAAGAUCACGUUUGUGAAUGGUACAGCUUCUUUGGAAGUCAGCCAGGUGACCAAACCUGCUGCAGGAGAUUAUCUGUGCAAGGCCAGCAAUGCUGCAGGGACGGACUUCUGCAAGGCCAGGGUUACCAUCAAAGAAAAAGACGGCAAGUCCGCCGCCAGCACCACGGCUCCUGCCCCCGCAGCCAGUGCUCCUGCCCCCGUGAAAGCCCUUGACAACCUUUUUUUCAUCGAGGAACCAAAGAAUGUUUCUGUCACAGAGAAGGGCACGGCCACCUUCAUCGCUAAGAUUGGAGGUGAGCCCAUCCCCAGCGUGAAGUGGAUGAAGGGCAAGUGGAGGCAGAUCACACCCGGUGGUCGCAUCUCGAUGGAGCACAAAGGCCAGGAUGCCAGACUGGAGAUCCGAGAAGUGACCAAGUCAGAUUCGGGUCAUUACAGAUGCGUGGCCAGCAACAAACAUGGCGAGAUCGAGUGCAGCGCUGAGAUGGCUGUCACCAAAAAAGAGGAAGCGGCGGGACUUGAGGACAUAAGGAUUAGGCUGAAGAAGACCCCCUCCAAGCAGAAGAGUCCCAAAAAAGAAGAAGAGGUCAACAUAGUCGAGUUGCUCCGAGGUCAAGAUCCAAAAGAGUACGAGAAGGUUCUGAGGGAGCACCAGAUCCAUGACUACCGUGCCAUCCUCCAGGCAGUGGAGCUCCUGAAGAAAGAAAAGGAGAUGGAGGCCGUAACAUCGGGGGCGGGGCAUGGCGACCGAGUUGAUGAAGAAGACAUGGCUCGACUCAUCCAGCAGCUCGAGGGCCGAGUGGACACAGAGCCUGUCACCGUCACGGAGGACAUCCGUGACCAGACGGUGCCUGAAAACAACAGCGCCACCUUUCAGUGCCAGAUCAGGAUCAACUACCCAGAGAUCACGCUGAGCUGGUACAAAGGAACCCAGAAACUGGAGAACGGUGACAAGUACGCCAUAAGCAGUGACGGUGAGCGCCACUGCUUGAACAUCCACAACUGCCAGUCCAAAGACCAGGGAAACUACCGGGUGGUCUGCGGUCCUCACAUCUCCAACGCCAAGCUGACCGUCUCAGUUCCUGAGGUUUACAGGACGCCAGAGGAGAAACCCUCUGCAGCUGAAGCUCCACCUACAGAAGCUGACACCAAGACGCCAGAAGUGGUGGUUGCUGAUUUGCCUGGACAAGAGGAACACCCGGUCCCUGAAGCAUUGAAAAUAUGCACCAAAGCAGAACCAGAAGCCGAACGCCAACCUCGACCAGAAGCCGAACCCCAACCUCGACCAGAGGACAAACCCCAAACUCGACCAGAAGUAGAACCAAAAGCUGAAACCCAACCUCGACCAGAAGCCGAACCCCAACCUCGACCAGAGGCCAAACCCCAACCUCGACCAGAAGUAGAACCAAAAGCUGAACCCCAACCUCGACCAAAAGUAGAACCAAAAGCUGAACCCCAACCUCGACCAAAAGUAGAACCAAAUGCUGAACCCCAACCUCGACCAGAAGCCAAACCCCAACCUCGACCAGAAGUACAACCAGAAGUAGAACCAGAAGCUGAACCUCGACCAGAGGCCGAACCUCAACCUCGACCAGAAGCUGAAUCAGAAGCUGAACCAGAAGCUGAACCAGAAGUAGAACCAGAAGUAGAACCAGAAGCUGAACCCCAAUCAGAAGCUGAACUAGAACCAGAAUCUAAAUCACAACCGGUUGCUGAACCUCAACCGGAACCAGAAGCCACACCUGAACUUGACCAGAUAGGGACUACAGAUAGCAUUCCAGAUCCUUUCCAAGCCCAGCUGAGAUCCGAGCCUGAAGCGGCUCCAGUAGAGACGCUGGCUGAGUCCAAGACCGCUCCGGCGUCAAAGAAGAUGAAAAGAGAAGCAAACAAGCUCGAACCUUCCAAAAAACGAAAAGACUCUUCCAAAGUCCGAGUGGACGACACACUCGCACCAGAAGAACCAUGUCUCUUAAAGGUCACCUCCCCUCCAGCUGAAGCUGCUCCUGCACGAGUUGUCCCAGAAGUGAGACAACCUAAAGCCAUCCCCGAGAUGCCACAAAAACCGCAUCUGUUGCCUCCUCGUGAUGAACCACAAGAAGCAAAUCUUCAAACAGAAACACCAAAAAAGAUUCCCGGAGAAGCCACAAAGGUUCCAGAGGCUCCUGCCCAAAAGGAACUACCAACAAAACAAGCAGAACGUCCACAGUCUGGCCAAGCAGAACUUGUUGGUCCAGCUGCCCCACAAGCCAAAGACUCCAAAAGACCAAAACAAAAACCACAACAAGCCAUGAUCCUGGCAUCUCUUGUUCCUCAAGUGUCUUCACCAGAGGAGCAAACACCAGCAUCUUCACCCCCCGUAGAGAAGGUGGCUCCACCUUCAGUUUCUCCUCCAGAGCAGAAAACACGGAAAGCCUCGGUUCCUUCUACUCUAGACCAAAAAGUACCUCCUCCUCCAGUGUCUCCUCCAGAAGAAAAGACAUUGUCUCCACUCACACCAAAGCCUCCAGCUAAAGUCGUUCCUUCUCCAGAGGAGAAACCUUCUGAACCAUCUUCUGUCAUUGAGGACAUCUGUCCACCUGGAGACAAGGAACCGGUUAGAGCUCCUGGACCAACUAAAGCAUCAGAUGUACAGAAAGUUAAGAUUCCUCUACAAGAGACAAGAAGAUCAUCCAUACGGAAAACGAAGCGUGCGGUGACCGCCCACACGGAGGAGAAGGAAGCAGAGGUGGAGGUCAUCAGGUUGAAGAAGGUUGCAGGAGAACCUCCAGCAGCUGAGAAGGAAGUAGAAAGCCAUCAGGCAGACGUGAGCGAGCUUCUUCACCAAGACCUCAACGUUCAUGCUCUCCGCCACAGAGAAGACCGGGAGGUAAUCACACUCAGAAGGUCUGAACGACUCUUCACCGCUGAACAACAAACGAGUCGACUUGACCGUCGGGAACAUCAAGUGGAGGAAAAGCAGGAAGAAGAACAAAAAACAACUGCAGGAAAAACUCAAAUGCAAAAGGAUGAGGAGCAGAAGGAAUCACUUCAACUCAAAUUAGUGGAAACUAUCCAAAAAGGAGGUGCAGACACACCUUCUAAACAAAAAGGAGGUGAAGAAACACACAUCAAAUCAAAAGGAGAAAAAGAGAUACAUAUCAAACAUAAAGGAGGUGAAGAAAAACGUAUCAAACCAAAAGGAGGUGAAGAAAAACGUAUCAAACCAAAAGGGGGUGAAGAAACACACAUCAAACCAAAAGGAGAAGAGAUACAUGUUAAACAAAAAGGAGGUGAAGAAACACACAUCAAACCAAAAGGAGGCGAAGAAACACAAAUCAAACCAAAAGGAGGUGAAGAAACACGAAUCAAGCCAAAAGGAGAAGAAACACAGAUCAAACCAAAAGGAGGUGAAGAAACACAUAUCAAACCAAAAGGAGGUGAAGAGACACAUGUCAAACAUAAAGGAGGUGAAGAAAAGCAUAUCAAACCAAAAGGAGGUGAAGAAACACAGAUCAAACCAAAAGGAGAAGAGAUACAUGUUAAACCAAAAGGAGGUGAAGAAACACAAAUCAAACCAAAAGGAGGUGAAGAAACACGAAUCAAACCAAAAGGAGAAGAAACACGAAUCAAACCAAAAGGAGGCGAAGAAAAACAUAUCAAACCAAAAGGAGGUGAAGAAACACAGAUCAAACCAAAAGGAGGUGAAGAGACAUAUGUCAAACAUAAAGGAGGUGAAGAAACACAAAUCAAACCAAAAGGAGGUGAAGAACCACAUCUCAAACCAAAAGGAGGCGAAGAGACACAUGUCAAACCAAAAGGAGGUGAAGAGACAUAUGUCAAACAUAAAGGAGGUGAAGAAACACACAUCAAACCAAAAGGAGGUGAAGAGAUACAAGUCAAACAUAAAGGAGGUGAAGAACCACAUCUCAAACCAAAAGGAGGUGAAGAGACACAUGUCAAACCAAAAGGAGGAGAAGAAACACACAUCAAACCAAAAGGAGGUGAAGAGACACAAAUCAAACCAAAAGGAGGUGAAGAGACACAAAUCAAACCAAAAGGAGGUGAAGAGACACAAAUCAAACCAAAAGGAGGUGAAGAAGUACAUCUCAAACCAAAAGGAGGUGAAGAAGUACAUCUCAAACCAAAAGGAGGUGAAGAGGUACAUGUCAAACCAAAAGGAGGUGAAGAAACACAAAUCAAACCAAAAGGAGGUGAAGAAACACGAAUCAAACCAAAAGGAGGUGAAGAAACAGGAAUCAAACCAAAAGGAGGUGAAGGAACACAAAUCCAACCAAAAGGAGGAGAAGAAACAGGAAUCAAACCAAAAGGAGGUCCCACCAUUGGAAAAGAGCAGCCGACACAUCAGUAUGGACGUGGCAAAGAGGAGGUUCCUGAGACGGAGGGCCAUGAAACAGAACCCAUGAAAGAUUCUGAGGUUCCAGGAGCAUCUCCUGGGGUGAACCAGAAAGCUGAACUUGAGCCUCACAAGGAGGAACACCUAAAAUCCCAACUCCUGACUCCAUCAGAUGACCUCAAGGUGCGAGUGGACGUGGGGUCUGAGCUUGAAACGGAACCAAACGUGUCCGGUAAAACUUCUAAGGAGCCGAAGCAGGACCACCAAAGAGAAGACAAGUAUCAGGAGUCCCAGGAUCCAGCUCCUGUACCCAAAAGAAAAGGAGGUGUUCUUCCACCAACAGGAGAUAAAGACACAAAAGUAGAUACCCGGAAGAAACCCAAGAGGACCUAUCCACCUGGAGCAAGGAUAGAACAUGUAGAAGAUGAGCAGGCCUCCAAGACCAUGGAUGAACAUGAAGACAAACGGGAGAAGGUUCAAGAAAAAAAUAUCGUUUUGAAGAAACCUUCCCCAGAGGAGGCAUCUCCGUUACAAGAAUCGGACAACAAGAGGGUUCCCUUCUUGAAGGUGGUCUCUCCGGGAGCUGUGCAGGUGAAGAAAGUUCCCACCCGGCUGGAAGAGGAGGUAUUCCAAGAUGAAGCAGAAGACCAGGAGCCAACGGACGAUGAGGAGGCCUGGGGCUGGGAGCUGGUCCCCCCUGAAGGGACGGAUGGGGCGCUUGAGACUCCGGGCAUGCCUGACAGCAAGCGAGAUGGGAAACCAGCAGAGGAACCUCCUAAAGGACGAGGUCGAGGAUUUGGGGCAAGACAAACGCCUUCUCCCGGCGAUGGCGGCCGAGGUCGGGGUCUGAGGCCCGGCGGGAAAGGCCCAUCGCCUCCGGAGGAACCUUUUGGAGGCUUCAAGCUCAAAGCCGUGCCGCUGAAGUUCAUCAAGAAACUGGAGGACAUUUUGCUGCUGGAAGCCGAGUCCAUCGGCUCGUCGGCCGUGUUUGAGUGCGUGGUGUCGCCGUCCACCGCCAUCACGUCGUGGAUGAAAGACGGCACCAACCUGCGUGAAGGCCCCAAGCACAAGUUCACGUCUGAUGGCAAAGAUCGCAAGUUGAACAUCAAAGAUGUCCAGCUGUCGGACACCGGAGAAUACACCUGUGUCGCCAGGAACGCUGGCAAGGAGAUCUCCUGCACCGCUAAGCUGAUUGUUGAAGAGCUUCCGGUGAGGUGGAUCAAAGAACUGGAACCAGAGACGUCAUGUACCAAGGGUCAACCCAUGUACCUCACCUGUGAGCUCAACAAGGAGCGGGACACCGUCUGGAAGCGUGAUGGAGUUGUCCUGAAGACCAAGGCGGGAAAGUUGGCCAUCAAUGUGAUUGGCAUGCAGCACGCCGUGACCAUUCAGAAUGCCACGGAGGAAGAUGGCGGCGUCUACUCGUGUGAGGUGGCUGCCCAGGAGAGCAUCAAGACCAGCACCAACGUCAAAGUGACCGAGGUUAUCAAAGACUGGCUGGUGAAGCCUCUGAGGGACCAGCACGUGAAACCCAAGGCCAAGGCCACCUUCAAAUGUCAGCUCUUCAAGGACACGCCCAACUGGAAGUGGCUCAAAGGCGACGGUGCCCUGGAACCUUCUGACAAGGUGGAGAUCAGCAAAGAUGGAGUCGACAUGAUGCUCAGCAUCAAUAACUGCCAGCCCGACGAUGUGGCAGAAUACACCUUCGAGGUGGAGGACCGGAAAUACGUGGCCAAGCUGACUCUCGGAGAGCGUGAGGCAGAGAUCCUGAAGCCGCUCGCCAGCUUGGAAGUGGUUGAAAAGGAAGAAGCCAACUUUGACACCGAAAUUUCCGAGGAGGAUAUUGUCGGGGAAUGGAAACUUCAGGGACAAGUGCUGACCAGAUCUCCGACUUGCGACAUCAAAGUGGAAGGGACGAAACGUUUCCUGGCCUUAAAGAACGUCCAGCUGGACCAGGCGGGCGAAGUGUCCUAUCAGGCUUUAAACGCCAUCACCAGCGCCAUGCUGACCGUUAAAGAAAUCGAAAUGGGCUUUGUCGAGCCCGUGAAGGACGUUUCUGUGCCUGAAAAGAAACAAGCUAAGUUUGAAUGCACCGUCACCAAGGAGGUGUCGAAAGUCAUGUGGUUCAGGGGCUCGGACAUUGUCGCCUCGAGCCCCAAAUAUGAAAUGAUUGACGACGGAAAGAAACACAUGCUGAUCAUAAACAGCUGUGAGUUUGACGAUGAGUCUGAAUACAGCGUAGAGGUUUUGGGUCUGAAGUCGACGGCUCGGCUGAUUGUGGAAGGCAUGAGGCUGGGAGUCACGAGGCCUCUUGAGGACCAGACGGUGAAAGAAGGUAAAACGGCUCACUUUGAGCUGGAGUUGACUCACGACAACGUGCCCGUGGUUUGGUAUCGCAAUGAAGUCAAACUGCAUGUGAGUCGAACGGUGCUCACGCACGUGGAAGGACGGAAACACGGUCUAGAAAUGAGGAUGCUGACGCUUGACGAUACCUGCCAGAUUAAGGCAGAAGCUAAAGGGAUAAGCUCCAUGGCCAAGCUGACCAUCGUAGAGGGCGAUGCCGUGUUUGUGGUGAAACUCCAAGACUACACGGCCACGGAGAAAGACCAGGUCUCGCUGGACUGUGAGCUCAGCAAAGACGUGCCGGUUGUUUGGUAUCACGAAGAGAAGGAGAUGACUGCCUCCAAGAUGGUGGUCAUGAGGUCAGAAGGAACUCGAAGGUCUUUGGUCCUGCAGAAGGUGGAGCAGAGCAGUAAAGGGAAGUACACCUGCGACUGCGGCACGGACAAGACGGCGGCGAACAUCGCCGUUGAAGCUCGCGACGUCAAGUUGGUUCGACCGAUUUACGGCGUGGAGCUUUUUGACGGGGAAACGGCGCGUUUCGAGGUGGAGAUCUCCGAAGAUGACGUGCACGGCCAGUGGAAACUGAACGGAGAAGUUCUGAGUCCUUCUUCUGACGUGGACAUCAUCGAAGAGGGCGGCAAACACACGCUGAUCCUGUACAACUGUAGGGUGGCCAUGACGGGCGAGUUGGUCUACACGGCCGCCAACGCCAAGUGUGCUGCCAACUUAAAGGUCAAAGAACUUCCUCUCAACUUCCUGACGCCUCUGAGCGACGUUCAGGUGUACGAGAAGGACGCCGCCAGGUUCGAGGUGGAAGUGUCGAGAGUCCCGAAGAGCUUCCGUUGGCUGAAGGGUUCGGAGGAGCUUCGGAGUGACGACAAGUACGAGAUGAUCCAGGACGGGAACACGUAUGUGCUGCUGAUCCGAUCGGCUGCCUACGAAGACGAGGCCAAGUACAUGUUCGAGGCCGAAGACAAGAGGACAAGCGGGAAGCUGGUCAUCCAAGGCAUCCGCCUGGAGUUUGUCAAACCCAUCAAGGACGUGACGGUGAAGGAACGUGAAACGGCCGAGUUCAGAGUGGAACUCUCUCAUGAAAAUAUCCCGGUGGUUUGGUACAAGAACGACGUCCGCCUUCACCCCGGCAAGGUGGUGCACAUGUCGGAUCUGGGAGCGGUCCACACGCUGGCCUUCAAGGAGGUCGCCAUCGAUGACACGUCCAUGAUCAAGGUGGAGGCUAUGGACAAGACCGUCAGCGCCAUGCUCACCGUCAUCGAGGGUGACUUGUACUUCACCACCAAACUGCAAAACUACACGGCCGUGGAAAAGGACGAAGUGAAGCUGGUGUGCGAACUGAGCAAAGCCGUCGCAGACGUCAAGUGGUUCAAAGACGGGAAGGAGCUCACGCCCUCCAAGAACAUCGCCAUCAGCACUGACGGCAAAAAACGUAUCCUGACGGUCCGCAAGGCUGAGAAGAGCAACAUCGGCGAGUACUCCUGUGACUGCGGCUCCGACAAAACCACCGCCAAUCUCAACAUUGAAGAGCGUGACAUCAAGGUGGUGCGUCCGCUGUACAGCGUUGAAGUCACCGAGACAGAGACGGCCAAAUUUGAGACGGAGAUUUCCGAGGAGGAUGUCCAUGGAAACUGGAAGCUGAAAGGAGAAGCUUUGCAUCCGUCAACCGACGUGGAGAUAAAGGAGGAGGGAAGCAGACAUCUUCUGAUCCUCUACAACGUGCACAUGGACAUGGCGGGAGGCGUGGACUUUUCCGCGGCAAACGCCAAAUCAAACGCUCAGUUACGAGUGAAAGCGCGAGCCAUCAGUCUCCUGCAGCCGUUGAAGGACGUGACGGUGACGGCCGGAGAGACCGCCACGUUUGAGUGCGAGCUGUCGUACGAAGACAUCGCCGUACACUGGUUCCUGGCGGGACAGAAGAUGGAGGCCAGCGAGCGCGUGAAGACUCGAGUGGCUGGUCGAAUGCACAGUCUGACGGUGCGAGAUGUGAAACUUUCCGAAGCGGGCCAGAUCCGAUUGAGCGCCAAGGACUUCCAGACUCAGGCUCAGCUCAUCAUCCGAGAACCGCCUGUUGAGUUCACCAAGUCUUUGGAGGACCAGACGGUGGAGGAGGAAGCCACCGCCACGCUGGAGUGCGAGCUCUCCAGAGAAAACGCAGAUGUGAGAUGGUUCAAGGAAGGGCAGGAGAUCCGGAAGACCAAGAAAUACGACAUGGUCGUUGAUGGACCGAAGAGGGCGCUGGUCAUCCAUGACUGCAACCCGGACGACAUUAAGACCUACACGUGUGACGCCAAGGACUUCAAGACUUCCUGCUUCCUUGAUGUCAUCCCGCCGCAUGUGGAGUUUUCGAAACCUCUUCAGGACGUCGAGGUCAGAGAGAAAGAAUCUGCCAAAUUUGAAUGCGAAGUAUCCCGGGAGUCGGCCAAGGUUCGCUGGUUCAAGGACGGCAGCGAGAUAAGAAAAGGAAAGAAGUACGAGAUCAUGGCCAAGGGCGUUCAGAGGACCCUGAUCGUACACAAGUCCACCAUGGACGACGAGGCGGAAUACGAGUGUGACGCCCGGACGUCCAAGAGCUCCGCCAUGUUGACCGUGAUUGAGGAGGCUGCGAGGUUCACCAAGAACCUGUCCAACGUGGAAGGUACGGAAACUGACAGCGUGAAGAUGAUCUGCGAGGUGUCCAAGGCUGGGGCGGAGGUGACGUGGUACCAAGGCGAGAGCGAGCUGCCGGAGGGGGGUCGUUACGAGCAGAUCACGGACGGACGCAAGAGGAUCCUGAUCAUCCAAGACUUGAGGAUGGAGGACGCCGGCGAGUACAACUGCAGACUCAGCUCCAGUGUCAAAACCUUCGCCAUUCUGAAGCUAAACGAACUUGCAGCCGAGUUCAUCGCCAGACCUCAGAACCAGGAGGUUGUAGAAGGUGAGAAGGCGGAGUUUGUCUGCUCGGUCUCCAAGGAGACCUACGAGGUGAAAUGGUUCCGAGGGGGCAAGGAAGUGGAAAGCGGGGACAAGUACACGAUUGUCAGCGAUGGAAAGAGACGGGCUCUUACUGUGAAAAGCUGCGGACUGGAAGAUGAGGGCGGCUACGUUGCACACAUCGGCAGUGUUCGAGCCUCGGCUGAUCUCCUGGUGAUCGAAAAACUGAAGAUCAUAACGCCCAUCAGAGAUACGGAGGUGAAGGAGGGGAGCGAGAUCGUUUUUAACUGUGAGACGAACGUGGAGGGGGCCAAGGCCAAAUGGCUGAAGGACCAGGAGACCAUAUUUGAGAGCAGCAAGUACCUCAUGGCUCAAAGGGACAAUGUGUUCUCCCUGAGGAUCCGAGAUGCUUCCAAGGCCGAUGAGGCCAGCUACACCAUCGGGCUGACCAAUCAGAGAGGAGAGCAGGUCAAGUGCUCGGCCAAUGCUAAAGUUGCAGAGGAGAAGCUGAAGUUCCUGGACCCCAUCGAGGACGUCGAGACUCAGGAGAAGAAGACCAUCAGUUUUACAUGCAAGGUGAAUCGACCCCAGUCGACCGUGAGGUGGACGAAGGCCGGCCAGGAGGUGACGCUCAGCAAACGCGUCAUCUACAGAAGCGAAGGCCUCACCCACACGCUGACCAUCAAGGACUGCGUCAUGGAUGAUGAGGGCGAGUACGGCGCCUCGGUGGGAGAAGACAAGUGCGCCGCUGAACUGAUCAUCAGCGAGGCGCCCACGGAUUUCACCGCGCAGAUCAAAGACCAGACUGUCACUGAAUUCGAGGAGGCAGAGUUCACAUGCAAGUUGUCCAAAGAGAAGGCUGCUGUCAAAUGGUACAGGAACGGCCGAGAGAUCCGAGAAGGACCCAGGUACCGAAUGGAGAGAGAAGGUAAGACCUGCAGACUGGUCAUCAAGGGAUGCAGACCAGACGAUGAAUGUGAAUACGCCUGUGGCGUGGAAGACAGAAGGACCAGAGCAAGACUAUUUGUUGAAGAAAUCCCGGUGGAGAUCAUCAGACCACCUCAGGACACGUCUGAGCCUCCCGGCUCUGACGUGGUAUUCGAGGUGGAGCUCAACAAGGACAGAGUGGAGGUCAGGUGGAUGAGGAACAACAUGAUAAUUGUACAAGGAGACAAGUACCAGAUGAUCAGCGAGGGGAAAGUCCACAGACUGCAGGUGUGUGAGAUCCGACCUCGGGACCAAGGCGAGUACAGGAUUGUCGCCAAGGACAAAGACGCUCGAGCUAAGUUGGAGCUUGCGGCUCCUCCAAAGAUCAAAACCACAGAUCAAAACCUGGUAACGGACGCCGGCAAGCCCUUCGUCAUUACAGUGCCGUACGACGCCUACCCUCGAGCAGACGCCGAGUGGGUUUUCAAUGGCAUGAGUCUACCUGUCCAGAACAUCGACACCUCGGUGGACAAGACAGAGUACCGCCUUAAAAGCCCCAGCAAGGAGGACCAGGGCAGGUACAAGGUGGUCAUCAAGAACAAGCACGGAGAAGGAGAGGCUUUCAUCAACCUGGAUGUGAUUGACGUCCCCGGACCCGUCAAGAACCUGAGGGUGACUGACACCGUUGACGGCGAGGUCAGUUUGGCCUGGGAGGAACCAGAGAGUGACGGUGGAAGCAAGAUCACGUCGUAUAUGGUGGAGAGGCGUGACGUGAAACGCAAGACGUGGACGUUGGCGACAGACCGAGCCGAAGCUCCCGAGUACUGCGUGGGUGGCCUCCAAAAGGACUCCAUGUACCUGUUCAGAGUCUGUGCCAUAAACCGCGUUGGGAGCGGGCCUGCCGUUGUCACCGAGGACGCUGUUCAGGCCAAGAAUAAAUUUGAUGUCCCCGAUGCUCCGGAGAGCGUCGCCGUCAGUGUGGUGAACAGAUUUGGCGCCACCGUCAUCUGGGAGCCUCCCAAGUUUGACGGCGGCUCAGAGAUCACCGCCUACGUGAUCGAGCUCCGUGACAGGACUUCCGUGAAGUGGGAGGCGGCCAUGGUCUGCGAUGCCAGCGACCGCUCGGCCAGUCUCAAUGACGUGGUGGAGAACAAGGAGUACAUUUUCCGAGUGCGGGCCGAGAACAAGGCCGGCAUCGGAAAACCAAGCGCCGCCACCCAACCAGUCAAGAUCAUGGACCCCAUUGAGAGGCCAAGCCCGCCCCUCAACCUGAAUUUCAGCGACCAAACCAAGGACGCCGUGACCCUCACAUGGGAGACGCCUGCCAGGAAUGGCGGCAGUAUGAUCACGGGUUACAUCAUCGAAAAGUGUGACGAUGGUUCCGACAAAUGGCUUCGCUGCAAUGCAAGACUGUGCCCAGACCUCUCCUAUCGGGUGUCGGCACUGAAACAAGGCCAGAAGUACCAUUACAGGGUUUGCGCCGAGAACGCCGCCGGUGUCUCCGAUCCAGCCGAACAAGUCGGCCCUCUGCUCGCCGACGAUCCUCACGUCGGUCCAAGCUUCGAUCUCAGCGCCUUCAGAAACGGCUUGGAGGUCAUCGUCCCUCAGCCUGUCACCAUCAGAGUCCCCAUCACUGGGUACCCUACCCCCACCGCCAAAUGGACGCUGGAAGAGAAGGAGCUCACCUCAGCACAGGAGCGUGUCUCCACCGUCACCAAGCCCAAGUACGCCGAGCUGACAGUCACGCCAAGUGUCCGUCCAGACAGAGGAACCUACUCCGUGCAGCUGGAAAACGAUGUUUCAUCCGUCUCCGGGGAGAUCGACGUCAACGUUAUCGCAUGCCCCAGUGCUCCGAAAGACUUCAAGGUCGCCGAGGUGUCCAGACACCACGUCCACCUGAUGUGGGAGGCGCCUGAACAUGAUGGAGGAAGUCCGGUCACGCACUACCAAAUCGAGAAACGAGAAGUGUCUCGUAAAACGUGGGCCAAGGUGGCGACCGGGGUCCUGGACCUAGAGCACACAGUGACUGACGUAAUGGAAGGGAAGGAGUAUCUGUUCAGCGUCGCCGCCUGCAAUAAAUGCGGACCGGGAGAACCAGCCUAUAUCGACGAGCCCGUUAACGUGUCUUCGCCUGCGACUGUGCCUGAUCCUCCUGAGAACCUGAAAUGGCGCGACAAGACCAGCAAAGGCAUCUUCCUGUUCUGGGAACCUCCAAAGUACGACGGCGGCGCCCCGAUUAAGGGCUACAUCGUGGAUAAGUGUCAACGUGGCAGCGACAAGUGGGAACCCUGUUCCGAUGCCGUCCCUGAGCUGAAGUUUCAGGUGACCGGUCUGACCGAGGGACAGUGGUACGCCUACAGAAUCAGAGCUGUGAACAAACUGGGUGCCAGUCGACCCUGCAGGGCUACUGACGAGAUCCAGGCCGUUGAUGCUAAAGAGCCUCCGGAGAUUCAACUGGACGUGAAGCUGCUCGCUGGUCUAACCGCCAGAGCCGGCAGCAAAAUCGAACUCCCGGCCGAGGUCAAAGGAAAACCAGACCCCCGUGUUAAGUGGACCAAAGCCGACCUGGUCCUGCGUGCCGAUGACCGCAUCGGCAUCGACACACAGCCGGGCUACUCCAAGUUGUCCAUUGCCAACACGACCAGAGGCGACACCGCCACCUACAUCAUUGAGGCCGUCAACGCCUGCGGACGCGCAACUGCGACCAUCGAUGUCAACAUCCUUGACAAGCCCGGCCCGCCCGCCGCCCUGGACAUCUCUGAGAUUACCAACGAGUCCUGCGUCCUGGCGUGGAACCCUCCGAGGGACGACGGGGGCUCGCCCGUCACCAACUACAUCGUGGAGAGUCGGCAGACUGACGCGGCCGACUGGAAGAAGCUGUCGGCCACGGUGAAGCACACCACCUUCAAGGCGUGCAAGCUCACCGCUCUUAAAGAGUACGUCUUCAGGGUCAGUGCUGAAAACCAGUAUGGGGUUGGAGAACCUGCUGAGCACGUGCCCGUCAUCGCUAAGUACUCAUUUGAUCCCCCAGGCCCCCCGACCAGAGUCACUCCCUCUGAAGUCGCCAAGGAUGCUGUGACUCUGAACUGGUUUGAGCCGGACGAGGACGGCGGGAGUCCCAUUACUGGUUACUGGGUUGAAAAGUUUGAUCCCGACAGCGAUAAAUGGAUCAGAUGCAACAAGCUGCCCAUCAAAGACACCACAUUCAGGGUGAAGGGGCUACCCACCAAGAAGAAGUGCCAGUUCAGGGUUCUGGCUGAGAAUCUGGCUGGACCUGGAAAACCCAGCACAGAAACUGACCCGGUUCUCAUCAAAGACCCAAUUGAUCCUCCAUGGGCUCCCGGCAAACCGGUCAUCCGUGACAUUGGCAAGACGUCUGCUCUGCUGGCAUGGACAAGGCCGGAGCACGACGGCGGCGCUAAGAUCGAAGGCUACGUCAUUGAGUUCCAGAAAACCGGAAGUGAUGAGUGGAUCCGCAUUGCUGAGGACAUCCCCCAAACUGAACACCAGCUGCUGGGCCUGAUGGAGAAGCAGGAGUACGUGUUCCGCAUCAAGGCGGUCAACAAGGCUGGCGAAAGUGAACCCAGCGAGCCAUGUGACCCCGUCGUCUGCAAGGAAAGGCUCUAUCCGCCAUCCGCGCCGCAGUGGCUGGAGGUGGCUAACAUCACCAAGAUCAACGCUGAGCUGAAAUGGCAGGCUCCCAGCAGCGACGGCGGCUCGCCCAUCACCAACUACGUGGUGGAGAAGCGGGAUGUGCGACGGAAGACUUGGCAGACGGUCGACACGACGGUCAAGGAGCUGAAGUACACGGUGACGCCGCUCAACGAGGGCUCGCUGUAUGUGUUCCGCGUGGCUGCGGAGAACGCUGUUGGCACGGGCGACUUCUGUGAGCUGGAGGACGCUGUGCUCGCCAAAGACACGUUUACCACUCCCGGACCGCCUUAUGCUCUGACCGUGGUGGAGGUCACCAAGAGACACGUGGAGCUGAAAUGGGAAGCUCCAAAGAGCAACGGUGGAAGACCCAUCACCAAGUAUGUGAUCGAGAAGAAGGAGAAAGUGGGAACCCGUUGGUUGAAGUGCUGUAAGACCCCCGACAAGCAAACGCAGUUCAAGGUGACUGACGUGGACGAGGGCUCAGAGGUGCAGUUCCAAGUUCGCGCAGAGAACGAGGCCGGAGUCGGAGAUCCAAGCGAACCCACUGAGAUCCUUACCAUCGAGGAUCCGACGAGUGCGCCAUCUCCUCCCUUGGAGGUGUCUGUCCCCGACUGCAGCAGGGAGCACGUCAACGUGUCGUGGAAGCCGCCAGCCAAGGACGGCGGCGCUCCAAUCAGCGGCUACCACGUGGAGGUGGCCGAGGCUCGUCCGGAGCUCAAGUGGCUCAGGGUCAACAACAGACCGAUCAAAGAGCUUCAGUUCAAGAUCGAAGACGGAAUCAAACCAGAGAAGAAGUACGUCAUCAGGGUCCGUGCCAUUAACGCCAUCGGCGUCAGCGACCCGUCUGAAAUCUCCGACAAGGUCUCCACCAAGGAUCCGGACUGCGCCCCAACGAUAGAGCUGGAGACGCAGGAUGUGGUGGUCAUCGAGGGGGAGAAGCUGCACCUCAACGUUCCCUACAAGGGCAUCCCAACGCCUCAAAUGGUGUGGCAGAAGGACACGGUGGAAUGUACAAAAGACGAGCGGCUCUCCAUGACGGUGGAGAUGAACAGCGCCCACCUGGAGCUCCUCAGAUGCGCUCGUUCUGAUUCUGGCGUCUAUGACAUCAUCUUGGAAAACAGUCUGGGCGCCGCCAAGGGGGCGGUCAACGUCAAAGUCAUCGGGCUCCCCGGUCAGUGCAAGGACAUCAGCUCCAGUGACGUGACAAAGAACUCCUGCAAGAUCAGUUGGGAAGCCCCAGAGGACGACGGCGGGACGCCUGUUCUUAGCUACACGCUGGAGCGCCGUGAAGCCUCCAAGAAGACCUACAUGCCCGUCACGUCUGGAGACAACGUUCUAAGCCACGUGGUCAAAGACUUGUACGUCAACUGUGAGUACUACUUCCGGGUCAAGGCUGUCAACAAGGUGGGUGCCGGAGUCUACCUGGAGCUGCGGAACCCCGUCAUCACCGAGGAGGUCAAGCAGAAACCGGACCCACCGAUCCAAGUCGAGGCUCGUGACCCCACGUCCAAAUCGAUCACCAUCACCUGGAAAGCCCCCGAUUGCGAUGGCGGCUGCCCCAUUCAGGGUUACAUCGUGGAGAAGAUGGAGAAGGAUGGUGACCGAUAUGAGAGGGUUACCCCGAGCUUGGUUCCCGGGUUCUCCCAUGUGGUUACGGGUCUGAAGGAGGACACUGAAUACCAGUUCAGGGUUCGAGCCGAGAACGCCGCCGGAGUCAGUGAGCCGUCCCGAAGCACACAGCCAAUCAAGGCUGCCGAUCCCGUCGAAAAACCGACAGUCACCCUGCACGCCCACGUGCAGUCUGGUUUGUGCAUUAAGAAAGGAGAGGAGAUCCGCAUUGACGCAAACAUCUCAGGUUCACCUUACCCCAAGGUCACAUGGUUGAGGAACAACGAGGAUGUCACCAAAGAACCCACCAAGACUCUUGUCCCGCUUGUUAAGAAGAAGAAGACCAAGAGCAAGAUUCCCGAACCCAAGGAAGAGUUUGUGACGCCGCUGCGUGAGCGCCUCGGUUUGGACCAGACCAAAAAGGGUCACUCGGCUAUCAUGAUCCGAGAAGCUGUCAGAGCAGACCAUGGCAACUUCACCAUCCAAGUGGAGAACACUCACGGCGUUGCCACGGCGACCUGUGUUGUUAACGUCCUCGACAAACCCGGCCCGCCCACCAACUUCAGCUUCGACGAAAUCAGGAACAUCUCAGUGGUGUGUAACUGGGAGCCUCCUGAAGAUGAUGGCGGCAGCGAGAUCCUCAACUACAUCCUUGAGAAAAAAGAUAACAAGAACGAUGACAUCGGCUGGAUCACCAUCACCUCCACCUUGAAGGGGACCAGCUUCCCCGUCACUAAGUUGAUUGAAGGGAAAGAGUACAUCUUCAGAGUGACAGCGGAGAACAAAUUUGGUUGUGGACCGCCGUUCAUCUCUGAACCACUGGUGGCCAAGAACCAAUUUGAUCCCCCUGAUGCUCCAAACACCCCAAGAGUCCAUGAAGUGACAGCGAGCUCCGCCCACAUCUCCUGGCACGAACCAAAGGACAAUGGCAGCCCCAUUCUCGGCUACUGGAUCGAGAGGAAGGAGGUGAACAGCAAACACUGGACUCGCGUCAACCGUGCUCUCCUCAACUCUCUGGAGGUGAAGGCGAGUGGACUCAUGGAGGGACUCAGCUACAUCUUCAGGGUGUGCGCCGAGAACCUGGCUGGGCCCGGACCUUUCAGCGAGCCCACGGACCGCAUUGUUGCCAUGGACGCCAUCUUGCCUCCUGGGCCGCCCACACCGUGGAUCGUGGACACUGGAAAAGACUCGGUCAUUGUUGCGUGGAAGCCACCCUUGUACAACGGAGGAGGGGACAUCCUGGGGUACCAUGUUGAAAAGGUGGUGGCCGGGGAGAAGAACUGGACUCGCAGCACAGAGUUCAGGUGCAAGGAUCUGACCUACACCGUCACAGCUUUGACUGAAGGAACCGAUUACUACAUCCGAGUCAUAGCCGUCAACGAGGCGGGUCCUGGAGCUCCUGGAGUCACAGAACCCGUCACCGUCAAAGAGCCUCAAGAACCCCCCGCUGUUGAUUUCGACCUCUCUGUGAAGAACGGCGUGAUCAUCAAGGCUGGGGAGUCCCUGCGCCUUCCGGCCGUGGUCGUCGGCCGGCCCCAGCCUGAGGUCAAGUGGGCCAAAGAUGACGCUGACAUUGACAAAGAGAGGAUGCUCGUGGAGACAGACGGCAAGAACAGCAGUCUCUUCAUCAAGAAGGCAGUGAGGGCGGAUCAUGGAAAGUACCAGAUCUCUGGUACCAACAGCAGCGGGACCAAGGCUGCUGAAACCAAAGUGGACGUCAUGGACGUCCCAGGCCCCGUGGUCGACCUGAAGUCUGUGACGGUGACCAAGAAGAACAUCACCCUCACCUGGUCUGAUCCGCUGGACAACGGUGGCAGCGACAUCUUCGGCUACGAGGUUCUGAGGAAGGAUGCCAAGAUGAAGCUCUUCCGCCAGCCCAUCGAGGUGGCGUCCUGCAAGUGUGACAUGCAGGGGCUCUUGGCUGGCGAGGAGUACGAUUUCAGAGUCAUCGCCCGGAACAAGUACGGCGAUGGCGCUCCAGCGGAUCUGGGGCCCAUCCUAGCCGAGGAUCCCAAAGGUACACCAUCCGCUCCUGAGAAGUUGCAUUACACGGACAGAAGCAAGAACACCAUCACGCUGGCCUGGCAGCCACCGCGCAGCGACGGUGGUAGUCCUGUCAUAGGCUACUACGUUGAGAAGAUGAGAUCCGACAGCACUGAGUUCGACGUGGCCAACCGCAAGAUCUUUACCCAGUGCUGUGGUACUGUUGAGAACUUAUCAGAGAACCAGGAGUACCAGUUCCGAGUCAAAGCUGUAAAUGACGUCGGUGACGGCGCUCCGUCUAAACCAAUCACAGCCAAGGUUCAGGAUGAUGAAAUUCCACCGGUUAUCACAAUGCUGAAGUUCUUCAAGCGUAACGCUAUCAUUGUGAAGAAGGGCUCUGCCAUUGACAUUCCAGCCGAGGUAAAGGGACUUCCUCUUCCGACUCUCACGUGGAUGAAGGAUGAUGAGGUGAUAGACAAACCCAACGAAGAAAAGAUGACAAUGGAAACAGAGGAGGUGAAUCGUACCACCCUGAGGACAAAGCUCUCCAUGCCAGAAUCCAUCAGACAGGACACGGGAAAUUACAAACUGCUAGCUGAAAACUGUUACGGCAAAUCUCAGCACGUUGUCCAUGUGGAGAUCCUGGACCGCCCUCUUCCCCCGAGGAAUGUCGUUGUCUCCGACAUCAAGGUGGACUCGUGCUACCUGACCUGGGAUGCUCCAGAAGACAACGGCGGCAGUGAGAUCACUAACUACGUGGUUGAACGCCGAGAUGCCAGCAAGAAGAAAUCCGACUUUGAGGCGCUGACCUCCAACCUCAUCGAUCGGCGAUACGGGGUCUACAAGAUGAACAUGAAUGGCUCCUACCAGUUCAGAAUCAAGGCAGAGAACAAGUAUGGCGUCAGCGAAGGCUGCGAUUCCGAAAAAGUACAACUACAGGAUCCAUUUGGCCUCCCCGGACCGCCGCGCAACCCCAAGAUCAUUGCCGCCACAUCAAACACGAUGACUCUGACCUGGGAUCCUCCACUGGACAACGGCGGCUCCACCAUUCAGGGCUACUGGCUGGAGAAGAGGGAACGCGGAGCGGUGUACUGGGGGCGUGUUAACCGUUGCCCCGCCACCAAACCGGCGGUGAAGGGUCUGCAAUACACGGUUCUUAAGCUCAUUGAAGGAACUGAGUACCAGUUCAGGGUGGCGGCAAGCAAUGCUGCCGGAGUGGGGCCACCUAGCGAGUCCACAGAGUGCCGCUUUGCUGUGGAUCCGUGCAACACUCCGAGCUCACCCGGAUCCCCAGAGGUCAAAGACAAGACCAAGAACAGCAUCACACUGGCCUGGAGUCCCCCAGAAAAGGAUGGCGGCAGUCCUGUCAAGGGUUAUAUCAUCGAGGUCCACGAGGAAGGUUCUCCUGAUUGGAGAAGGGUGACCCCUGCAGACAAGCUCCACCAGUCUACUGAGGUGACCGUCCCUGAUCUUAAGGAGGGCAAGAAGUGCAGGUUCAGGAUCUACGCUGUAAAUGCCGCCGGUAACUCCGAGCCCGCCAAAACUGCUGAUAUCCUGGUUCAGGACAUCUUGAUUGAGCCCACGGUGUCCCUCGAUGUGAGCGCUCAUGACCUGCUGAACUGCAGGGCUGGCAGCACCAUCAGGAUCCCCGUCACCAUCAGUGGGCGCCCGGUGCCGAAAGUCACCUGGAACUUUGACGGAACAGCCGAGACUGAGAAGAAAUGCGAACUCCACACGCUUCCCAUCGACUCAGAGAUUCACUCCACCGACACGACGUCCCUGGUGGUCAUCCCCGAGAGCAAACUGAACCACAGCGGUCGCUACAUCAUCAACGUCGAAAACCCGGCCGGACACAAAGUGGUCAAAGUGCGAGUCAAUGUGCUUGACCUACCAGGACCUCCUCGAGAUCUGAAGGUGAGCGACAUGACGAGAGGUACUUGCAGACUCACCUGGAAACCUCCGGAGAGUGACGGAGGAGAGAGGGUGAAGAGCUACUUCAUCGAGAAGAAGACGGUGGAGGGGAAAGCCUGGACGAAGGUGAAUCCAUCCUGUGCUUCGCAGUCUCUUGUGGUUCCAGACCUGAUUGAGGGUCAGGAAUACUUGUUCCGCAUCCGUGCUGAGAAUCGAUUCGGCUUCGGACCGUACGUGGAAACCCCUGAAGGAGCCAAAGCCAAAGAUCCCAUCCGUCCCCCAGAUCCUCCAACCAGACUAAAGAUCCAGAGCGUGAAGAAGGGCACGGUGAGCCUUACAUGGAAGGCUCCCAAAAACGACGGCGGCUCCCCCGUCACUCACUACAGCGUUGACUUGCUCUGCUGGGAUUCCAGUGGCACUCAGAAGGAGUCUUGGAGGAGGUGUAACAGGAGAGACAUUGACGUUCCGAGCUUCAAGGUGGAGGACCUGACCGAAGGAGAUGAGUACGAGUUCAGAGUGGUGGCCUACAACGAGGCCGGACCCAGCCGCCCGUCAUCCACUGCCGGGCCCAUUCUCAUUCAGGACCAAACCUGCGCUCCAUCCAUCGAGCUGAAGGAGUUCAUGGAGGCCGAGCAGGGUAGCGACAUCAGUAUUGUGGCCAAGAUACGCGGCUGUCCGUUCCCCACGCUCACCUGGUACAAGGCCCCGCCCCACAAGUCCGAUAAUAAAGCGGAGGUCUGCUACGACGAGCACAUCAACAAGAUCGUGUCGGACGACAGCUGCACGCUCCUGAUCCAGCAGGGGAAACGUCCCGACACCGGCCUCUACACGCUGGUGGCCUCCAACAGCCUCGGCAAGGCGUCCAAGGAGAUGAGGCUCAACGUGCUUGGCCGCCCCGGUCCCCCCUCUGCUCCUAUUAAGUUUGAAGAGAUCGGCGCCGAGAGGAUCACUCUAUCAUGGCUGCCGCCAAAGGACGACGGCGGCUCCAAGGUCACCAAUUACGUCAUCUGGAGACGCGUCGCCAACAGAAAGACCUGGGUCCCCGUCACCAGCGAACCCAAAGAACGCGUGUGGACGGUUGAGAACCUGAUGGAGGGCCACGAGUACGUGUUCCGCAUUAUGGCCCAGAACAAGUACGGCGUUGGUGAACCACUCGACAGCGAUCCAGAGGUGGCCAGGAACCUCUACACUGUCCCCGGGCAGUGCGAGAAGCCAACCACAUCCGGCGUCACCCUGGACUCCAUGACCGUCCACUGGGAAGAGCCCGAGGACGACGGCGGCACCCCGAUCACCGGUUACUGGUUGGAGCGCAAGGAGACCACCGGUAAACGCUGGACCCGGGUCACCCGUGACCCCAUCCGCCCCAUGGGUCUGGGGGAGUCGUUUACAGUCAGCGGACUCAUCGAGGGCUCUGAGUAUCUGUUCAGAGUCAUCGCCAUCAACGCUGCGGGACCCGGACUCCCCAGCCCCCCGAGUGACCCCGUGUUUGCCAGAGACCCCAUCUCCCCUCCCUCUCCUCCAAUUCCAAAGGUUUCAGAUUGGACCAGGUCCACUGUGGACCUGGAAUGGAUCCCCCCACUGAAGGAUGGAGGCUCCAAAAUUAUUGGCUAUUGGGUGGAGUACAAGGAGGAGGGCACCGAGGCCUGGAUCAAGGCCAAAGACACCGAACACCGCGGUACCCGCUUUGUGGUUGCCGGCCUGAAAACCGGCGCUCAGUACAGAUUCAGGGUCACGGCUUUCAACCUGGCGGGUAAUAGCGAGCCGGGCGAAGUGCCUGAAACACUCGAGGUCAACGACAGAAUCAUCGCCCCCGAGGUUGAUUUGGACGCGUCGGUGAAGGAAAGGAUGGUGGUCCACGCCGGCGGCGUGAUCCGCAUCAUCGCGUAUGUGUCAGGUCAGCCGUCACCGGAAGUCACGUGGAGCAGGGAUGGAGCGGCGCUGCCCCCGGAGGCCAAGGUGGAGACAACGGCCAUUAGCUCGUCUUUGGUUAUUAAAGCAUGCGCCAGGAGGCAUCUCGGCGUCUACACGUUGACUGCCAAGAACGCCGGAGGGGAGAAGAAGAAGAAUGUUUCAGUGGAAGUUCUCGAUGUUCCCGGACCCGUCGGCAUCCCCUUGACGACCGAGAACCUUAGCAACGACUCCUGCAAGCUCAACUGGUACUUCCCGGAGAACGACGGCGGUUCUCCGAUCAGCAACUACGUCAUCGAGAAGCGUGAAGCAGAGCGAAAGGCCUGGACGUCGCUGUCGUUUUCCGCCAGCAGACAGAACGCCGUGGCGACCGGUCUCGUUUCAGGCAAGGCCUACUUCUUCAGAGUUGCCGCCGAGAACGUCAUCGGUAUCGGACCCUUCAUGGAGACGGCAGCCGAGAUCGUUAUCAGGGAACCGUUGAGUGUGCCCGACCGACCCGAGGAGCUGGAGGUCACCAAAGUCACCAAAGAUUUGAUCAACAUCACGUGGAAGGCGCCCAAGUUUGACGGUGGCUCCGAGAUCAUCAUGUACAUCCUGGAGGCUCGUAUGAUCGGCAAGGACAAGUUCACUCGCCUGACGAAGGAGAAGCUCAUGGAGAGGAAGUACACCUUCGAUGGACUCAGGGAGGGCGACACCUACGAGUUCCGAGUGAUCGCAGCCAAUGAGGUCGGACCGAGCAAGCCGUCGUUCUGCACCAAACCAAUCACCUGCAGAGAUGAGCUCGAACCACCGACCAUUGAGCUGGACUUCCGUGACAAGAUCAUAGUCCGCGUUGGGGAGAGCUUCCUGCUGCAGGGUCGCUACACCGGAAAACCCUCCCCUUCCAUCGUGUGGUACCGCGACGACGAGGAGCUGAAAGCCGACAAACACGUCAUGUUCAAGAACACGCUGACAUCCAUGUCACUCGGAGUCAUGAAGGCGCAGCGCCAGCACAGCGGCCGCUACAUGGUGGUGGUGGAGAACAGCACCGGGUCCAGGAAGGGGGUCUGCAACGUCACGGUUGUCGACCGUCCAACUCCUCCCGUGGGUCCAGUCGUCUUUGACGAGGUCCACCGUGAAUACAUGGUCAUCUCCUGGAAACCUCCUCUGGACAGCGGCGGAGUUGACGUCUCCAACUACAUCAUUGAGAAGAGGGACACGAACAGAGACAUGUGGACCACUGUCACUUCAGCCACCACUAAGACAACGUGCAAGAUACCCAAACUGACAGAAGGUCGGGAGUACAUCUUACGGAUCUCUGCUGAGAACAUGUACGGUAUCAGCGACCCACUGGAGUCUGACGAGAUGAGAGCCAAAGAUCUCUUCAGAGUCCCGGAGGCCCCUGAGAUGCCGACUGUCAGAGAGGUGUAUGCCACCAACGCUCUGGUGCUGUGGAACCGACCCCGCGAUGGAGGCAAGCCCAUCACCAACUACAUCCUGGAGAAGAAAGAGACCACCGCCAAGAGGUGGUCCAGGGCCACAAGGGAACCGUUAUAUCCUGCGACUCAGUUUAGAGUUCAAGACUUAGUGGAAGGCUGUGAGUAUGAAUUCCGAGUCAUGGCUGAAAAUGAGCUGGGAACCGGAGACCCGAGCGUCCCUUCAAAGCCCAUCCUUGCCAAAGACCCCAUCGUGCGGCCGAGUCCCCCGGUGACCCCCGAGGCCUACGACAAGACAAAAGACUCAGUCAGUCUCAAGUGGCAGAUGCCCCGCCACGACGGAAAAGGACGCAUAUUUGGCUAUCUGGUGGAGUACCAGAAGCCGGGCUCGGUGGAGUGGUCGCAGGCCAAUGAGAGUCCGGAACAGUGCCCAGACCUGCACUACGUAGUCACAGGCCUGACGGAUGGCCAGGAGUACGCCUUCAGGAUCUACACUGUUAAUGCGGCAGGAAAAUCUGAUCCAGCAUAUGUUAAAGAGACUAUCAAGGUCCAUGACAGACUAGAGGCGCCAGAGUUGCUGUUGGAUGCCAACAUGGCGCGCGACCAUCUGGCCAUGCUGGGUUCUGACAUCACCUUGAGCGCCACCAUCAAGGGUGUCCCGCCACCUACUGUCCGCUGGGAGAAAAACGACGGCGAGAUGCCGCCUCACAUCACCGUCGCUGUCACUUCCGCCGGCAGCAAAGUCUUCAUCCCCAAAUGUGUCCGCCCCGACUCCGGCAAAUACACCCUCGUGGUGGAAAAUGCUGCCGGGAAAAAGACGGCGACUGUUGACGUUCUGGUUCUGAACAAGCCGACACCUCCGAGAGAUCUGCUCGUCUCCGAGGUGACCAGCGAGUCCGCCUACCUGACAUGGAAAGCUCCAGAAGACAACGGUGGCGCCGUUAUCUCCCAUUACGUUGUGGAGAAGAAGGACGUGGCUGCCGAGCAGUGGGUCCCGGUCUCCGCGGCCAAUAAGAAGCUGAGUUUGAUGGCCAUGUAUUUGAUGGAAGGAAUCCAGUACCUGUUCAGAGUCGCGGCGGAGAACCAGUUCGGCAGGAGCGACUACGUGACCACAAAGACGCCCAUCAAGGCAAUCGAUCCUCUCUAUCCACCUGGCCCACCGAAGAACCUCCACCAUACUGAUGCGGACAAGACGGAGGUGUGGCUGGAGUGGGAGUGGCCCGAUCGCAACGGUGGAAGUGAAAUCACCGGCUUCAUUGUUGAGCACCAGGAAGAAAGUCAAGUGGACUGGGUUACCUUUAAGACGGUCUCUGGCAACCGUGCACAUGUCACAGGUCUGGAGGAAGGCAAGACCUACCGCUUCCGGGUGAUGGCCCAGAACGCUAUCGGCGUGAGCCGCCCUGACACCAGCGUCCCUGUCACCUGCCAGGAGAAGACCUUGCCCCCCACCAUCGAAGUUGAUGUGAAGCUCAUUGAGGGUAUUGUUGUGAAAGCGGGAAGCGGUAUCGUCCUGCCGGCAAAGAUGACCGGAAUACCCAUGCCGACUGCCAAGUGGAUGACAGAUGGCAAGGAAAUCGCAUCGGAAGGCCGAUACAGCAUCGAGUCCGCCGGCGCCACCACCACCCUCAGCAUCCCGGACUGCAAGAGAGGAGACACGGGGGAGUACGUCCUCACCGUGUCCAACCCCGCGGGGAGCAAAACCGUCGCUCUGCACGUCACCGUGCUCGACCUUCCGGGUGCGCCCAUUGGACCCAUCAACAUCUUAGAAGUGACCCCUGAUCACAUGAUGAUACAAUGGAGGCCGCCCAAGGACGACGGCGGUACGCCCAUCUCCAACUACGUGGUUGAAAAGAAAGACGUGAAGAAGCCGUGGGAGCCGUGGUCGGUGGUGAGCUCCAGCGGUAUCAGCACCAAAGCCAAGGUGUCACGCCUGGAGCAGGGUCGCGAGUACAUUGUCCGUAUCCGUGCGGAGAACAAGAUCGGCAUUGGUGCUGGACUCGAGAGUCCCCCCACUAUAGCCAAGCAUCUGUUCAACCCUCCCGGUCCACCGGGCCUCCCGGUGUGCUCUGAUAUCACAGAGAAUGCUGUGACCGUGGAGUGGUCCCUGCCCGACCACGAUGGCGGCAGCCCCAUCAGCGGCUACGUGGUUGAACGCAGGGAAAUGACAGGGAAGUGGAUCCGUGUCAACAAAACCCCCGUACUGGACCUUCGAUACAGAGUCUCGGGUCUCUUUGAAGGCAACACUUACGAGUUCAGAGUUUUUGCUGAGAAUAUUGCCGGUGUCAGCGAGCCAUCCCUCACUUCCGACCCCAUCAGGGCCACCCGAGCUAUCACUAAGCCGGGUCCCCCUGGAAAUCCCAAACUGAAGGACUGGAGUAAGUCCUACGCUGAUAUCUGCUGGACCAAGCCGACAAGAGAUGGCGGUAGUCCCAUUUUGGGAUAUGUGGUCGAGAUUCAAAAGUCAGGAUCAGCUCAGUGGGACAGGAUCAACAAAGACCUCAUCAAGAUGUGUGCCUACAGGGUUCCAGGUCUUAUUGAAGGUAUGGAGUACAGAGUCCGUAUCAGAGCCACGAACAAAGUUGGAGAUAGCGAACCCCGGGAGUUGAGCGAAACCAUCCUGGCGAAGGACAUCCUGGUUCCUCCCGAGGUCGUUGUUGAUGUAUCGUGCCGCGAUUCUCUGACUGUCCGGGCGGGCCAGAUCAUCAAUUUGAUCACCAGAGUGAAGGGCAGACCUGACCCAGAGAUCACGUGGACCAAAGAUGCUAGAGCUUUGUCUCGGGACAAGCGCACUGAGCUGAAUAACAACUAUCCUUUGUGCGAACUGGUCAUCAACGACGCGGUCAGAUCCGACUACGGCAAAUACGCCAUCGUCGCCAAGAACAGCAGCGGACAGGCGCAGGCCACCGUUAUCGUCAAUGUCCUGGACACACCCGGAGCUUGCCAGAACAUCAAGGUGGCUUACGUGACCAAGAACUCCUGCAUGGUGUCGUGGGAGAACCCAGAGGACAACGGCGGCACCGAGAUCACCCAGUACAUUAUCGAGUCCCGUCAGCCGAGCCAAAGGGGCUGGACCGUCGUGUCCAAUGAUUGUACGAAGCGCCUGAUGAAGGCCCCUCUUUCAGAGGGCUGCGAGUACUUCUUCCGUGUUAGUGCCGAAAACAAGAUCGGCGUCGGUCCCCCCGUUGAGACCAAGACGGCCGUGCUGGCAGUUGACCCAAUCGAGAAACCCGGCGAACCAAUCGACUUUCAUAUUUCUGAAAUCGGCAAAACCUUCUGCUUCCUCAAGUGGAAGAAGCCGGACUACGACGGAGGCAGUCGGAACCUGGGUUACCACGUGGAGAAGAAGCCAAAAGAAGCCGAGGAGUGGGAGAGACUCCAUAAGGGGGCCAUCAAAGAGACUUACUUUAUGGCUGACAGGUGCAUCGAAAACCAGGUCUACCAGUUCCGAGUUCAGACCAAGAAUGACGGAGGCGAAAGCAACUGGGUGACGACCGCUGAAGUUCUAGUAAAGGAGCAGGUUGUAGAACCAGAGAUCAAGAUCAAAUUGGACGGAACCUUGGUGGUGAAAGCCGGAGACUCGAUCCCCAUCGAGGCAAUCAUCAAGGGCAAACCUCAACCAGAUGUCAAAUGGACUAAAGAUGACAGCACCGAGGAGAUCAAAAAGAGCCCCAGGCUUCAGAUCGAAACCGGCGUUGACUUCUCAAAGCUGCUGCUGACCUCCGCUCGCCGUACGGACAGCGGAAAAUAUGUGGUCAGUGCCUCGAACAGCGCGGGAACAUGCUCCGCUCACGCUAAAGUCAACGUGUUGGACCGACCCGGCCCGGUUAGCGAGCUCCAAGUGUCGGGCAUCACCAUCGACAGGUGCCAUUUGGCGUGGAACGUCCCGGAGGAUGACGGCGGCUGUGAGAUCUACAACUACAUCAUCGAGAAGUGUGACACCAAGAGGGGGGUGUGGUCUGUUCACUCCAACGCCGUCAUCACCAACAAAGCCAACGUCACUCGUCUUAUUGAGGGAAACGAAUAUAUUUUCCGAGUUCGUGCAGAGAAUAAGAUGGGUCCCGGCCCCGCGGUAGAGAGUGAGGCCAUUGUAGCCGGCACCAAGUUUAGCGUCCCGGGAGCCCCUGAGACACCAGAGGUCACCAAGAUCUCCAAGGAGGAGAUGACAGUGCAGUGGUCAGAGCCGGAGAAAGACGGUGGGAAGCCAAUCCUUGGUUAUCUGUUAGAGAAGAAGGAGGAGCAUGCUGUGAGGUGGUCCCCUGUGAACAAGGAGGCCAUCCCUGGAACCCGCCUGACCGUAACGGGACUUCUACCCCUCCAUGAAUACCAAUACAGAGUGAAGGCGGUGAAUGAAAUUGGAACAGGAAGUGCAAGCAAACCUUCUCGUGCUGUUCCUGCUAAGGACGCGAUUGAACCUCCUGCUCCGCCCACCAACAUGAAGGUCCUGGACAGCACCAAGUCGACUGUAACGCUUGGCUGGACCAAACCUUUGUCCGAUGGCGGCGCUCCCAUCAUUGGUUACGUUGUGGAGAUGAGGGUGAAAGGAAGUGGCAAGAAGGCCGAUGACAGUUGGAAACGCUGCAACGUGGCCGCUCAGCUUGUCGUUUGCGAGUUCACCGUCACCAGUCUGGAUGAAAAACUUCUGUACGAGUUUAGAGUCUCAGCGCAGAACCAGGUGGGCAUGAGUCUGCCCUGUGACCUGGAGGCCGCCGUGAAUCCCAAGGAAAUACUCGAGGCACCAGAGAUCGACUUGGAUGCCAACCUGAAACAGGGUCUAACAGUGAGAGCCGGUUGUCCCAUCAGACUGUGCGCCACUAUCAGAGGAAGACCACCCCCCAAAGUCACUUGGAGGAGAAUGGGCAUCGAUAACGUAGUCAGGAAGGGCCAUGUCGACAUCAUCGACACCAUGACUUUCCUGGUCAUACCCGACAGCACCCGCGAUGACUCUGGGAAAUACUGUCUGACGGUGCAGAGUCCUGCCGGAGAAAAGGCGGUCUUUGUGACCGUUAAGGUUCUCGACACGCCAGGACCUGUGAUGAAUCUGGAGGCCGGUGACAUCAAACAGACAUCGGCGAAGCUUUCCUGGAGCCCGCCGGAGAACGACGGCGGCAGUGAAAUUACCCACUACAUCGUUGAGAAGCGGGAAAUUGAUCGGAAGACUUGGGCGAUGGUCAAGGCCGAAGUCGAGAAGGAUAAGAUUCCCUUCAAGGUCGGCGGCCUCAUGCCAGGAACGGAGUACUACUUCCGAGUCACUGCUGUCAACGAGUACGGCUCGGGAGUUCCCAAGGUGUCACCCACUUCCUACCUGGCCUCUGAUCCCGUCAGCAAACCCGAUCCUUGUGAGAAGAUUGAAGUUCUGGAGAUUACCAAAAAUAGCGCCACAGUUGGCUGGGUGAAGCCUGCGAGGGACGGCGGAGCCAAGAUUGACGGUUAUGUCAUUGAGUACAUCGAAGUUAAGCCUCCUCCGAAGCCGCAAGAACCUGUGGAGGUCCCCGAAGGAGAAGAAGCUCCUCCGCCGCCUCCACCGCCCCCCGUAGUGGAGGAGGAUGCUGAGGAGCCAGAGGAGGAGGUGUGGAAUGCCUACACCACCGUGAAGGGGUUGAGCAUCAGCAUCAGCGGCCUGAAGGAGGGCAAGAGGUACAAGUUCAGGGUGGCUGCCAAGAACCUGAUGGGCUUGAGCUCGUUCACGGAGACGCGGGAGGCGGCCGAGAUCAAGGAGCAGAUGUUGGAGCCAAAGAUCGUAAUGCCAGACUCGGUCAGCGCCAGAGCCGGAGCUAAGCUAAGAGUGGAAGCGCUUGUUUCCGGAAAACCUUCUCCAGCCUGCAAGUGGAUGUGCGGCGAAGUCCCGCUGGUUUCCUCGAGUCGUCUGGCGGUGCACCAGUCUGGCAACUUGUGUGUUUUGAUCAUCAAGGACGUCUCAAGGACAGACAGCGGCGAGUACAGCCUCGUGGCGGAGAAUAGCUCCGCAAAGGUGGUUCAAGCCCUGAAAAUCAUCAUCAGAGAUAUUCCCGGGCCUCCUGUGGGUCCGGUGGAAAUCAGCGACAUCGACUCGGAUGCUUGCUCGCUGGCCUGGAGCAAACCGCUGGAGGACGGCGGCAGCAAGAUCACCAAUUACGUGGUGGAGAAAUGCGAUGUCAGUCGAGGUGACUGGGUGACCGCCGUCUCCUCCUGCCAGAAGACAAACUGCAGGCUGGGGAAGCUCAUUCCCGGGAAGGAAUAUGUAUUCCGCAUUCGUGCCGAGAACCGCUACGGCGUGUCAGAUCCUGUGCAGUCUGACAGAAUGAUUGCCAAGUUCCCAUUUGAUGUUCCCAGCGAGCCUCUUAACUGCCGCAUCAACAAGACCAACAAGGACUGCAUGUUCGUGGCCUGGGACAAGCCCGAGAGCGAUGGUGGAAGUCCCAUUACGGGUUACUACAUCGAGCGCAAAGAAAGAAACAGCCUACUGUGGGUGAAAGCCAACGACACCGUGGUCCGGACCACUGAGUACCCCUGCGCCGGCUUGAUUGAAGGCCUGGAGUACACAUUCAGGGUGUCUGCCAUCAACCGAGCUGGUCAAGGAAAACCAAGCAAGAAGACAGACUUCAUCACGGCCAGAACACCCAUUGAUACACCUGGGAAACCAGAAGUCCUGGACGUGACCAAGAACUCCGUAACGCUUGUUUGGAGCCGCCCCAAGAACGACGGCGGCAGCAAGAUCAUCGGAUACUAUGUGGAGGCCAUGCGGGUGCCGGGAGACAUGUGGGUGCGCUGCAACACCAGCAGCCAGAACGUUCCGAGGGAAGAGUACACCGUGACCGGUCUGGAGCGAGACCUGCAGUACCAGUUCAGAGUUAUCGCCAAAACUGCUGUCAACAUCAGCAAACCCUCCGAGCCCACAGAUGCUAUCCUGGUCUGUGCUGAGAACGUACCUCCGAGGAUAGAACUUAAUUCCAAGAUGCAGAAGGGUUUGAAGGUGAAGGCCGGAGCGACAAUUCUGCUGGAGGCCGACGUGUUUGGCAAACCGAUGCCAAGAGUCUCCUGGAGAAGAGGCGACGACAGCCUGAGGUCAAGUGAAGGUCAGGUCAUCACCCAGCAGAGACAUCAGUUCCAACUGGAGAUCUCAUCGGUCACCAAGGAGCAUACCGGGAUCUUUACGGUCCAUGCGGAGAAUGCCAGCGGAUCCAAGACUGCUGACAUCCAGGUUACAGUUUUGGACGUUCCCGGUCCACCCGCUAGCGCCAAGUACCUUGAAGUCUUCGGCACCAAAAUGAAGUUGUCAUGGGAGCCACCGCUGAAGGACGGUGGCGCCCCGGUUCAUAACUAUAUUUUGGACAAACGUGAAACCAGCCGAGCCAACUGGGCGCAGGUCUCUGCGAAGAUCAAGGGUGAAAACCUUGAAUUUGAUGUGGAGAAGCUAAUUGAAGGACACGAAUACCAGUUCAGAAUCCGCGCGGAGAACGCUUGGGGCGUUGGAGACAGUCUCAUCACCAGUCCCGUCAUCGCCAAGAACCCAUUCACGGUCCCUGGCCCAUGUGAGGCACCCGUGAUCACCAACGUCACCAAGGACGCCAUGACGGUGAGCUGGAAGGAGCCCGCUGACGAUGGAAAGUCGGUCAUUCUGGGUUACAUGCUGGAGAAGAAGGAAACCAAGGAGAUGAACUGGACCAAGAUGAACAGGAAGCCCACAUUGGAAAGGGUCUUCAAUGCAUCCGGUCUUACUGAGGGGUCGGAGUAUGAGUUCAGAGUCAUUGCCGUCAACGUGGCGGGACUCGGCAAACCUAGCGACCCCUCAGCUGGUACAACUGCGCAAAAUCCCAUCACUCCACCCGGACCCGUGUUGAAACCCAGCGUGUGUGACACCACCUGCAGCACUAUAAGCCUCACCUGGAACGCCCCUGCCCACAAUGGCGGGAGCCCAAUCCUGGGGUACCUGGUGGAGUGCAGGAGGUCCGACACCGCAGACUGGAUCCGCUGCAACGUUCCCAGGAACUUACAGGAUACCAGCUACACCAUACAAAACCUCAUACACAAGGCCGAGUACCAGUGCCGCGUCACUGCUGUCAACAAGGUUGGCUUCAGCGAGCCAGUGGAAGUACCCGGGAAGCACGUUGCAAAGGACAUCAUCGUACUCCCCGAGGCGGAGCUCAGCGCUGAGCUGAAGGAGGGCCUGGAGCUGCGUGCUGGUGCCACCAUGAAACUUCAAGCCACGAUCAAGGGUCACCCGUCUCCCAAGGUUACCUGGGCAAAAAUGAACACCAACAUCAAGGACCGCCAAGGCAUCGUCAUCAAGUCCACUAAAAGCGACACCACCGUGGUGGUGGAGAACGUCAACAGAUACGAUGCGGGCAAAUACGUUCUCAACCUGGAGAGUGCGGCGGGCAUGAAGAUGUACACCAUCAUUGUGAAAGUUUUUGACACUCCCGGCCCACCGGUCAAUCUGAUGGUGAAAGAAACCACCAAGGACAGCGCCUCCAUCUACUGGGACGCUCCUCUCCUAGAUGGCGGCUACGACGUCACCCACUAUAUUGUGGAGAAGCGUGACACCGAGAGGAAGGCCUGGUCUAUCGUAUCCAACAGUUGCACCAAGACAUCUUUGAAGGUGUCGGACCUGAAUGCCGGACGGUCCUAUUGCUUCAGAGUGUCAGCCGUCAAUCAGCUCGGUGCCGGAGAGUUCUGCGAGACCCCUGACUCGAUCAAAGCAUCCGAGGAACCUGGUCCUGUCAUGGACUUUAAGGCCAUCCUGGUUACCAAGGACUCCUGCACACUCAGCUGGAAGAAACCCCUAACCGAUGGCGGCAGCCGCAUCAUCUGCUACGUGCUCGAGGUCCUCAACGGCGACGACAAGUACAAGGAGCUGAUGAGGUCCAAGAACAUGCAGUUCAGCACCAAGGAUCUGGUGGAGGGCAGGGAGUACAAGUACAGCGUCAAGGCGGUGAACGACACGGGGGAGAGCGCCGCCAAGGAGCUCACCGUGGUCGCCAAGGAUCAAAUCAUUCAUCCAAGCUGUGACCUGAGGGAGCUGCCCAACAUGUGUUACGUUGCCAAAGAGGGCAGCACGGUGCGCCUGAAAAUUCCAAUCAUUGGCAAGCCAACGCCCAAGGUGUCCUGGAAGAAGGGGGACGAUGAAGACCUGACAGACUCCGGACGUGUUUGUGCCGAGUCCUCUGCGGUUAACACCACCCUCCUGAUUCGGGACUGCCAGAGGAGCGAUGCGUCCAAGUACACCAUCACGCUGAGGAACAGUGCCGGGAGCAAAGAAUCCACCAUCUUCAUCAGGGUGGUGGGUAAGCCCAGCAUUCCCAGCGGCUCCAUCAAGUUCAAGGACGUCACUGCUGACGGCGCCACGCUAAAAUGGGGUGCGCCGAAAGAUGACGGCGGCUCAGAGAUCACAAACUACAUUCUCGAGAAGAGAGACUCCAUCACCAACAUGUGGGUGACCGUGUCUUCAACUGUGGACACAAAUACCAUGAGGGUAACCGGUCUCCAUGAGGGCACAGAAUACAUCUUCAGAGUCAGUGCUGAGAACAAAUAUGGCGUCGGGGAGGGACUCAAGUCGGAGCCCGUCGUUGCAAAACAUCCAUUCAAUGUUCCUGAUGCUCCUCCGCCGCCUCAGAUCAUGAGUAUGCGUCAUGACUCCGCUUACCUGGCCUGGUCGGACCCCAGGAAGACUGGAGGAUCUCCAAUCACAGGGUAUCACGUGGAGUUCAAGGAGAGGAAUAGUAUGUUGUGGAAGAGAUCCAGUCCGACUGCCUUGAGAAUGAAGGAACACAAGGUGACGGGGCUGACUGAAGGUCUUGAGUACGAGUUCAGGGUCAUGGCAAUUAACCUGGCUGGCAUCGGAAGACCGAGUUCUCCAACUGAUCCACAAGUUGCACUCGAUCCCAUUGACGCUCCCGGCAAACCAGAUGUCAUCAGCAUCACCAGAAGCACCGUGACCCUUCAGUGGACCGAGCCGCAGUUUGACGGUGGCCACAGGCUGACCGGCUACAUCAUUGAAAGACGUGACCUUCCAUCAAAGAUCUGGAUGAAAGCCAACAGUGUGAACGUCGUGGACCCGGCCUACACCGUCACUGAUCUCCAGGAGGGCUGCAAGUACGAGUUCAGGAUCAGGGCAAAGAAUGCGGCCGGCGCCUUGAGUCCACCAUCUGACCAGACAGACACGAUCAUCUGCAGAGAUGAAUAUGCUUCGCCAACCAUUAUCAUCGAUGCUCAGGUGAUGGAGGGCGUGACAGUCCGAGCUGGAGAAACGAUUGUCGUGACUGCCACAAGUAUUCUCGGCAAACCCGCCCCGACGUCUUGCUGGUCUAAAGGAGGCAAAUAUUUGAAACCUUCAGACAUCGUUGCUAUUGAGAAGACCGCAAGCUCCUCCACGUUAUCAAUAAAAUACGCCGGCAGGAAGGACACCGGAGAUUAUGUCAUAACUGCGAGCAACCCCUUUGGUGUCAAGGAAGAAACCGUCAAAGUGAAGGUUUUGGAUGUUCCUUCAGCUCCCGGUCCCAUUGAAUGCAGCGGCGUGUCAUCUGAGAAGGUCACCCUGACCUGGGCGGCUCCUACUGAGGACGGAGGGUCUCCUAUUAAGUACUACACUCUGGAGAAGAGGGAGACCAGUCGGCUUCUCUGGACCAUUCUGGAAGAGAAGGUCGUGGACUGUCACUAUGUGGCGAAUAAACUCAUUCAAGCCAACGAAUACAUCUUUAGAGUCUCGGCCGUGAACCAGUACGGCGCCGGGGAGCCGGCUCAUUCCGAGCCGGUCAAGAUGGUUGAUAGGUUUGUACCUCCUGGCCCGCCAUCAAAACCCGAAGUGGAAAAAGUUGACGGACACUCGGCGACUGUGACGUGGAGAAGACCAACUGAGGACGGUGGAAGUGAUAUCAUUGGUUACUGUGUUGAGAAGAAAGAGAAAAGGGCCAUGAGAUGGAUCAGGGCCUCCAAGAAGUCUCUUGUUGAGCUGAGCUAUGAAGUGACCGGACUGACCGAAGGCAUCGAGUACGAGUUCCGUGUUCUUGCCGAGAACAGAGCCGGCUUUGGAGAGCCAAGUGAACCGUCCAUGCCAGUCAGAACCAUAAUUGCUGCCUAUGUUCCCGGACCUCCAGUAAACCCACGGGUGACAGACACCACUAAAACCACUGCCACACUGUGUUGGGGAAAACCGCUGGAUAACGGUGGGCUUGAAGUCACCGGCUACGUGAUUGAGCACAAAAAGGAAGGAACGGAGGACUGGAUUAAGGACACGUCAUCUCCACUGAGAAUCACAGAGUUUGUCGUUCCCGGACUGGAAAACGCGACCAAAUACUUUUUCAGAAUUAGCGCCAUAAACGCUAAGGGUGUAGGCGAGCCGGCUGAAACGCAGGAACUGGUUGAGAUCGUGGAGCGUGCAGCCGAACCGGAUCUGGAGUUGGACGUUGAGCUGAGAAGAACGCUUGUGGUCAGGGCCGGUUGUUCCAUUCGUCUCUUUGUGCCCAUCAAGGGACGUCCUACACCUACGAUAACGUGGACGAAGGAGGGCAGUCCUGUGACACGUGCGGUGAUUGACAGCACCGAGUCCUUUACAAUGCUGAUCAUUCCCGAAAGCUCACGGAUCGAUGCCGGUCGAUACGAGCUUUCCCUGGAAAAUGCAGCUGGAAAGAAGACUGCAAACAUUAACGUGAGGGUUCUGGAUUCACCCGGACCUCCGCUUAACUUAAAACCAGUUCAUAUCGAUAAAGAGUCCAUUACCCUUCAGUGGGAGAUGCCUCUCAUUGAUGGCGGAGCCAAGAUCACAAAUUACAUCAUCGAGAAGAGAGAAUCAACACGCAAGGCCUUCGCCACGGUUGUUACUAACUGUCCAUCAACUACAGUCAAGAUUACUGACCUGGGCGAAGGUUGCGAGUACUACUUCAGAGUAUCUGCUGAGAACGAGUUCGGUGUCGGUGAAGCGGUCGAAACGUCCGAUCCGAUUCGUGCAUCUCAGGCACCGACUCCUCCGGAAAGCAUAAUCCCAACCGAUAUCACAAAGAACUCCGUGUGCCUGGCUUGGACCAAACCCAAGCAUGACGGCGGAAGUAGACUUACCGGAUACGUGCUUGAAGCCCAAAAGAAAGGAACUGAUCAGUGGGCCCACGUAACCACUCUCAAGACCAUGGAUUUCACUGUGAAGAAUCUCAACGAGAACGAAGAGUACGUUUUCCGUGUAAUGGCGGUCAACCAAUCUGGAAGAAGUGGACCCCGCGAGAGCAAGCCCAUUGUUGUCAAGGAUUCCACUUCUCUCCCGGAGUUCGAUCUGCGGGGCGUAUGUCAGUCAACGGUUAUCGCGAAGGCUGGAGAUGACAUCAAGGUUGAAAUUCCUGUCAUGGGGCGUCCUCGGCCAGUGGUCUCCUGGCAGAAGGAUGGAAGUCCCUUGAAGCUCACACAGCGGACUAACGUGGAGGCGACUCCGGCGACUGUUAUCCUCACAAUCAGCGAAUGCAACAGAGCAGACAGUGGCGUGUACACCAUGACCGGAAAGAACAUUGUCGGUUCUGUGAGCGACAGGAUCAUCGUCAAAGUACACGAUGUUCCUGGGCCACCUAAGGGACCGAUCAAGAUUGUAGAAAUCUCUCGUACUUACUGUAUCUUUGCAUGGGACACUCCCGAUAACGACGGUGGCGUUCCCAUCAACAAUUACGUCAUUGAGAUUCGAGACACCACCUCUCAGACUUGGACAGAACUUACCUCCACUGCCAUUCGGACCAUCUUUAAAGCCACGCGUUUAACUACUGGAGCAGAAUACCAGUUCCGAGUUAAGGCUAAGAACCGACAUGGUGUAGGACCGCCCAUCACCUCGGAGGCAGUAGUGGCCGCCUAUCCGUUCAAAGUUCCCGGUCCUCCUGGUACCCCCCAUGUUGUUGCGUUUACCAAGGACUCCAUAACAAUUGGCUGGAAUGAACCCGUGUCCGACGGUGGAAACGAAGUCAUCGGCUACCAUGUUGAGAGAAAAGAACGAAGCAGCAUCAUGUGGCAUAAAAUAAGCAAGGGUCUCGUGAAAGGAAACGUGAUGAAAUCCACAGGACUUGAAGAUGGAGUCGCUUAUGAGUUCCGUGUUAUGGCAGAAAACAUGGCUGGAAUCGGCAAACCCAGCAAAGCCUCUGAAGCAAUACUAGCCCUGGACCCCGUGGACCCCCCUGGUCAGCCUGUGCCGACUUUUGUUAAUAAAAAUGUCAUCACUAUUCAGUGGACGAAACCCGAGUACGACGGCGGAUUUAAAAUUACGGGCUACACGGUGGAGAAGAAGGAACUUCCGACCGGUCGCUGGAUCAGAGCCAACUUCACAAACAUCAUCGAGACAACGUUCACCGUGAGCGGAUUGACCGAGGAUGUAUCGUACGAGUUCCGUGUUAUAGCUCGAAAUUCAGCAGGUGCCGUAAGUGUGCCAUCGGAACCCUCGGAUCCGAUUACAUGCAAAGAUAACAUCAUCGAACCACGAAUCAUGGUAGACGCCAUCUUUAAGGAUGUUGUUCUACUGAAGGCAGGCGAGUCCUUCAAGCUCGAUGCCGACAUCGCCGGCCAGCCGUCUCCAUCCAUGGUUUGGACCAAGGAUGGAAAAGAAGUCGAGAACACAAUGAAAUUGGAAGUGAAGUUCUCCGAACUGACGACUACGCUAAGCAACAAGGACUCCGUCAGAUCGGACGGAGGAACCUUUGUUCUGACCGCGACUAACGUUGGUGGUUUUUCCAAACACAUUUUCAGAGUAAAAGUACUUGACAGACCUGGACCACCGGUUGGACCUCUUAUGGUUUCAAACGUCACAGCUGACAAUUGUUUACUGACGUGGGCCCCACCCACAGAUGACGGCGGUGCGAAGAUUGAAGGGUACGUCAUCGAGAAGCGCGAAUCCAGCAGGCUUGUUUGGACCAAUGUGGCUUCAGAUCUUCAGGUUACGGAAUAUAAAGUGACGAAGCUUCUCAAAGGAAAUGAAUAUAUUUUCCGAGUUAUGGCGGUGAAUAAAUACGGGAACGGCGACCCUCUUGAUUCGGAAGCCGUUAUUGCAGAAAAUCCAUACACGGUUCCGGAUGCGCCAGAGAAUCCCGAGGUCACGGCUGUCACCAAGGACGCGAUGGUCAUUAUGUGGCAAACGCCAAAGAGUGACGGCGGAACUCCCAUCACAAACUACAACAUCGAACGCAAGGACAGGAUCGGUCUCCGCUGGGUCAAGUGCAACAAGAGGAAGGUCAAGGAUCUGCAAUUCAAGGCAACAGGUCUUGUUGUCGGACAUGAGUACGAAUUCAGAAUCACGGCAGAGAACGCCGCCGGUGUUAGUGCCCCGAGUGUCUCCAGUCCGUUCUACAAAGCCAGUGACGCUUUGUACAAACCAGGGCCUCCGUGCAACCCCAGGAUCCUGGACACAUCCAAGUCAUCCAUCACUGUUGCCUGGAACAAACCAGCCUACGAUGGUGGUUCUGACAUCACUGGUUACAUCGUCGAGACCUGUGUCCCCUCUGAGAAGGAAGAAGAGGAGGAGUGGACUAUAGUGACCCCCAAGGAAGGUCUACUUGCCACCUCAUUUACUAUUAUCAAUCUGACAGAGAACCAGGAGUAUAAAAUCAACAUAUCUGCUCUGAACAGCGAAGGAAUCGGGGAGGCUGUAUCUGUGCCUGGCGGUCCUAAGGCCGAGGACCGACUCCUUCCCCCUGAACUGGAUUUGGAUGCAGAGCUCUGCAAAGUCGUAAGCCUCCGAGCUUGCUGCACACUUAGACUCUUUGUCCCCAUCAGAGGCAGACCCGCUCCCGAGGCUAAGUGGACCAAAGAGGACGGUGACCCAAUUGAGAGAGCCACUAUCGACACCACAGCAUCAUAUACGUCUCUCGUUAUUGAAAACGUCAACAGAUUUGACACCGGAAAGUAUAACCUCACCAUUGAGAACAGCUCUGGCUCUAAGACAGUCACGGUCCAGGUUCGGGUACUCGAUACACCUAGUGCCCCACUGAAUUUGAAGAUCACCAGCGUGACAAAGGAAUCCGUCACUCUGACUUGGGAUCCGCCAGCAAACGAUGGAGGGGUUAAAGUUAAGAACUAUAUCGUGGAAAAGCGUGAGUCCACAAGAAAAGCUUACGCCACGGUGACCGCGACGUGCCAUAACAACACAUUCACCGUUGAGCAGCUUCUUGAGGGAUGCAACUACUACUUCAGAGUUUUGGCGGAGAAUGAAUACGGCAUCGGUCUCCCCAUCGAGACCAACGAAUCAGUUAAAGUGUCCGAGAAACCACAACCUCCGGGGAAAAUCAGUCUCAAGGACGUUACAAAGAACAGCGUUACGCUCUCGUGGGAAAAGCCGGAGCACGACGGUGGAAGCAGAGUGGGCUGUUAUGUCGUUGAAGUCCAACCCAAAGGUGUGGAAAAGUGGUCACAGGCUAUGAUUGUGAAAGAAACCGAAGCGACCAUCAGUGGCCUCAACGCAGGUGAAGAAUACAUGUUCCGUGUGUCAGCCAGAAACGAGAAGGGAACAAGUGACCCUCGUCAAAUUGGCGUGCCGGUCAUCGUAAAGGAUCUCGUUAUUUCACCAGUCAUUAAAAUGUUAUUCAACACGUUCAGCGUUCUGGCCGGUGAAGACCUGACAGUUGAGGUUCCUUACGUUGCCCGUCCCAAAGCAACCAUCUCUUGGGCCAAAGAUGGUCAGGCACUGAAGAGAACAACCAGAGUGAACUUCGGCGCAACAGAAACAAUGUUGAAACUCUGCAUCAAAGAGGCCUCCAAAGAUGAUUUUGGACACUAUAAUGUCACCAUCAGUAAUACAGCAGGAGAGGCAACAGCAGAUAUCGCCAUUGUUGUACUCGACAAACCUGGUCAGCCGCGUGGUCCAGUCAAGGUGGAGGAGGUCACUUCUGAGAGUGUGACCAUCUCCUGGAGCCCGCCGGAGUACGAUGGCGGCUGUACGAUCAAGAACUACAUCGUGGAGAAGAGAGACACAUCCACAACUAAUUGGAUGAUUGUGUCUCCGAACCUUGCGAGGACCACAGUCAAAGCAGGCAGACUGAAAACCGGUUCAGAAUACCAGUUUAAAAUCACCGCAGAAAACAGAUACGGCAAAGGUCCAGUUCUUCUCUCAGAGUGUAUUGUGGCUCAGUACCCAUACAAGCUCCCGGGACCGCCGGGAACUCCGUCAAUCGCAAUGUGCACAAAGGAUAGCAUGGUGGUAGCAUGGAACGAACCUGUCAACGAUGGCGGUAGUGCUAUUUUGGGCUACCAUCUUGAGCGCAAGGAAAGAACCAGCAUCCUUUGGGUGAAACUGAACAAGUCCCUUAUUACAGACCAAACCUUUAAGACCACUGGUCUGGAACCCGGAAUGGAAUACGAGUAUCGAGUCUAUGCUGAAAACAUCGUGGGCAUUGGCAAAGUCAGCAAAGUGUCAGAAGGUCAUGUUGCUAGAGACCCUUGUGAUCCUCCAGGUACGCCAGAGGCGACCAAGAUUACAAAGGAUUCGGUUACUAUCAUUUGGACAAAACCCGAGUAUGAUGGCGGGGCCAAAAUCACAGGCUACGUCGUGGAAAAGAAGGAGCUUCCUGAAGGUCGUUGGCUGAAGGCUAACUUCACUAACGUCAUCGAGACAGAGUAUGUUGCAACCGGACUUGUGCAGGAAAAUCAGUACGAAUUCCGUGUUAUUGCUCGGAAUGCCGCUGGUGUUUUUAGCUUACCUUCAUAUAGCACUGGCGCUAUUACCGCCAGGGAUGAGAUUGAGCCACCUCGCAUCAGCAUCGACCCAGAGUACACUCAGACCAUUACGGUCAAUGCGGGAGACAAUUUUAAGAUUGACGCAGAUGUCCAUGGCAAACCAUUGCCGUCCAUCCAUUGGCUGAAAGAUGAACAGGAAAUGGGGAACACAAUCCAUCGAGAGAUUAAAAACACCGCAACCCAUGCCUGCGUCACUGUCAAGGAAGCUAAACUUUCAGACGGAGGUGUCUAUAAUCUGCUGCUGAAAAAUCCCGGCGGGGAAAAGGCUGUCCAGGUGAAAGUCGUAGUUUUGGAUAAACCCGGUGAACCGCAAGGACCUCUUAUCGUAACGGGAAUAACUAAAGACCGCUGCUGCCUUUCAUGGAAAGCACCAAUUCAAGAUGGAGGUAGCAAAAUAUCUCACUAUAUUGUAGAGAGGAGAGAAACGAGUCGAUUAGUCUGGACCGUUGUGGAUCCAAAGGUGGAGAACAUCUUCCACAAGAUCACAAAGCUCCUGGAAGGCAAUGAGUACAUUUUCAGAGUCCGUGCUGUGAACGAGUUUGGAAUGGGCGCAGCUCUGGAGUCGGAGGCAGUGCUUAUCAAAGAUCCCUAUGUGACUCCUGGAUCGCCUAAGGGCUUAGAGAUUUCCGAUGUUAAAAAAGAUUCAAUGGUGCUCACGUGGGAGGCUCCCACUGAGGACGGAGGUUCUCCUAUCACAUCGUAUAUUAUUGAGAGACAUGACAAAGAAGGUGUAAGGUGGACCAGAUGCAACAGGCAGGCUGUGUUGGAUUUGACAUUCAAAGUCACCGGACUCUUGGAAAGCCAUAAUUAUGAAUUCCGCGUCGCGGCAGAGAACGUUGUGGGUGUUGGUGAGCCCAGUUCUCCAACAGUAUUCUACAAAGCUCUAGACCCUGUCUUCAGGCCCGGUCCACCGCAGAAUCCCAGAAUUACAGACACAAGCAGAACCUCAGUGUUUUUGUCAUGGAGCAAGCCGAUUUGUGAUGGCGGCUGUGAGAUUCAGGGAUACAUCGUUGAGUGCUGCACUACCACAGAAGAAGUUCCACCUGCCGAGGAGCAGACCGAAACCUCGGCAACGGAGCAGCCUCCCGCCGAUGCGCCAGCCGAGGACUGGAUCAUAUGCACACCACCAACAGGCGUUAAGAAGACCAAGUUUGAGGUUGUCAACCUGAAAGAAAAUCAGGCCUACAAGUUCAGAGUCUCUGCGAUCAACAAAGUUGGGGUUGGAGAUCACGCCACCAUCCCUGGAGCUGUGGUGGCCCAGGACAGAGCAGAAGAAGCAGACCUGGACAUUGACCCAGAGUUGAGAAAGAUUGUAACUAUUAAGGCCGGACUUCCGCUGAGACUGUUCAUCCCGAUCAAGGGAAGACCUGCUCCGAGCAUCAAGUGGGACAAAGACGAUACUCCACUGAAGGAGAAAGCUCAAGUUGAAGUGACGAGUAGUUACACUGCCCUCGUGAUUGACAAGAUGGGCAGAGCAGAUAGCGGGAAAUACACUAUUACUGCAGAAAACUCCAGUGGAUCCAAAUCCGCAUUUGUUGUCGUUCGUGUUCUUGAUACGCCGAGUGCUCCCGUGAGUCUGAAAGUGAAGGAAAUUACGAACCAAUCAGUGACACUUGCUUGGGAAGCCCCUCUGUUGGACGGUGGCUCCAAAAUCAGAAAUUAUAUCGUGGAAAAGAGAGAGAGUACACGCAAAACAUACGCAGCUGUGGUAACCAAUUGCCACGCUCUUUCAUGGAAGAUCGAGCCCCUUCAAGAGGGCUGCAGUUAUUACUUCAGAGUCCUCGCUGAGAACGCGCACGGCAUUGGUCUACCUGCGAUAACCGUCGAUCCACUCAAGGUUUCAGAGGUGCCGCAGGCUCCCAAGAACUUGAUUGUUACAGAUCAAACAAAGACAAGCAUCUCUUUGGCUUGGGAAAAGCCGGAAUACGAUGGCGGCAGCAGAGUCAUCCAGUACUUGCUCGAAGUUCAGCUCAAGGGCCAAGAGAAGUGGUCCGGUGUUAACACAUAUAAGACUAUGGAGACGACCGUUUCCAAUUUGAAUCCCGGGGAAGAGUACCUGUUUAGAGUGACAGCAAUGAACGAUAAAGGGAAAAGUGACCCCAAAGUACUUUCCGGCCACGUCAUGACCAAGAACUUAGUAUUUGAGCCUGAUGUGAGACCUGCUUUUAGCAGCUACAAUGUCCAUGUCGGUAAAGAUCUAAACAUCGAAGUGCCAAUCUUUGGACGCCCCAAACCGACAAUAACCUGGACCAAGGAUGGUGCCCCUCUGAAGUUCACUUCCAGAGUAAACAUUCACAACACCUUGACUCAUACGAGUCUUAGCAUAAAGGAGGCGGCGGGCGACGAUGGCGGCAUGUACAGCAUAAAUGCAACUAACUCUGCUGGAAAGAAAGACGCCACGGUGGAAUUAAUUGUACUUGACAAGCCUGGGCCCCCGUCUGGGCCUGUGAAAUUCGAUGAGAUCACAACGCAGAGUGUGACCAUUUCAUGGGAGCCACCGAAAAAGAAUGGCGGUUGCCAGAUUUCAAACUACAUUGUCCAGAAAAGAGAUACAACAGCAACAACAUGGGAGAACGUUAGCAUUAACUGCGCCAGAACCAGAAUCAAAGUACCCAGAUUGAAGACCGGAGCCGAGUACCAAUUCAGGAUCAUUGCCCAGAACCGGUACGGAAAGAGUCACGGUCUGGAUUCAUCUUCUGUGGUUGCUCAGUACCCGUACAGAGAACCCGGCCCACCGGGGACGCCAUUUAUCGCUUCGCUCUCCAGAGAUCACCAGAUUGUGGAGUGGCACGAGCCCGUUUCGGAUGGAGGCAGUCCGGUUCUUGGUUACCACAUUGAAAGAAAAGAGAGGAACAGUAUUUUGUGGGUGAAAAUAAACAAGACGCUCAUUCACGAGACAAACUACAAGAGCCACCCGUUAGAGGAGGGUAUUGAAUACGAAUACCGGGUGUAUGCUGAAAAUAUCGUAGGUAUCGGAAGAUGCAGUAAAGUCUCAGAGGGUUGCGUUGCCCGUGAUCCGUGCGAUCCUCCCGGUCAGCCAGAAGCCAUCCACGUAACCAAAGACUCUAUCGUCAUUCAGUGGACAAAACCAGAGUACGAUGGCGGCAGUAGCAUCACCGGCUACCUUGUAGAAAAGCGUGAUUUGCCAGAAGGACGUUGGGUGAGGGCAAAUUUCACUAACGUUAUCGAGACCCAGUUCACAGCCACUGGGCUCACGGAAAAUUCCCAGUAUGACUUCAGAGUCAUAGCCAAAAACGCCGUCGGCACCAUCAGCAAGCCAUCGUACAACAGUGGCCCAAUCACUGCGAGCGAUAUGCUCGAAGCACCCAAGUUCUCCAUCGAUCCCGCGUUCACCAAGACCAUUGUCAUAAACGCUGGAGAAAUGUUCAAGUUGGAUGCAGAUGUCCGUGGCAAGCCGUUGCCCGCACUGCAGUGGGUCAAAGAUGACGUACCAAUCGAAAAUACGCUUAGACUGGAUAUCAAAAACACAGAAAAUCAUGCCAUGAUCAUAAUUAAGGACUCCGCUCGUAUCGACAGUGGACUGUACUUGCUUCAGCUAACAAACGAAGCAGGAAGUGAAACUGUGCCUUUCAAAGUGCUGGUCCUGGACCGGCCGAGUCCUUGUGAAGGACCCCUUGUCGUAACCGGGGUAGCCGAGGACAGAUGCACAUUGGUGUGGCAUUCUCCUUUACACGAUGGAGGAAGUCCCAUCUCACAUUACGUCAUCGAAAGAAGGGAAACUAGCCGCCUAGCUUGGACUGUUGUUUCCGCUAACUGUGACACCACAUGCUACAAAGUCACCAACUUAUUGGAAGGAAACGAGUACAUGUUCCGUGUCAUGGCAGUCAACAGUUACGGUACCAGCGACCCGCUGGAGUCUGGUGGAGUAACCAUGAAGACUCCAUUCGUUCCUCCUGGACCUCCUCACAUCGAGGACAUAUCCAACAUCACACACGAUAGCAUGACUGUGACUUGGUCUGCGCCGGAGAACGACGGCGGCAGUAGUAUUACAAAUUACAUUGUUGAGAAAAAAGACAGAGCAGGAAUCAAAUGGACCAGAUGCAACCGACAGAAGGUGACUGACCUCUCCUUCAGAGUAACCGGCCUCACCACCGGCCACGAGUACGAGUUCAGAGUGGUUGCCGAAAAUGUUGUUGGCUUCGGAGAACCCAGUCUACCAAGCUCUUACUACAAGGCCUGCGAUCCUAAGUACAAACCCGGGUCCCCGGCCUAUGUACACCUCAUCGACACCACGCAGAGCUCAAUUACCGUAUCGUGGGGCAAACCUUUGUCCGACGGUGGCAGUGCAAUUCAGGGAUACAUUGUUGAAGUCUGCAAGGCUGAGGAGGAAGAAUGGACUAUGGUUACUCCGCCCACCGGCUUGCGUGUUAAUAAAUAUGACAUCCCGAAACUGAUCGAAGGUCAGGAGUAUAAGAUCCAAGUGUGUGCUCUGAACAAACUCGGAGUCGGUGAGCCAGCCAUGCUCUCGGGAACAGCUAAACCAGAAGAAAAGCUUGAUCCACCACAGAUCCACUUGGAUUCUGAGCUGAGGAAGGACAUAUGCGUGAAGGCCGGUGGAUCUGUAAGGAUCCACGUUCCAUUCAAGGGCAGACCGACCCCUGAGAUUAAGUGGCUUAAAGAUGAGGCAGACUUAACAGAAAAGGCGGUGGUCGAAAAGACUCCGACCUUCACUCAGCUGUCCAUUGACUCCUGUGACAGAUGCGACUCUGGAAAAUAUACUCUUAGCCUGACAAACCGCGGUGGAGUUGUGUCUGAGUUUGUUACGGUCAAAGUCCUCGAUACACCGGGAGCCCCACAGAAUCUGGUAGUCAAAGAUGUUAAGAAGGACUCAGUCACUCUCGUUUGGGACGCGCCGCUGAUUGACGGAGGUUCCAAAAUUAAGAACUACGUUAUUGACAAGCGUGAAUCAACCAGGAAGGCUUAUGCAAACGUGUCAGCCAAGUGCACCAAGACCACCUUCAAGGUUGACAACCUGAUCGAAGGCGCUAUGUACUACUUCAGAGUCAUGGCUGAGAAUGAAUACGGUAUUGGACAGGCGAUUGAAACAAAGACGGCGACAAAGGCUUCUGAGGUUCCGCUUCCGGUCGGAAACGUAUCCCUUGUCGAUGUCACCAAAGUCAGCGUGUCUCUGGCCUGGGAGAAACCGGAGCAUGAUGGUGGAAGCAGGAUUGGCGGCUACCUCAUUGAGAUGCAACCCAAGGGGACUGAGAAGUGGGGGGUCGCCACAAACACUAAGACGUGUCAGGGCACUGUCACAGGCUUGACAAGUGGAACGGAAUAUCUAUUCCGUAUUAUUGCUUAUAACGAGAAGGGAAAAAGCGAACCAAAGGCGCUUGCUGCACCCGUUGUUGCUAGUGACAUGACCUUGGAGCCAAGCAUUAAGACUCAGUUCAACACUUACAGCGUCUUAGCUGGAAAAGAUUUGACCUUGACGUUCCCUGUACUUGGCAGGCCCAAACCUCGAGUCACCUGGACCAAGGAUGGUCAGCCCCUGAAGGUGACCUCCAGAGUCAAUGUGGUGAACACUCUAACAACAACUGCCAUUCAGAUCACUGAAGCAUGCAAGGAGGACUUUGGAAAGUACUCGAUUACAGCAACCAAUACCGCGGGCACAUUUACCGACAAUGUGGGUCUUAUUAUUCUUGAUAAACCGGGUCCGCCAAGUGGUCCGCUUAAGGUCAUUGAGGUGAGUAACACCUUUGUCCACCUUUCAUGGGAACCUCCGGAGUACACAGGUGGAUGCCAGGUGAAGCAUUACAUCGUAGAAAAGCGAGAGACCACAGGAAAUACGUGGCAGUCGGUCACCACGCAGCUGGCCAGGACAGCUUUGAAAGUCACCAAGCUGAAGACCGGUGUGGAAUACCAGUUCAGGGUAAUUGCCGAAAACAGAUAUGGAAAAGGUGCUUCUUUAGACUCCAAGGCUAUCGUUGUACAGUACCCGUACAAACCGCCAGGCCCCCCCGGGACACCGUAUGUCAAAUCUGCAACAAAGGAGAUGAUGAUCAUUGAAUGGAACGAGCCAGUCAACGACGGUGGAAGCGUUGUCAUUGGUUACCAUCUGGAAAGCAAGGAGAGAAGCAGUAUCCUGUGGAACAAACUGAACAAGACUCUGAUCGCCGAUACCCAGUUCAAGAUUUGCAAUCUCGAAGAAGGAAUCGGAUACGAGUUCAGAGUGUUUGCUGAAAAUAUUGUCGGCGUUGGCAGAUGCAGUAAAGUCUCUGAGUCCUUUGUUGCUCGUGAUCCGUGUGACCCUCCCGGUGCUCCAGAGGCGAUGAAAAUUUCUAAAGACCACAUCAAGAUCAGUUGGACCAAGCCUCAGUACGAUGGCGGCAGCAAAGUAAAUGGCUACAUUGUUGAAAGGAAAGACCUCGCCUCCCCUGAUGGCCGAUGGGUCAGAGUCAACUUUACCAAUAUAAUGGAGACUGAAUAUAAUGUCAGCGGUCUAACAGAAAACGAGCAGUAUGAAUUUAGGGUUAUUGCCAGAAAUGCCGCCGGUGUCUUCAGCGGGCCCUCGGAAAGCUCUGGACCGAUAACCGCUACUGACGAGAUUGAACCACCACGGGCAUCCAUGGACCCGAAGUACAAGGACGUUAUUGUUGUUACUGCCGGGGAACAUUUAACUCUUAACGCUGACAUCCACGGAAAACCACUACCUGAAAUUCAAUGGUUAAAGGAAGGCAAAGAAAUUGAUAGAUCUCUACGCAUUGAAGUGAAAAACACGAACAAAUGUGCUGUGUUGACGAUCAAGGACGUUACGAAAACGGACACAGGGCACUAUGAACUUGUUCUAAAAAAUCUAGGCGGUGUAAAGACCUUCCCGAUUUCUGUCAAAGUCCUUGACAAACCAGGUCAACCAAUGGGACCAUUGCGAGUAACAGAAAUCAUGGCUGACCGGUGUAUUCUUGCCUGGUCUGAGCCGACCCUGGAUGGUGGUGCUACGAUCACCCACUACACCCUGGAGAAGAGAGAGACCAGCAGCUUAUCGUGGACAAUGGCUGCAGCCAAUAUCCAGAGCCUGUACUACAAACUAACAAACCUGCUCGCCGGAAAUGAAUAUAUUUUCCGAGUAAGAGCUGUGAACAAAUACGGCGUUGGCGAUUAUCUUCAAAGUGAGCCCAUCGUUGCACGCAAUCCCUACAAGCCCCCAAGCGCUCCCGGAACACCAGAAGCAAGUCAGAUCACAAAAGAUUCAAUGGUUCUGUCGUGGACGGUUCCAGAACAGACUGGCGGAGCCGAUAUUACGGGUUAUCAUCUCGAAAAACGUGACAAAGAUAGCGUCAGGUGGACUAAAUGUAACCGACAGAAAUUGACAGAUACUCAUUUCAAAGUGACGGGAUUGAUGACGGAUCACUUUUAUGAAUUCCGAGUUGCGGCUGAGAACGAGGCUGGAAUCGGAGACCUCAGUGAACUAUCUCUACUGUAUAGAGCAUGUGAUGCCACAAGACCACCUGGACCCCCACAGCACCCCAAGGUGACCGACUACACAAAGUCAUCUGUGUCUCUUUCCUGGAAAAAACCCGACUGGGACGGCGGAGCCUAUAUCAAGGGCUACAUCGUUGAAAUGCGAGAGUAUGUACCAGUACCAGAAUCCACAGAGGAGGUAGAAGUUGCCCCGGCAGUAGACGCCCCAGUCGAAAAAGAGUGGACCAUGUGUACGCCUCCAGCUGGCAUUCAAGCUACUAAAAUGGUCAUCCCCGACUUAAAGGAAGGUGAAGAAUAUCAGUUCCGUGUCUGUGCCAUCAACUCCGAAGGAGUGGGAGAACCCGCUAAUGUCCACGGAACCGUGGUCGCUCACGACCGGAUCGAAGCCCCAGAAAUAGAGCUCGACGCCGACCUCAGAAAGGUGGUAUCUGUCCGCGCUGGUGGUACGCUGCGUUUGUUUGUCACCAUCAGAGGAAGGCCCGAACCUGCUGUAAAAUGGGAAAAGGUCGACGGCGCUAUCACAGAUGGUGCUGUGAUUGACACCACCAGCUCAUACACUAUGCUAGUAAUCGACAACGUUAACCGCUGGGACAGUGGAAAAUACUCACUCACUCUGGAGAACAACAGCGGUUCAAAGUCCGCCGUUGUGGCGGUUCGAAUUUUGGAUACACCGAGCGCCCCGCAGAACUUCAAAGUGCAGGAGCUCAGAAAAGAUUCUGUGACGCUUAUCUGGGAUACGCCGCUCACUGAUGGCGGGUCCAAAAUCACAAACUACAUCGUGGAGAAGAGGGAGUCUGUGCGCAAGGCCUACACGACCGUGACCAACAACUGCACGGCCAACACAUUCAAAAUCGAGGAACUGCCCGAAGGCGGCAUUUUCUACUUCAGAGUUUGCGCUGUCAACGAGUACGGCCAAGGACAGAUGGUUGAAACCAAAGAAGUUAAGGUGUCUGAGGUUCCCCUGCCACCGAGCAAAGUAACUGUUGUGGAUGUGACCAAAACCAGUGUUUCCCUUUCAUGGGAAAAACCUGCUCACGAUGGCGGUAGUAAAGUCAUCUGCUACAACGUGGAAUUCAAGCCCAAGAGUGGUGAAAAAUGGGGUACUGCUUGCACCGUCAAAGUACCGGAGGCGACCAUCCCCAACUUGACUCCCAAUGAAACCUAUCUGUUCAGAGUUGUUGCAAUCAACGAGAAGGGAAAAAGCAUUCCCAAGGACCUCGGCUUGCCUGUGGUCGCCAAGGAUAUUGCAGUAGAGCCGUCUGUCAACUUACUGUUCACAACAUACAGCGUCAAAGCCAAGGACGACCUCACUGUUGAAGUCCCGGUGCGAGGCAGACCUAAGCCUGUUGUCUCAUGGAAGAAGGACGGUCUUCCUCUGAAGCAAACGUCUUCGGUUACAAUUUUAAACACAGCGACGUCAUCCAAGAUUGUCAUUAAAGAAGCUAGCAGAGAACAUGUCGGGAAGUACGAGAUCACCUUGGCCAACACGGCAGGAACGGUGACAGCACAUCUGGGUGUAGUUGUCCUGGAUAAACCAAGUCCACCUAAAAGCAUCAAGGUGGAUUCUGUGACCUCUGAUAGCAUCACGCUGUCCUGGUCUCCGCCAGAUUACGAUGGCGGCUGCUGCAUAAGUAACUAUAUUGUUGAGAAGAGGGACACCAACACACAAGAGUGGCAAAUGGUUGCCAGCAACGUACCGAGAACGUCUUACAAGGCCGGCCGCCUAACGCACGGGGCCGAAUACCAAUUCCGCAUCUAUGCGGUCAACCGUUAUGGGAAGAGCACAUAUCUGGAUUCUCCUGCGAUUACGGCUCAGUACAACUUCAAGCAACCUGGACCGCCUUCUACACCAUCUGUGAAGAUCGCUACCAAGUCUUAUAUGGUUGUGACCUGGAACGAGCCUGUCAACGAUGGGGGAAGUCCAGUUCUAGGCUAUCAUCUAGAGCAGAAAGAGCGUGCUAGUAUUCUGUGGACUAAGAUAAACAGAGGAAUGAUCAAGGACUCUGAGUACAAAGUCAGUGGAGUGGAAGGAGGUAUGAUGUAUGAAUAUCGUGUCUAUGCUGAAAAUAUUGCCGGAAUCGGUAAAUGCAGCAAGUCGUCUGAAGCCGUUGCCGCAAGAGAUCCAUGUGAUCCUCCGGGAACUCCUAUCGUUACAUCUAUUAGCAGAUCAUCUGUGUCCUUGACUUGGACUAAACCAGAAUAUGACGGUGGUGCCAAGGUGUCUGGCUACAUCAUUGAACGCAGAGAUCUCCCGGAAGGACGUUGGACCAGGUGCAACUUCACCAACGUGCCCGAGACUCACUACCACGUGACGGGCCUUACGGAGGACGGCCAGUAUGACUUCCGUGUCAUUGCUAAGAAUGCGGCGGGAUUGUUCAGCGAACCGUCCGACAACACCGGCGCCAUCACUGUCAAAGACGACGUGGAGCCGCCACGCAUCAUGAUGGAUGUCAAAUUCAGAGAGACAACGUUUGUGAAAGCGGGCGAAACCUUAAAGAUUAACGCUGACCUCGCCGGCCGCCCCGCGCCCGUCGUUUCCUGGAGCAAAGACGGCAAGGAAAUUGAGCUCAGAGCAAGAAUCCAGAUCGUUACGACAGACACCAGCACAUUGCUAACAGUCAAAGACUGCAUCAGGUGCGAUUCUGGACAAUAUGUACUCACCCUGCAGAACAUCGCCGGGACAGUUAGUCUGCCUGUAAACUGCGUGGUCAUGGAUAAGUCUGGACCCCCUGCAGGACCUUUGCAGAUUUCCGGUCUCACAGCCGAGGAAUGCACCCUAUCAUGGGGCCCACCUCAGGAAACCGGCGGUGCUGAGAUCACACACUACGUUAUUGAGAAGCGCGAGACCAGCCGUUUGGCCUGGACGCUAGUGAAGGAAACCACCAAGACUUACUUCAAAGUUACGGGACUCCUGAAGGGAAAUGAAUAUAUCUUCCGGGUUUUGGCCGUCAACAAGCACGGAACGGGCGAGGCUUUGGAGAGCGACGCUGUGAAGAUCACAGAUCCGUACACUUUUGCCUCUGCUCCCCUUAGCAUCGACGUCACCGACAUUACUGGAGACUCGAUGACCCUUACAUGGUGCAAACCAAUCAGCGACGGGGGGAGCCCAAUCAUCGGAUACGUUAUUGAGCGGCGGGAAAAGACUGGCAUGCGUUGGCUCCGUGUAAACAGAGAUCCGGUUCUCGAAUGCACCACAACGGCAACCAAACUGCGGAAAGGUUGUGAAUAUGACUUCAGGGUCUAUGCUGAAAAUGCCGCUGGACUGAGUCCUCCGAGUGAACCAUCCGCUUCAUUUAGGGCAGUGGAUCCUCUGGUGGUUCCUUGUCCCCCAUCCAAGCCGAAGAUUGUCACUUCAACCAAGAACAGUGUCUCGAUUGUUUGGAAACCACCCACGGAUAACGGCGGCGCCGCUAUCCUCGGAUACAGUGUAGAAUACAGAGACUACAUCCCCAAACCGGAAGCACAGGUCGAUGAGGAUGAGGAGGAAUAUGAAGAAGAUGAGGAGGAACCAGAGUCACUUGAAGAACUCCAAAGAUGGACUGAGGCUAUCGCUCUUACCAAAAGCUUGGAGUUCACAAUCACCGGACUAAAAACCGACACCGAGUACGAAUUCUGUGUCAGGGCGAUAAACAAAGUCGGAUGCAGUGAUCGCAGCCGAUAUUCCGAUGUUGCUGUGGCUACGGAACGAACCGCAGAGCCAUCCUUUGAUGUGGACAUCGAGAUGCGCAAAGUUCUUGUGGUUAAGCACGGCAUAGCGUUCACCCUCAAUGUUCCGUUCAAAGGUAAACCUGUUCCGUCAGUGGAAUGGACCAAGGAGGGCACUGAUCUGAAGGUACGAGGAACAAUCGACUCAACGAGCUCCAGCACUUCACUGACCAUCGAGAAGUCAACAAGAAACGACUCCGGAGAGUAUAGCGUCACUAUUGAGUCAUCGCUAGGAAAAGCCACGUUACCCAUGUUUGUCAGAGUGCUGGACUCUCCCGGACCCCCCAUCAAUGUGAGCGUUUCCGCCGUAACCAGGGACUCUGCGACUCUUACCUGGGAAGCCCCUGAGAAUGACGGCGGCGAUGCGGUGAAAGCUUACCACGUUGAAAAACGCGAGGCUAGCAAAAAGGCCUGGGUUUCCGUGACAACGAACUGCCAUGCGCUGACAUACAAAGUGGAAGACCUGCAGGAGGGGGCCAUCUAUUACUUCAGAGUUAUUGGGGAAAACGAAUACGGAGUGGGCGUCCCCCAGGAGGCGAAGGCCGGCACAAAGAUUACAGAGGUACCAAGCGCCCCUACAAAACUGGGGGUAGCGAACGUCACAAAAGACACAGUAACAAUCGCCUGGACGCGACCCGACUACGACGGAGGUAGCAGAAUAACCGGUUACCUCAUUGAUGCCCUGGAGAAGGGCCAGACCAAAUGGGUGAAGUGCGCCACAGUGAGGAUCAUGAGCCACACCAUUAAAAGCCUGAGGGAGGGCACCGAGUACUUCUUCCGAGUGCGAGCUGAGAACCAUGCUGGACUGAGUGAACCCAAGGAGAUGAUUGUUCCCGUUCUUGUGAAGGAACUUCAAGAGGCCCCAGAGUUCGAUUUGAAGAACUACCCCAAGAAUACCGUUUACGUGAGAGCUGGAUCAAACCUCACUUUUGACAUUCCACUGACUGGCAAGCCAAUGCCGAAAGUCAACGUGUCCAAGAACAACGUCGUCAUCAAAGGAUCCAAGCGACUGUUGACCGAAGUCACUCCGGACAGCUUAAGCAUCACCCUGAACGAAAGCAUCGCUAGCGACGCUGGAAAAUACGAGCUAACGGCUUCAAACCCCGGCGGUGCCACCAAGAUCUUUAUGAACUUUGUUGUACUGGAUAGACCCGGACCCCCUCUUGGACCUGUGGAGAUUGGCGAAGUCGGCGAGACGACAGUGUACCUAAAAUGGAAUUCUCCGGAAUACGAUGGCGGCAGUCCUGUUACCAACUACGUUGUUCUGAAACGGGAAACCAGCACCCCGACUUGGACCGAGGUCUCAACCAGCAUAGCCAGGAACCAAAUCAAGGCAACGAAGCUGACCAAGGGAGAGGAGUAUCAGUUCAGGAUAAAGGCCCAGAAUCGCUACGGUGUUAGCGACCAUAUUGACAGCAAGCCGGUUAUGAUCAAGCUUCCGUACACUUUCCCUGGACCUCCAUCCACGCCAUGGAUCGGUUAUGUAUCUCGAGAGAGUCUGACUGUGUGCUGGAACGAGCCGGUGAAUGACGGCGGGAAUCCGGUGAUUGGAUAUCAUCUUCAAAUGAAGGAGAGAGGAAGUAUCCUCUGGCAGAAAAUCAACAAAACAGCAAUACCAGGAAACCAGUGGAGGGUCACCAACAUCUGCCCGGGUCUCAUCUACGAGUUCAAGGUGGCCGCCGAAAAUUCCGCCGGCAUUGGAAAAAUGAGUAAGACAUCCGAAGAGGUGCUGGCUAUUGACGCUUGCGAUCCUCCAGCAAACGUCCAGGUCACCGAAGUGACCAAAAACUCAGUCAGCUUGUCCUGGCAGAGGCCACCGUAUGACGGCGGCAGCAAGAUUACCGGCUACAGCGUGGAGAGGAGGGAGGCGGCUAGCGGCAGAUGGGUGAAGGCGAACUUCACAAACAUUCUGGAGAUGGCUUUCACCGUUUCCGGUUUGAACCAGGAUGAGUCUUACGAGUUCAGGGUGUAUGCAAAGAACGCCGUUGGCUCUGUCAGCAAUCCUUCUCUCAUCGCCGGCCCGGUCACGUGCAUUGACGCAUGCGGCACUCCGUCCAUCGACCUGCCCCCUGAGUAUUUGGAUGUGGUUCAGUACAAGGCUGGAACUUCGAUUAAACUCCGAGUUGGAAUAUUCGGCAACCCCCAGCCAAGCAUCGAGUGGCUGAAGAACGAAAAGGAACUCGUCGCGUCUUCGUCGCUGUGUGUGGAAAAUACAACUGAUUCAUCCGCCAUCUUGAUCAAGGACGCCACUCGCUUCCACACAGGCUCUUAUGAUAUCAAGAUCAAGAACAUUUUGGGCUCAGCGUCUGCGACCAUCAGGGUUGAAAUCCUUGAUAAACCGGGACCCCCACCCGGCAGUAUUCAUUUUAACUCCAUCACGGCGGACAAAAUCACCUUCAGCUGGGAGCCCGUAUGUGCGGCCGACCAUGGCGGUUCCAGGGUGACCCACUACAUCGUUGAAAGGCGUGAGACCAGCCGGGUAGUCUGGUCCACGGUUUCCGAGCAGCAGGAGCAGACCUACGUCACCGUUGGCAAACUGGUGCAAGGAAAUGAAUAUGUGUUCCGCGUCAUGGCGGUUAACAAGUACGGCGUCGGAGAACCGCUGGAGUCGGACGCCGUCUUUGCUAAGAAUGCCUUUGUAACUCCAGGGCAGCCACAUACUCCCGAGGUGAACACUAUCACCAAGACCACUAUGGUGGUCGAAUGGGACAAACCCGGUGUGGACGGCGGUAGCGCGGUCACUGGCUACUACCUGGAGCGACGUGACAAGAAGAGCUUGCGUUGGAUUCGAGUUUACAAAGAUCCCGUCGCUAACAUCAAACAGACCGUCUACCAUCUCACCGAAGGAAAUGAAUACCAAUAUCGCGUCUGUGCCAUAAACAAGGCGGGAGAAGGACCGUUCUCAGACGUGUCCGACUACUACAAGGCUGCCGAUCCAGUUGAUCCACCAGAUGAGCCUAGUAAGCUGAGGGUGAUGGAUUCCACAAAGACCUCCAUCACGUUGGGGUGGUCCAAGCCAGAGUGGGACGGUGGCAGCGAAGUGACCAGCUACAUGGUGGAGAAGCUGACGGAGGGAGAGGAAGACUGGGUCAUGGUUACUUCCAAAGGAGAGGUCAAGAUGUCGGAAUACACGGUCCACGACCUAAAACCGGACGUUAAUUAUUUCUUCCGAGUUUCUGCUGUCAACUGCGCCGGGCGUGGGGAGCCGUUGGAGAUGACGGAGCCCGUGCAGGCUAAGGAUAUUCUCGAGGAAGCCCAGAUUGACUCGGAUGUGGCCAUGAGAACUCACUACAUCGUGAAGGCCGGCAAGGACGUGGAGCUCUCUGUUCCUCUGAAGGGCCGCCCGGCCCCCUCGGCAUCGUGGAGCAAAGGAGACAAAUGCAUUGACAGCGACCCGUCCUAUGAAUUCCACCACUCGGACCAGACCACAGUCCUUGUCAUGCGUGAAGUGACCAAGCUCGACACCGCAAAGUACACGGUGAAGAUCGAGAACGGCGUGGGAGAGCCCAAGACGCUGACCCUCUCCGUGAAAGUCCAGGACUCUCCAGCUCCGUGCAGGAACCUGACACUGAAAGAAGUAACUCGUGGAAAAGUCACUCUGUGCUGGGAGCCUCCACUCCUCGACGGCGGAGCUGAAGUCACCAACUACAUCGUGGAGAAGAGGGACUCGUCCAAGAGAUCCUACUCCGCGGUGACGAGCAAAUGCACUGAAACAUCUUACACCAUCAAAGAUCUCUCCGAAAAAACAUCCUUCUUUUUCCGGGUUCUGGCCGAGAACGAGAACGGUGUCGGCGAACCAUGCGAAACUCUUGAACCGGUCAAGGCUACAGAGACCCCUGGACCGGUUAAAGAGGUUUCUAUGAAGGAUUCAUCCAAGACUUCUGUCACGCUGCAGUGGCUGAAACCCGAUUACGACGGCGGCAGCAUCAUAUCUGACUACAUCGUUGAAAAGAAAACCGCAGACGAGGAAUGGACUCUAGGAGGUUCUAGCCGUCAGUGUGAACUUGAGGUCAAGAAACUAAAAGAGCACUCAAACGUGUUCUUCAGAGUCGCCGCUCGAAAUGAGAAAGGUCAAGGUGACUUUGUGGAGAUCGGACCCAUCAAUGUGAUCGACUAUGUCAUCGCACCCGAAGCUAGCCUUGUAGACUACCCAGAUGGAAGAAUCUGCGUCCGCUUAGGUCAUAACGUCCACAUUGAGCUUCCGUAUAAAGGUAAACCUAAGCCGUCGGUGAUGUGGCUGAAGGACAACCUUCCUUUGAAGGAGAGCGAGCAGAUCCGCUUCAAAAAGACGGACAGCAAAGCCACGCUCAUGAUAAAGAACGUGAAGAAAGAGAACGAGGGUAAAUUUACGCUAACACUUGACAACAAAAUCAACAGGAAGUCCUUCCAUAUUUACGUCGUUACGCUCGGACCCCCGUCGAAACCUGUCGGACCCAUGCGUCUGGACGAAGUCCGAGCGGAAAGCAUCGUGAUUUCCUGGGACGAGCCCAACGACGACGGCGGCGGCGACAUCACCUGCUACACCGUCGAGAAGCGUGACACCUCUCAGCCUACGUUCAAGAUGGCGUGUUCCACCGUAACGGGAACGCAGUUCAAAGUACCCAACCUCAUCAAGGGCGUACAGUACCAGUUCAGAGUCUGCGCCGAGAACCGAUACGGCGUCAGCGAGGCUCUGGUUUCGCAGAUGGUCAUCGCCAAGCAUCAGUUCAGACCGCCGGGACCGCCGGGAAAGCCCGUGGUGUACAAUAUCACCAACGACGGCGUGACGAUCCAGUGGGAACAGCCCAUCUACGACGGCGGGACGCCCAUUCUGGGUUUCCACGUGGAGAAGCGGGAAAAGAACAGCGUCAUGUGGCAAAAGGUCAACACCGUACUGAUCAAAGAAACCGAAUACAGAAUCCUAGGAUUGAUCGAAGGCCUGGAGUACUCGUUUAGAGUCUACGCGCAGAACGAUGCUGGCCUCAGCCGACUGAGCGAUACCAGCAAUCCGGCGAUGGCCGUCAGUCCCGUUGAUGCUCCCGGCCAACCGGACUACACGGACGUGACAAGCGAUUCGAUAACGAUCAAAUGGGACGCCCCAAAACGUGAUGGCGGUAGCAAGAUUACCGGCUACAACAUCGAGAAACGACAAGGUCAAGGUCGCUGGUUCAAGGCCAACCUCACCGACGUCCACGACUGCCAGUACACCGUGACCGGUUUGGCUAUGAACGAGCGUUACGAGUUCCGAGUGAUCGCCAGAAACGCUAUCGGCGUCGUCAGCCCGCCGUCCAACUCCUCGGGAUUAAUCGUGGUCAGGAGCGAGAACGCCGCUCCUCAAAUUGAAUUCGGCGCAGAGUAUUUCGAGGGUUUGACCGUUAAAGCCGGAGACAACAUCCGAGUGAAGGCGGCCAUCACCGGGCGACCCGUUCCCAAGGUGGUGUGGUACAAAGACGGAGUGAAAAUCACCAAACAGAUGAUGGAUACUACCACCGUCGCCGGUUACAGUACCGUCUUUGUCAGAGAUGCUGACCGCACCCACCGCGGUCUGUACACCGUUGAAGCCAUCAACGGAUCUGGCAGCAAAAAGCAGGAUCUCCUGGUUCAAGUUCAAGAUACACCCGGGGAGCCGGUGGGACCCAUCGCGUUCAGCAACAUCUCCGAGGGCCGCUGCACGCUGUCCUGGAACCCACCGGAGAACGACGGCUGCUCGGAAAUUUCACAUUACAUCAUCGAGAAGCGGGAAACAUCCAAGAUCUCCUGGGCGUUGGUGUCCGACGAAUGCCAGGAAUGUUGUUACGCAGCAACCAAACUCAUCAAGACUAACGAGUACCAGUUCCGGGUCUCGGCCGUCAACAAGUUUGGAGUCGGAAGACCGUUGGAAUCCUGUCCUAUUAUCGCUCAGUUGCAAUACACUACCCCCGAUUCCCCGGGAACGCCCGACGCCACUGAGGUAACGGGAGAGAGCAUAACCCUGGCCUGGACUCCUCCGACAUCCGAUGGAGGAAACCCCAUUCAGUACUACAUUCUGGAAAAACGAGAGAAGAAGACCGUCCGCUUCUACAAGGUCCUCUCAAAGAAACCCAUCGUUGAGUGCGCUCACAAGGUUCUCCAUCUCACCGAGGACAUGGAAUACGAGUUCCGGGUCAUGGCUGUCAACGACGCCGGCGUCGGAGCUCCUAGCAACGUCUCCAUACCCAUUAAAGCUGUGGAGCCCAAGGACAUCCCAUGUGCUCCGUCUGUGGUCUGCGUUUCUGACUCCACUAAUACCUCCAUCAGUCUGGAAUGGACCAAGCCCGCGGAUGACGGAGGUUCUGAGAUCCUGGGCUACAUCGUUGAAAUGCUUGGGUGCGACGAAGUGGACUGGAAUCGAGUAAACGAAGAGCUGGUACCAGAAACAAAGUACACGGCGACUGGUCUUCGCACCGGAGCUGAGUAUCGGUUCCGUGUUGCGGCUGUCAAUCUUGUCGGAAGAGGUGAAGACAUGGAAACUCUGGAACCUGCUCAGGCUGUGGAUAGACUAGCGCCGCCGGAGGUGGAUAUCGACGCCACGUUCAAACAGACGCACAUCGUCAAGGCAGGGUCUUCGGUGGUACUCGGUGUCCAAUUCAGGGGCAAGCCGGUUCCCGUCGCCACUUGGGUGAAAGAAGAAGGAGAACUUGGUGUCAUGUCGGAGGUUAGAACCGCGGAAGGCAGCAGUACCUUACUUCUGGAAAACUGCACCAGGAACGAUACUGGUAAAUACACGGUUAACCUGGAGAACAGCAGUGGUACCAAGGCCAUUACGUUCACCGUGAAGGUCAUGGAUACUCCUGGAGCUCCUCAGGCUGUCGCCUUCCAGGAGGUCUCCAGAGGAUCCGUCACGCUUCAAUGGGAUCCGCCACUCAACGACGGUGGAGCGCGAAUCCACCACUAUGUUGUUGAGAGGCGCGAAGCUAGCCGCCGUACCUGGCAGCAAUCUGGCGGCAAGUGCACUCAGACUAUCCUGAAGAUCCAGGACCUCCUGGAGGGGGUGCCGUACUUCUUCAGGGUCUCCGCGGAGAACCAGCAUGGCGUCGGCGAGGCCUUUGAGAUAACAGAGCCCGUCAUUGCCACCGCCGAGCCGGCAUCUCCAAAGAGAAUGGACGUUGUGGACACCACGGACAGAUCCGUGUCACUGAGCUGGCUAAAACCGGAACACGACGGCGGCAGCCGUAUCCAGUGUUACAUCAUCGAGGCCAAAGCAAAGGAUUCGGAUAAAUGGAUGGUGGUUGGCAACACCACGAACGUCUCCUAUGUGGUGGAAAAACUUAACAAGGGCGACGAGUAUCACUUCCGUGUGAAGGCCAAGAACGAGUCCGGUCUCAGCGCACCUCGUGAAACUCUGGCGCCGGUUUUGGUCAAGGAGCCUCAUAUUGAACCCACAGCGGAUCUCAGUGAGAUCCCGAACCAGCUGAUCACAUGCAGAUCUGGCAGCACCUUUACCAUUAAUGUUCCGAUUAGCGGUAGACCUGCGCCGAAGGUCGCCUGGAGGCUGGAGGAGAUGAGGCUGAAGAACUCCGAAAGAGUUUCCAUUCAAGUCACCAAAGGAAGAACCAGCAUCUCGGUCAAGGACGCCAUGAGGGGCGACGGGGGCAAAUACUACUUGACGCUGGAGAAUGUCGUCGGAAGCAAGACCUUCACCGUCGAAGUCAAUGUCACAGGGAGACCGAGUCCUCCGACGGGGCCCGUCGAAAUCUCGAGUAUUACCUCUGAGUCCUGUGUGGUGAACUGGGAAGCCCCCGAGGACGACGGCGGCACCGACAUCACCAACUAUAUCGUGGAGAAACGUGAAUCGGGUUCGUCCGCCUGGCAGCUCAUCAACUCCAGCGUGAAACGGACGUCUCUCCAUGUGGCUCAUCUGACCAAGUACAUGCAGUACACCUUCAGGGUCUCGGCUGAAAACAGAUUCGGAGUCAGCAAACCGACCGAGUCGGAAACCAUCGUAGCAGAGCAUCCUUACACCCCCCCUGGACCCCCGACUAGGCCAUCCGUCUUUAACAUCUCUGCCAACACAAUGACCUUGAAGUGGGAGGAGCCUUACCAUGAUGGUGGCAGCAAGGUGACGGGUUACUGGAUCGAGAAGAAGGAGAGGAAUAAUAUUCUCUGGGUGAGGGAGAACAAGAUCCCGUGCUUUGAGUGUUUUUACAAAGCGGAGGGUCUGGUCGAAGGUCUACAGUACCAGUUCCGGGUUUACGCCAUGAACAGUGCUGGUCUGAGCAAAGCCAGUGAAGCAUCCAAAGGAGCUGUUGCCCAAAACCCUGUUGAUCCACCAUGCAAGCCAGAAGUGACAAACGUGACCAGAACUACGGUCUCGCUCAAGUGGAUGGCUCCGCUCAACGAUGGCGGCAGUCCCAUCGUGGGGUACAUCAUCGAGCGGAAACCGUACACGUUAACCGGCGAGGGCCGCUGGUUGAAGUGUAACUACACCAACGUGAUUGACACCUUCUUCACCGUUACCGCCCUGGGAGAAGGAGAACCCUACGAGUUCCGAAUCAUCGCCAAAAAUGCCAACCAGGUCCUCAGCACUCCUUCGGAGUCCACGGGCUCUGUGCAGUGCAAGACAGACUUUGAACCUCCGAAGGCUCAGUUGGACAGCAAACUCCUGUCUGAAGUUGUCGUGGUGAGAGCCGGCUCGGAUCUGGUUCUGGACGCCGCAGUGGGGGGCAGGCCUGAUCCCAAAGCGUCUUGGUCCAAGGGCACCAGGGAGCUGGAGUUGUGUGAAAAGUACCACGUGCAGUACACACCCAACCGGGCAAUGGCCAUCAUCAAGUUCUGCGACAGAGACGAUACCGGGAAGUACAUUCUUAGCGUCAGGAAUGUGAGCGGAACCAAGACCGCCGAGGUCAACGUCAAAGUGCUCGACACUCCGGGAGCAUGUGAAGGCAGCAUUGAGAUCAGCAAGAUAACGGAAGAGUCGUGCACUCUUAGCUGGAGGUCUCCUCUGGAGGAUGGCGGAGAUGAAGUCUCUCACUACCUGGUGGAGAGGAGGGACACCAACAGACUCAACUGGGUUAUCAUGCAGGCCGAGUGCAAGCAGCUGACCUGCAACAUCACCGGACUCUUCAAGAACACAGAAUACCUGUUCAGAGUCAGAGGGGUCAACAAGUACGGAGCCGGAGUCCCCAUCCAGUCUGAGGCCAUGGUGGCCAGAAACACUUUCACCGUUCCAACUCCACCGGGUGCACCUGAGAUCCUCGUGUCCGGAAAAGAUUUUGCCACGAUCGAGUGGCUGAAGCCCGAGAGCGACGGCGGCAGUCCGCUGAUCCACUAUCUUGUGGAGAGGCGAGAGAGGAAGAGCGCCCGCUGGGUGAAGGUGAACAGGAGUGGAGCACACCUGGACACAACGUUGAAGGUGUCUGGCUUGACCGAAGGCAACAUCUACCAGUUCAGGGUGAUGGCCAUCAAUAAGGCCGGGGAGAGUGAACCCAGUGAGGUUUCACUCUACGUCGUCUGCAGAGUGCCGACGUGUACACCCGCUCCGCCUUCUGUACCACGCAUCACCGACACCCACACUGACAGCAUCAGCCUGGCCUGGUCUCGGCCCGUGGAGGACGGAGGAGCCGACGUUAUGGGCUACUUACUGGAAAUGCAGGAAGCCGGAACGGAGGAGUGGAAGAAGGCCCACGAAAAGACGCUGCGUGCCAGCGAAUACGUGGUGACAGGACUUCACUCGGCCAAGAAGUACCGCUUCAGAGUGGCCGGCAUCAACUUCAAUGGUACCGGAGACUUCAGCGAGCCUUGUGCGGAGACUGAGCCCGUGGAGAGAAUUGAAACACCCGACUUUGAGCUCCACGAUGACCUGAAGAAGACGAUAUGCCUGCGUGCCGGCGGUUCUCUGCGCCUCUUUGUAAGCGUCAGUGGCCGUCCUGCUCCGACGAUCACUUGGAGCAAACCAGGAGUUGACCUCAACAACCGAGGCUUCAUAGAGGUCACGCACAAGUCGACGACGCUCAUCAUUGAUAAGGUUCAUCGCUAUGAUGCGGGAAAAUACACGCUGGUGGCUGAGAACUCUGCCGGAAAACAGGAAGUCCAAAUUCUGGUCAAAAUCUAUGACACGCCAGGGCCAACAGGACCCAUCAAGAUCAAGGAACUGACCAAAGACUCGGCCAUCAUCUCUUGGGAUGCUCCGAUCGUGGACGGCGGUGCGCCCGUCAACAAUUACAUCAUCGAGCGGCGUGAAGCCUCCAUGCGAGCGUACAAAACGGUCACCUCCAAGUGCGGCAAGACAUCCUUCAAGAUCGACGGCCUGAUGGAGGGCAUGCUGUACUACUUCCGAGUCCUCCCUGAAAACAUCUACGGCGUCGGCGAGCCUCGCGAGACUCCAGACGUCAUCCUGGUUUGCGAGGUGCCUCAGCCGCCGCAGUCGCUGGAGGUGGUCGACGUCACCAAGAGCACCGUCUCGUUGGGCUGGGAGAAGCCAGAGCAUGACGGAGGUAGCCGACUGACGGGCUACGUUGUCGAGGCCUGCAAGUUCGGUACCGACAAAUGGAUGAAGGUGGCCUCCCUGAAGCUGACGGACUUUGAGCACACGGUGGAGAAGCUGAACGAGAACGAGCAGUACUUGUUCCGAAUCAAAGCCAUCAAUAGUCGCGGUGCCAGUGAAGCCAAGGAGCUUGUCACGCCCGUAACCGUGCAAGAACAACGAGUGAUGCCAGCAGUGGAUUUCUCCAGUCUUCCCCAGAAAGCUGUUAAUGUUCUGGCGGGUAGAACCCUGGAGUUGGACCUGCCGAUCGUUGGCAGACCGCCCCCUGCCUGCUUUUGGUACUUUGGUGGCAACAGGUUAAAAAUCACGGACCGUGUCAAGAUCCAGAGCACGGGCAAGUUCUCCAAACUGACCGUGUCAGACACGACCAUCGACGACACUGGCAGCUACACCGUGGAGUUGAAGAACACCGUCGGCAUCAUCACCGAGAUCAUCAAGGUCAUCGUUUUAUCCAAACCCGACGAACCCAAAGGACCAAUCCGAUUUGACGAGAUCGAUGCCACCACCGUCACCUGCAGCUGGGAUCCUCCGCCCAGGGACGGUGGCGCUCCCAUCAGUGGAUACGUGGUGGAGCAAAGAGAUGCCCACAGACCAGGUUGGGUGCCGGUGUGUGACUCCAUCAGCCGACCCACCUUCAAGUUUGAGAACCUGAUCGAGGGCGAUGAAUACGUCUUCCGUGCGGCCGCUAUCAAUCGCUACGGCACCGGAGAGUUCUUGCAGUCGGAGAUUGUCACCUGCAGGAGCUUGAAAAAUGUGUCUGGACCUCCUGGUCGACCAACCGUUUUCGACGUUUCACGUGACGGUAUGACAAUAGCCUGGAAUCCGCCAGAAGAAGAUGGCGGCCUCGAGGUUUCGGGUUACAUCAUUGAGCGCAAAGAAGUCAGAUCUGACCGAUGGGUGCGUGCCAACAAGAACCCCGUCACCAUGACUAGAUACAGGUCUACAGAGCUGAUUGAAGGUCUGGAGUACGAGCACAGAAUCAUCAGUAUCAAUGCCCGCGGAAUGAGCAAACCAAGUCUGCCAUCGAAACCAGCCGUGGCAUCGGAUCCCAUUGAUCCACCCGGUUGCCCUCAGAACCCACGGAUCACCGAAACCACCAAGUCUUCGGUGUCACUGGCUUGGAGCCCCCCUGACGACGAAGGCGACGCCAGGGUGGACGGGUACCUGAUCGAGAUGCAGAAGGUGGGCGCCAUGGCUUGGCUGAAGUGUAACACCACGCCCUCGCUGAUCUGCGAGUACACGCUGACCAACAUGCCCCAAGGAGAGGAGUUCAAAUUCAGAAUAAUGGCCUGCAACGCUGGCGGAUCUGGAGAGCCUGCUGAAGUUCCUCAAACUGUCACCGUCACGGAGAUGUUAGAAUCUCCCGAUUAUGAACUUGAGCUGAAAUACAAAGACGUAUAUGUCGUCCGUCACGGUGGAGUUGUCCGACUCUCGGUCCCGAUCAAGGGUAAACCCUACCCGACUUGUUUGUGGUCAAAGGACAGUGGAACAGUAUCAACCAAGGCCAUGGUGGCCUCCACCGAAGACACCAGCGAACUGGUGAUCAAAGAAGCCGAGAGGAGCGACUCUGGUCUGUAUGAGCUCCUUCUGGAGAACAAAGUCGGCAAGAAGAAGGCCCAAAUCAAGGUGAACGUCAUCGGCCGUCCGAGCGCUCCUAAAGGACCGUUAAUGUUCGAGGAGAUCCAAGCCAACUCCGCGAAGCUGUCCUGGGGCGUUCCCGGUGAUGACGGCGGUGCAGAAAUUUUGGGUUACAUCAUUGAAAGACGAGAAGUUACCAGAAAUGCGUGGUACACCGUGGACAGUAGAGUGACUGAUAACCACUUGGUCGUUAAGGGCCUGAAUGAAGGAACCGAGUACCAUUUCAAGGUCACUGCUGAGAACUCUUUCGGUAUCGGUCCAUCUCUGAAGUCAGAGCAGCCGUUGGUACCCAAGACUCUGCUUAGUCCACCUGAACCUUCAACCAUGCCACCGGAGAUCAUGGACAUUACCAAAAACUGUGUUGCGCUGGCCUGGUCCAGACCAAAAGACGACGGGGGUUCUUCCAUCACCGGCUAUUUCAUCGAGUACAAAGAAGUGUCGUCAGAGCAAUGGAGCCGCCACCCCGCUAAGAUUCCGUCCACCAUGUUUACUCUGUCUGGACUCACGGCAGAUGCCGACUACGUCUUCCGUAUUGUCGCUGUCAACGAAAUUGGCGAGAGCGAAGCCGGACCUGUGUCGGAUCCGGUCACCUGCAAGGAUCCAUUCGAUAAGCCGAGCCAGCCAGGAGAAAUUGAUACGGCAAACGUGACUAACACCUCCAUCACCAUUCGCUGGCAAGCCCCGGAAUGCGAUGGCGGGAAAGAGGUCCUGGGCUACUGGGUGGAAUACAGGAAGUCCACGGAGAGCAGCUGGAAGAAAUGCAACAAGCAGCGAAUGAAAGACAAGGAGUUCGUCAUGCGCGGAUUGGCCGAAGCUACCGAAUACGAGUUCCGGGUAUUUGCCGAGAACGAGACCGGAAUGAGCAGACCUAGUCGGACUGCCACUUGUAUCAAGACUAAACUUAGCACGGAAACAAAACCGAGCCUCAGGAAGGAAAUGGAUGAAGUCACAGCCAAGCUGGGACAGCCUGCCGUCAUGAAAUGCCAGAUUAUCGGCAGACCCGUUCCGGACAUCAAGUGGUACCACGCCGGCAAAGAGAUCGUGGAGUCUCGUAAAUACGAGAUGAGCUCAGAUGGGCGAAACCACUCCCUGUCCGUCAUGACCGACCAACAAGAAGAUGAAGGCGAGUACACCUGCAAAGCCACCAAUGAUGCCGGAGACACAGAAACCAAAGGUGUCCUGGUUUUGGAAGCUGCUCCGUCCUUCCAUUCCGAUUACCCGUUGAAGACCACAUACUAUGCCGGUCUCGGAACAACCUUGCGUAUCCACGCGGUCUACAUCGGCCGCCCCAUGCCAAAGAUCAUGUGGCUCCAUGAAGCAAAGACCUUGGAGAACGCAGAUGAUAUUAGCAUAGAAACCACAGAGCAUUACACUCAUCUCAUUAUCAAGAACGUGCAGCGGCGAAUCCACGGCGGCAAAUACAGGAUCAGACUCCACAACCACUUCGGCCGAGCGGACGUUGCGUUCAACGUUGAAAUCUACGACAAACCUGACAUGCCUCAGGGUCCCAUCGUCCUGGAGGCUCUUCUGAAGAACUCGGUCAUCAUCACCUGGAAGCCCCCCAAGGACGACGGAGGCUGCAUGAUCACCAACUACAUUGUGGAGAAGCGAGAGGACAAGGAAGGGAACGAGUGGGAACUGGUGUCGUCGUCCAUCAACUCCACGUCUUGCCGCGUUCCCAACCUCACUGACAGCGCCGGUUACUACUUCCGUGUGUACGCCCAGAAUCGCUACGGCAACAGCGAGCCGCUUGAACUAAUUUCGCCUAUUAUCAUUAAGAGUCAACUCGAGAAACCAUCACCGCCUCAGACCAUCGUUGUUUCCGGAAUCACCAAAGACUCCUGCGUGGUUUCUUGGAAGCCUCCACUCAGUGACGGCGGCUCCAAAAUCAAAUGCUAUUGCCUGGAGAAGAAGCAGAAGCAGAAGAAGGAGUGGGGCGAAUGGACUCCCGUGACCACGGAUGAGAUCAAACAGACGGUCUUCUCGGUGAAGCGUUUAUCCGAAGGCGUUGAAUAUGUCUUCCGAGUGAAGUGCGAGAACCUCGGCGGACAAAGCGACUACAGCGAGGAAAGUGCGUGUAUCAUUCCGGCCACGGCCGUUGAUGUUCGUGCUCCGGCCUUCAAGGAAGAGCUGAGGAACAUGAGCGUGAAAUACAAAAGCAACGCUACGCUGGUGUGCAAGAUCACAGGCCAGCCCAAACCGGUCAUUAAAUGGUUCCGACGAGGAAAGGAGAUCCAUUCGGAUGGAAAGAAGAUCAAGAUUCAAGAAUUCAAAGGAGGUUACCACCAACUUGUGAUCACCGAGGCUGAUGAAGAAGACUCCACCGUGUACCAGAUCAGGGCCACCAAUCAAGGAGGAUCCAUCUGCGCUACCGUGUCUCUGGAUGUUGAAAUUCCGGCAAAGAUCCAUCUUCCCAAGAACCUGAAGGACAAGGAAGCAAUUCCUGCCCUACGCGGAGAAAUGGUUAAUAUCAAGAUCCCGUUUGGCGGAAAGCCGGAUCCGGUCAUCACAUGGCAGAAGGGACAAGAUCUCAUAGACAGCAACGGCCACUACCAGGUCAUCGUCACCAGAUCCUUCACUUCCUUGAUGUUCCCCAACGGAGUCGAGAAGAAGGACGCUGGCUUCUACAUCGUUUGCGCGAAAAACCGCUUCGGCAUUGAUCAGCAGACGGUUGAGCUGGACGUGGCGGACGUGCCCGAUCCCCCGCGAGGCGUCAAAGCCAGCGACGUCUCCCGAGACUCGGUGACCCUGAACUGGGUUCCGCCGGCGAACGACGGCGGCAGCAAGGUCAUCAGUUACAUUAUCGAAAAGUGUCCCACCACCGCCGAGAGGUGGGAGCGUGUCGCUCAGUCCCGCGACGCCCGUUACACCGUUAUCAAUCUCUUCGGCGGGACCAGCUAUCAGUUCAGAGUCAUUGCUGAGAACAAGUUCGGACAGAGCGCCCCGUCCGAGACCAGCGGACCCGUCAUGACGAAGGAGGACAAAUCCAGAAUCCUUCUCUACGACAGAGAGGUCGAUGACACGGGACGCAUCCCCAAAGGAAAAUGUCAACACUCGGAUGCAAAGAAUCUGCAUAACAAAUUCUCCAUCGCGGAGGAACUGGGACGAGGUCAGUUCGGUAUCGUCCACCGUUGCGUGGACAUCAGUUCCGAAAGGACCUUCAUGGCUAAAUUUGUCAAAGUGAGAGGAGCCGAUCAGGCGAUCAUCAAGAAGGAAAUUGCCACUCUGAAUCUGGCGAAACACGAAAACUUCCUCCUUCUCCACGAGUCCUUCGAAAGCCAAGAGGAGCUGGUGUUGAUCUAUGACUUCAUCUCAGGUGUGGACAUCUUCGAACGUCUCAACACGGCGGAAUUCGAGCUGAACGAACGUGAGAUUGUGAACUACAUUCGGCAGAUCUGCUCGGCUCUGGAGUUCUUACACAAUCAGAGCUACGGACAUUUUGAUAUCCGGCCUGAGAAUAUCGUCUACACGACAAGAACCGGCUCAAACGUCAAAAUUAUCGAGUUGGGACAAUCCAGGCAUCUGACGCCCGGAGAGCAGAUUAAGAUCCAGUACAGCACCGCGGAGUACGCCGCCCCGGAGAUCCACCAGUGCGACAUGAUCAGCACCGUGACGGACAUGUGGUCCGUGGGCGUUCUCGCUUACGUGCUCCUCAGCGGACUCAACCCGUUCUCGGCAGAAACCAACCAGCAGAUGAUUGACAACAUUUCCAAUGCAGCCUACAGCUACGACGACGAGUCCUUCAAGGAGGUCAGCGUGGAAGCGUUGGACUUUACCGACCGUUUGAUGACAAAGGAACGGAAACAUCGUAUGACCGCCGCCGAAGCUCUGGUGCACCCGUGGCUCUCCAAGCCCGCGGAGGAGCUGAGCACCAGGUCCAUCCAGACCAGCAGACACAAGAGGUACUACCAGACGAUGGUGAAGAAGGAAUGGAACACCGUGGUGUCCGCGGCGCGCGUGGCUAGCGGCGGCUCAAUCAGGUCCCAGCGCGGCGUUUUCAUCGCCAAGGUCAAGAUCGCUCCGUUUGAACACGGACCGGUCGGCGGUCAGAUCGGGCACAGCGUCGCCGGCGAGGGCGACAGCGUUAAAUUCAUCUGCAACAUCGAUAACUAUGACAGCACCACCGAAGUCACAUGGUACUGCGGCGUCAGGCAACUGGAAGCUAGCGACAAAUAUGAAAUCGAUUACGAGGACGGUCUGGCCGUUAUCACGAUCACCAAGGUGACGAGAGCGGACGACGGCACGUAUCGAUGCAAGGUCGUCAACGAGUACGGCGAGGACAGCGUCUACGCCGAGUUGUUCGUGAACGGCGUCAGGUGCUACCGCGACUUCUUCACAACUCGCGUGGUCAAGAAAACGAAACGUCGUAUCGACACCGCAAGGAUGCUUCAGAAGCCGCCGGAGUUCACGCUCCCUCUCGUGAACCACACGGCGUACAUCGGCGAGAACGUGCGAUUCGGCGUAACGAUCACGGUGCACCCCGAGCCUCGUGUCACGUGGCACAAAUCCGGACAAAAGCUCAUCCCCGGACAGGACGAGAAAAAGUACACCUUCAUCAGCGACAAAGGUCUGUACCAGAUGAUCAUCCACAACGCCGAGGAUGAGGACGAUGCGGAAUACAGCGUCGUGGCUCGCAACCGGUACGGCGACGACAGCUGCAAGGCUCGUCUCACCGUGAUUCCUCGACCCAAACCAGCGGACCUCACCCUGAGACCCAUGUUCAAGCGCCUUCUAGCCAACGUGGAGUGCCGGGAAGGCCAGAACGUUCGUUUCGAGAUCCGAGUUUCAGGGCAUCCCGCGUUGAAGUGGGAAAAGGACGGAAUGCCCAUCGCGUUUGGACCGUCCAUCGAACUUGUCCACGAAGGCUUGGAUUACUUCAUUCUCCACGUCAGAGACACGCUACCGGAAGACUCGGGCAUCUACCGAGUAACCGCUACCAACUCUGCCGGGUCGGCGAGUUGCCAAGCGACACUCAAAGUGGAACGCGUGGCUCACGUGAAGAAAGACUACGAGAGCGUCCAAAAGGAUAAGAGAAGCGUGUCCCAAAAGGAGGAAUUGGACAAAAAGGUCCGGCUGUCUCAAAUUUUAUCGGACACGGUCGUCAUGCCGUUACCGCCCGCUGCGGUCCAAGCGGUGAGGGAAGCGGCCACCAUGUUUAAACCAGCGGUGACGACGAAAAAGGGCGAAAAGAGCGAAGCGGAAAUCCAGAAAGAACAAGAAGAGAGGAAGAAGCGUGCGGACGAGAAGAGGCUCCGCAUGCCGUACGUCGUUCCCGCGCCCCGGGUCAUGAACCCGGCUGUCCUUGAAGAAGACAUGGAAAUCAAACACUUCAAGCCGCUCUCGGACAUGAAGUGGUACAAGAAGCUUCGAGACCAGUACGAGUUCCCCGAACCCAUGGAGAAAAUCAAGCAGAAGAGAAUGAAACGAAUCCGUCUCUCCAGGUGGGAGCAGUUCUACGAGGUCCCCAUCAGGAUCAAAGACCAGUACAAGCCCAGGUGGCACAUCCCGUCCAUGACUCAAGAUGAUUUGGAGAUCGUGAGGCCGGCGAGGUACCGCGCUGCCUCCCCGGACAUGGACGCCUACCGCAGGAUUAGGAGGAGGUCCCUGGGUGACUUUGCAGACGAGGAACUCCUCCUCCCGGUUAAGGAGUACCUGUCCAUGAAGAGAACCGAAGAGGAGAGGCUGCACUUGGAACAAGAGUUGGAACUCGGAUACUCCGCUUCUCCGCCCAGCCUCAGCCCAGUUCGCUUUGAGCUGUCGGCGCUGCGACCGUCGUCACCCAGAAGAGUCUACAGCGACGACGACGACGAUGAGGCGGAAACCCUGCAGAGAUACGAUUCCUACCGGAUUCCAUCCAAGUACGAAGCCGGCCCGAGUUUUGUUGACCUGCGUCAGCGUCACGACAAAGCCACGUAUAAACCACCCAGGCAGAAGCAACGAGUCUACGAAGAGCGAGAAGAUCAAGAGCUUCUGCGUCCACACACCACCGUCCAGAGAAUCUCGUCCUACAAGAGUGAAAUCAAACGUAUGGAAUUUGAGGAGAAGACUCGAAGUCUGAAAAAGGAGACGGCGGUCACUGUCGGAAAAGUCUCGGAAAGCAUUGAAUCGGAACAUCUGAUGGCUUUUGCUUCCGAGUAUAUUCCAAAACCCAUCCCGAAGCUCUCCAUGCCUGAAGCGGAGAAGAAAGCCACCUCCUUAGAAAAGGUUGCUAAGACUGAAACAGUUUUACCCAAAGUGGACUUCCUGUCCAGGUAUGAGGAACGGAAGAAGACUCUGAGAUCAGAGCGGAGAUCAGUAGAAAGGAUGACGGAGGCUCCUUUUAGUCUGGACCACAUCCCUCACAUUACAAUCCGCAUGAGAUCCCAUCGGGUUCCGUAUGGCUCCAACACAAGGUUCACCCUGAACGUGCAGUCCAAACCGGAACCCAAAGCCAAAUGGUUCCACAACGGGAACGAGAUCUUCCCAGGCGGCAAAUACCACAUGAGCAACAUCAGCGGCCUUCUGACGCUCCACAUCAACAACUGCGUGACUGAAGAUGCAGGAGCUUACUCGGUGGUCUGCAAGAACGUCAAAGGAGAGAUUUCAGACUGCGCUACCUUAGACGUAGCAUCAUCAGAAUACGUUGCCUUCUCGUCCAUGCAAAGGGAUGAAGAACCUCCAUCGUCCCAUCCUGGAGACACGGCCGAAACGGAGAUCUAUCACAUCUCAUCGGCAACGGUCAAGGAGACGGUGACUGAAACGUUGACCAAAACCGUCACUGUUGUCAAAAAGGAAAAGACAGAGCCUACUAUACCCGCCAAGAUCCUCACCAAACCUCAAUCUCUAACGGUCGAGGAGGGCGACCUCGCCAGGUUCUCCUGUGAGGUGGACGGUGACCCGGCACCUUCAAUAUUGUGGCUCCAGGAAGGAGAACCCAUGGGUUCCUCCGCCCGUCACCGCAUCGUGUCCACACAGAACGGUUCCUCUUUGGAGAUCUCGGCGGUUCGGGCAUCAGAUGAAGGAACCUACACUCUCCUGGUGGAAAAUGCUGCCGGCAAACAAGAAGCUUAUUUUACUCUGAGCAUUCGCAAGUCGGCGCCCAAGGAGGAAGUCGCCGCCCCGACGAGGGUAACCUCUCCGGAAGCCAAGUCCCCGGAACCCGUCAAAUCCCCACAAAGACUCAAAUCCCCUGAGCCAAUCAAGUCCCCUCUGAGAGUCAAGUCACCAGUCUCGUCCAAGUCCACGACCCCAAAGUCCCCAAGUCCAUCUGUUAAGGAAGUUGGCUGUCAAAUCAAAUCAGACUCGGAGCAGCUCAGCUGUGGAGCGACACCUCACUUCCUGUUGCAACCCCAACUCCAAAAUGGCGAGGGACAAACUGUCGCAUUUACCCGCGAGCCUGUGGGCGGGGCUUACCCUGACGUGGAAUGGUUGAAAGACAAUUUGACUCUGUGGGACACAGACGGCGGCAAAUACGCCAUCAAGUUUGGGAAGUUCUCAGCUACGUCCUCUAUCGACAUCCUCAGCACUCCGCCAGAGAACAUUGACGCCGAGACGAGCGAAUCGCCGAUGGUGACAGACGCCGUCUCUGGAGACCCCGUCCCAACUGUGCAGGGGCUCCGCUCAGGCCGGACUUUUCCCAGCCGUCACGUUGACGACACGGCGGUGAAGAACAACCACACCGGAGCGUCCUACACCCUCCGUCUUUCCAAUGAACUCAGUUCCGACACAUCGACUCUCAACGUUCAUAUCCGAUCCAUGUAAAAAAAAAAAAAAAAAAUGUCGCUUUAAGAAUUGAAAUGGAUGUUCCACCCCCCCCCCUCUCUUGUUUCCCCCUCAUUGCUAAUCUUUGGUUUAGUGAAUCAGCAACAAUUGACAUAUUUUUCUUUUUGUAAAUAUGAACUAUUUUUGUACCAAACAUGACGUCCAUUGAUACCAAACUCAAGUCUCAACUUGUGAUAAGAUGUGAUGACACUUUUGCGGUGACAUGUACAUAAUGUAUAUAGCCGGAUUUCACGGUUAUGAGAAAUGUAUGCAUUGUUAUUUAUGACAAAAAUAUGAAGUGAAUGAAAAAGCUAAAAUGGUUUCGUAGGAGAAAGUUCCACACGGAACGAAUACCCUGCGGAGAAAACGGAGAAACUAAACUUUGUGCCUCAACUCAACGUUGAAGUCUUAAGAUUGCCUCGGCGGGUAGAGCCGCUCCCCGCUGAUGACGAAAAGCAAACGCUCAUCACGAUUACGAUUUCCUUGCGAGCGUAAGGCCCCGAUUGCUGUUUGCGUCACCCUCACGUAAGCAGCACGACGCGGCCUUGCGCUUCAACCGACCGAGUCGUACCGACACGUUUUGUUUUGUUUUUGAUGACACGGUAGGAGUGCGAGUGGCCUGCACUCUUACCUUUGAUCAAGGAGCGCUGCUUCUGGCACGGGACGCUUCCUUUGGACUCGGUGUGGUUGACAUCUCCUGGCCCGGAAAGAAGACCGAGUCUGAGCGGACUGGGCUGUGCAGAAGCAGCGCCAUCUCUUGGAGGAUUGUGCCUUAGCGUGUUUGUGUGUGAUGUAGCUUUUAGUUGAUUGUUGACUUGGAUGCCACAGUGACUCCAUCUGCUGUGUGAAAUGUUCUUUUCUUUCCUUCAGCCUCCUUGAGUUUUUGUUUUAAUAAAGCAUGAUUUCAGCACCGAGACCUUGGCGUUGUCGUCUGUCACCGUGCGGCGUGGUCGUGUCGUGACCGCCAGGAUGCGGAGAUGAGGACCCGAAUGCGGGGAUGCCAGGGAUGAAUGCAAAGCAAAGGAAAACUGAACAGAGCAACACAGGAAGUGAAUACAAAAUAAGAGCAUGAACUAGGAACUAAGGCAAGAAAGGAAACUAAA
Messenger RNA from Doryrhamphus excisus (bluestripe pipefish), 94105 nucleotides. Lineage: Eukaryota; Metazoa; Chordata; Actinopteri; Syngnathiformes; Syngnathidae. The record is from RefSeq and is a predicted model, not a curated record.